Elgaria multicarinata webbii is the source of this 98762-nucleotide messenger RNA. It is a transcript of the gene TTN, whose product is annotated as titin. Gene Ontology annotation, biological process: protein phosphorylation. Gene Ontology annotation, molecular function: protein kinase activity; protein binding; ATP binding. The record is from RefSeq and is a predicted model, not a curated record. The transcript is spliced from 281 exons. Bases 217 to 97755 code for a protein of 32512 amino acids. Lineage: Eukaryota; Metazoa; Chordata; Lepidosauria; Squamata; Anguidae.
AUUCCCAGCCUCGCCUCGGGUGUAGGGAUUGCAAAGAAAAGCAAAACUACACCGUUUCGACCGUGUAGUUUUGUUUUUUAUGGGUAGAGGCUCAACCAUUCUCAUGUUGGGAUUGUUUAAAAUCAUACUCUGGAUAAGGACGUCGUUUAAGCAACUUUCGUUCGGGCUUAGCCCGCUCCUUUUAGGCACUCUUGUGAAAUCAGAGUGCCUGUAAAGAUGACGACAAAAGCGCCGACAUUCACACAGCCGUUACAAAGUGUUGUGGCACUGGAGGGUAGUGCCGCAACCUUUGAGGCUCAUAUUAGUGGUUCCCCAGUUCCUGAGGUGAGCUGGUAUCGGGAUGGCCAGGUUCUUUCUGCUGCAACUCUGCCCGGUGUGCAGAUCUCAUUUAGCGAUGGCCGCGCUAAACUUGUGAUCCCCGCCGUGACAGCAGCUAACAGUGGAAGAUACACCCUACAAGCCACCAAUGGAUCUGGACAAGCAACUAGUACCGCUGAACUACUUGUCACAGCUGAAACAGCGCCACCAAACUUUUCACAACGACUACAGAGCAUGACCGCAAGACAAGGAAGUCAGGUUCGACUUGACGUGAGAGUGACUGGAAUCCCUACACCUGUGGUGAAGUUCUAUCGGGAUGGAGCAGAAAUUCAAAGCUCCGCCGAUUUUCAAAUUUUACAUGAAGGAGACCUCUACAGUUUAAUAAUUGCAGAAGCUUACCCCGAAGACUCCGGAACAUAUUCAGUAAAUGCCACAAAUAGCGUGGGUCGAGCUACUUCAACAGCCGAACUGCUCGUUCAAGGUGAGGAAGAAGCUGUCCCCGCUAAAAAGACAAAGACAAUUGUUUCGACUGCUCAGAUUACACAAACUACACGACAAGCCAGAAUUGAAAAGAAGAUAGAAGCCCACUUUGACGCCAGGACACUUGCAACUGCUGAGAUGGUUAUAGAGAGUGCCACAGGACAACAGCUGACCCACAAGGCAGCUCUUGCCCCACGGAUGCCUCCUAGGCCUUCCUCGAAGUCACCGACUCCACCAAUAAUUGCUGCCAAAGUACAAAUGGCACGACAGCAGUCGCCAUCCCCGGUUAGACAGUCGCCAUCCCCUGUACGACAUGUCAGAGCUCCAACACCCUCGCCAGUCAGAUCUGUAUCUCCUGCUGGAGCGGCAAGACUCUCAGUCUCUACUUCGCCUAUCAGACCUGUGAAAUCGCCACUCUUGGUCCGAAAGACACAGGCAAUGGCAGUUGUAGGCUCUGAGGUUCUUCCUCCUUGGAAACAGGAAGGCUACGUAGCUACAUCUGAAACCAGAAUGAGAGAUACCAGAGUUACUACAAGUACAACCCAGAUGAGAGCUGAAGAGAGAUGGGAAGGGAGAUACGGUGUCCAAGAACAGAUUACUGUUAGUGGCACUGCUGCAGCAGAUGCUGCGAUUGGAGUUGGGGCUAUAAGAAAGGAACAGGUGAAAGUUCCUGUACCUAAGGUAAUAAUUGCUGCUGACACAAUUAAAGAACGAGAACAGAUUUCAAGAGCUAGAGAAGAGAUUUCUACCAAACGAGAAGAAAUUCACAUCGCUCAUCAUGAAAAGAUUGGUGUUGGCAAAAAGGCUGAAGCUGUAGCCACAGUUGUUCACGCAGUUGACCAAGCACGCAUUAGAGAGCCAAGGGAGCCAGAUUAUGCCGAAGAAGCGUAUUCUGAACAGGCUGCUUUGGAAUAUGGAUAUAAAGAGCAUGCAAUAGCAAGGCGUACGGUUGAGUUACCGCCAGAACAUCAUAUUGUCACCAAAGCUGUGAAAACCAAGGAGGUUCAUGUUCCUCCUGAAACACACAUUACAGCUGCUGAAAAAAUGGCCGUAUCAACACAGAUUAAAAGGACUGCAGAAACUUCAGUCGAAAAAUCAGUCCAUGUGGAACACACCCGUCCCCGUACAGCAAGCCCUCAUUUUACAGUUUCAAAAGUUUCUGUUCCCAAACCAGAUCAUACUUAUGAGGUUUCAAUAGCAGGAUCUGCUAUAGCUACUCUGCAAAAGGAGUUGUCAGCAACUUCUGUUCCAAAGAUCACCAAACCCGUGAGGCCUCCUCUUGCAAAGUCACCCGAACCCCGAGUGAUCCCACAGCAAGUCGCCUCGCCACAGUUUCCUUUUGUAGAGACAGCGGCCGACACCUAUCAGAGGCAUUAUGGUGCUGAAAUGAGAAGGGAAAUAGGUGUGACCGUGACAGGUGGUCUGUUGCGGGAACAAGAACGCAUUGAAUUAAUGCAAGAAGGCGAGCCACAGGUGAUUGAAGUUGCUAGAGUUCCUGAACCAGCAGAGGUUCCUGCCACACCCCCUUCCAUAGUAACAGUACUGAAAGAUAUGACUGUUAUGGAGGGAGAAUCCGUCACCCUGGAAUGCCGCAUUUCUGCAUAUCCAGCUCCAACUAUAGCAUGGUACAGAGAAGACUACCACAUUGAGAGUUCCAUAGAUUUUCAGAUUACCUUUGUGGCAGGAGUCGCUCGCCUUGUGAUUCGAGAAGCUUUUGCAGAAGACAGCGGAAGAUUUACUUGCACGGCUACCAAUCAGGCCGGAAGUGUCAGCACUUCAUGCCACCUCAUCGUGCAAGUCUCGGAGGAGUUUGAGAGCAAAGAAGCUAUUUCUACAAAAGUGGUCACAGAAGAAAAACGCUAUGUGGAGUCCAAAGAUGUAGUGAUGGCUGAAAUCACAGCUGCUGCAGAAGAAGUGUCUGGAGAAGCUGCAGCUCCUUUCUUCAUAAGAAAACCAAUUGUACAGAAGUUAAUUGAAGGUGGAAGUGUCAUUUUUGAGUGCCAGGUUGGGGGCAACCCAAAGCCACAUGUUUACUGGAAGAAAGCUGGGCUUCCUCUUACUACAGGCUACAGAUACAAAGUGCUUCAUAAAAAAGAAACUGGGGAAUGCAGACUUGAAAUUUCUAUGACUUUUGCUGAUGAUGCCGGAGAAUACACCAUUGUUGUUCGUAACAAACACGGGGAAGUUUCUGCAUCAGCUUCCUUAUUAGAAGAAGCUGCUUAUGAGGUCUACCUAAAAUCUCAACAAGAAAUAUAUCAAACUCAAGUGACCGCAUACGUACAAGAACCCAAAGUGGCUGUGGUAGCCCCGCCAACUUUGUAUGCUGACUACGAAAAAGAAUAUGAAAAAGAACAAGCUCUAAUUAGGAAGAAAAUGGCAAAAGAUACCGUGAUAGUCAGGACUUUUGCAGAAGAACAGGAGUUCCACAUUUCUUCCUUUGAAGAAAGACUUAUCAAAGAAAUUGAAUACAGAAUUAUUAAAACCACCCUUGAAGAGCUCCUUGAAGAAGAUGGAGAAGAAAUGGUGGUUGACAUAUCUGAUUCUGAAACAGUUGAAUCAGGAUUUGAACUGAGGUUAAAGAAUUACAGAAUCCUUGAAGGAAGUGGAGUGACCUUCCAUUGCAAAAUGACUGGAUAUCCUUUGCCUAAGAUUGCAUGGUACAAGGAUGGGAAGCGCAUCAAGCAUGGAGACCACUACCACAUGGAGGUUCUACAAGACGGCAGAGCCAGUCUGCGCCUGCCUGUGGUCUUGCCUGAAGACGAAGGCAUUUAUACCGUCUUUGCCAGUAACGUGAGAGGAAAUGCCAUAUGCUCUGCAAAAUUAUAUGUUGAACCUGUUGGACCAACUGGGUCUCCAGGUUAUAUCCCAUCACCUGAAAUGAUUAGAAGAUAUCGGUCUCUUUCUCCUCGAUCCCCGAGCCGUUCACCUGCACGCAGCUCGCCUUCACGCUCUCCUGCACGCAGGCUGGAAGAGACGGAUGAGGCACAGCUGGAGAGAUUGUACAAGCCGGUGUUUGUCUUGAAGCCGACAUCCUUUCAUUGUGCAGAAGGGCAGACGGCAAGGUUUGACCUCAAAGUUGUGGGCCGACCGAUGCCAGAAACAUACUGGUUUCACAAUGGUCAACAAGUCCUUAAUGAUUAUACACAUAAAAUAGUGAUAAAGGAAGACGGCACACAGUCGCUGAUUAUUAUUCCAGCUACUCCUGCCGAUUCUGGAGAAUGGGUUGUAAUUGCUCAAAACAGAGCAGGCAAAACAUCCAUCGCAAUGACCCUGACUGUGGAAGCUAGGGAACACUUAGUGACACCGCUGUUCGUUGAAAAACUGAAGAAUAUGUCUGUCAAGGAGGGAGACAAUCUGAAAAUGAAUGUAAAGGCCAAGGGUAACCCUAAUCCUGACAUUGUGUGGCUAAAGAACAGUGACAUCAUCGUACCCCAUAAAUACCCAAAUAUAAAGAUUGAGGGAACCAAAGGAGAAGCUGCCCUGAAAAUUGACUCGACUACCAGACAUGAUGCUGCGUGGUAUACCGCAACUGCCAUUAAUAAAGCCGGACGUGACACUACAAGGUGUAAAGUGAACGUUGAAGUUGAGUUCACUGAACCUGAACCGGAAAGGAGAUUAAUCAUUCCCAAGGGGACAUACAGAGCAAAAGAAAUUGCAGCUCCGGAACUGGAACCUCUCCACUUGCGUUAUGGUCAAGAGCAGUGGGAGGAAGGUGACCUCUAUGACAAGGAAAAACAACAAAAGCCAUUUUUCAAGAAGAAACUCACUUCCUUAAGGCUCAAGCGCUUUGGGCCAGCCCAUUUUGAAUGUAGACUUACGCCCAUUGGUGACCCCACCAUGGUAGUGGAGUGGCUACAUGACGGCAAGCCGUUGCAGGCAGCCAACCGACUUAGAAUGAUUAAUGAAUUUGGAUAUUGCAGCCUUGACUAUGAUGUCUCGUAUCCCAGAGAUAGUGGAGUGAUUACAUGCAGGGCUACAAAUAAAUAUGGCACUGACCACACAUCGGCAACACUCAUUGUUAAGGAUGAGAAAAGCCUUGUUGAAGAAUCUCAGCUGCCCGAAGGCAGGAUGGGACUGCAGCGCAUUGAAGAACUGGAACGGAUGGCCCAUGAAGGGGCUCUUCAUGGAGUUACAGAAGAUCAAAAAGUAAAACAAAAGCCAGAAAUAGUUUUGUUUCCUGAGCCUGCAAGAGUCCUUGAAGGUGAAAUUGCACGAUUCCGCUGCCGGGUGACUGGUUACCCCCUGCCCAAAGUCAAUUGGUAUCUCAAUGGCCAACUCAUUCGUAAAAGCAAAAGGUUUAGGCUUCGGUAUGAUGGAAUCUAUUACCUGGACAUUGUGGACUGCAAAUCAUAUGAUACAGGUGAAGUAAAAGUAACUGCAGAAAACCCUGAAGGCUCAACCGAACACAAGGUGAUAAUUGAGAUUCAGCAGCGGGAAGAUUUCAGAUCAGUUCUUCGCCGGGCACCUGAGCCUAAGCACGAAGCUCCGACGACAGAGCCCGGAAGACUUUUGUUUGACGUUCAAAAGGUUGACAAACCAGUUGAGAAAACUACCAAAGAGGUGGUGAAGCUCAAAAGGGCAGAAAAAGUCAGCCAUGAGAAGGUGACAGAAGAAUCCGAAGAACUUCGCAGUAAAUUCAAACGCAGAACUGAGGAGGGCUAUUAUGAAGCCAUUACUGCUGUGGAGCUUAAAUCACGUAAGAAGGAUGAGUCCUACGAAGAGCUGCUUAAGAAAACGAAAGAUGAACUUCUUCAUUGGACCAAAGACUUAACGGAGGAAGAGAAGAAAGCCCUUAUGGAGGAAGGCAAAAUCACUAUUCCAACCAUCAAGCCAGAGAAGAUUCAACUCAGUCCAAGCAUGGAGGCUCCAAAGAUAUUGGAACGUAUACAAAGCCAGACCAUUGGCCAAGGAAGUGAUGCCCAUUUCCGUGUCCGUGUAGUGGGCAAACCGGACCCAGAAUGCCAGUGGUUCAAAAACGGUGUGCAGAUUGAGAGGUCGGAUCGCAUCUAUUGGUUCUGGCCAGAAGAUAAUGUUUGUGAAUUGGUCAUCAGAGAUGUAACAGCAGAGGACUCUGCCAGCAUCAUGGUGAAAGCUGUUAACAUAGCCGGAGAAACCUCGAGCCAUGCUUUCUUACUAGUACAAGCCAAGCAGCAUAUCACAUUUACGCAGGAGCUACAAGAUGUCACUGCUAAGGAGAAAGAUUCAAUGGCAACCUUUGAAUGUGAAACCUCCGAACCCUUUGUCAAAGUGCAGUGGUACAAGGAUGGUGUGGAGAUUUCUUCUGGAGACAAAUACAGAACGCAUUCAGACAGGAAGGGUCACUUCCUUUCAGUGCUAAUGAUUGACAAGUCUGAUGAGGAGGAUUACAGCUGUGCCCUGGUGGAAGAUGAAUCUGUGAAAACUACAGCUAAACUAAUUGUCGAAGGUGCUAUUAUUGAGUUUAUUAAAGAACUGGAGGAUAUUGAAGUCCCAGAAUCCUUCUCAGGAGAACUGGAAUGUGAGAUUUCACCUGAAGAUAUGGAAGGAAAAUGGUAUCAUAACGAUGUUGAACUCACACCCAGUAAUAAAUAUGUCAUAUCCUCACGCCGAGGUCGCCAAAUCCUCACAAUUAAGGACGUUGCCAAAGAAGACCAAGGAGAAUAUAGCUUUGUAGCAGAUGGAAAAAAGACCUCCUGUAAACUGAAGAUGAAGCCACGACCUGUCACUGUCCUUCAAGGUCUUGCUGAUCAGAAGGUCUGUGAAGGUGAUAUUGUUCAACUUGAAGUGAAGCUUUCCCAAGAAAAUGUUGAAGGGGUCUGGAUGAAGGAUGGUGUUGAAAUUCAACCAAGUGAUCGGGUCCACAUUGUGAUAGACAAGCAGUCUCAUAUGUUGUUAGUUGAAGAUGUAACAAAAGAAGACAGCGGCGCAUACUCCUUUAACAUCCCUAGCCUGCUUCUUUCAACUACUGGUCGUGUCACUGUCUAUAGUGUGGAUAUAGUAAUACCUCUAAAAGAUGUUCAUGCAGUUGAGGGCACAAAAGCCAUCCUUGAAUGCAAAAUUUCAGUUCCGGAUGUAUCUUCAUCCAAAUGGUACCUAAAUGAUGAGCAGAUAAAGCCUGAUGACCGUGUCCAAACAGUCUCCAAAGGUGCUAAACAACGACUUGUGUUUACGAGGACACACGCAUCAGAUGAAGGACACUGUAAACUGGCUGUUGGCAAAGUUGAAACUAGCUGCAAUCUCACAAUUGAAAAAAUCCAGAUUAUUAAAGGACUUCAUGAUAUCACCUGCACUGAAACGCAGAAUGUAACCUUUGAAGUUGAGCUGUCCCAUGCCGGGAUUGAUGUUGUGUGGCAUUUCAAAGACCAGGAACUCAAAGCCAGCCCCAAAUACAAAAUAGAGGCACAUGGCACAAUAUAUAAAUUGACAGUAGUGAACAUGAUGAAGGACGAUGAAGGGGAGUACACAUUCUAUGCUGGGGAGAAGAAGACAUCUGGAAGGCUGGUUGUAGCAGGUGGUGCUAUUUCAAAGCCCCUCACUGAUCUAACUGUGGCUGAAUCCCAGACAGCUGUUUUUGAAUGCGAAGUAACCAAUCCAGAGUCUCAGGGCCAGUGGAUAAAGGAUGGAAAACCACUUUCUAUGACAGUUCACUGUAAAAGUGAAUCCGAUGGUUUGAAGAGGAGGCUUAAUAUUCCAGUCAGCAAACUUGAUGAUGCCGGAGAAUAUACCUUUCAAGUGGCAUCUUCAAAAACAUCUGCUAAGCUGAAAGUGGAAACUGUUAAGAUCAAAAGGACACUGAAGAACCUGACUGUAACAGAAACACAAGAUGCAGUGUUUUCAGUAGAACUUACUCAUCCUGAUGUGAAAGGCGCUCAGUGGAUUAAAAAUGGCGUUGAGCUGCUUUCUAGCGACAAAUAUGAGAUCAAGGUGGAAGGAACUGUCCACACACUGAAAGUCAAGAAUUGUGGUGUACCUGAUGAGUCAGUUUACAGCUUUAAACUGGGAAAGAUUGGAGCCAAUGCCAGGCUCCAUGUUGAAACUGUUAAGAUCAUCAAAAAACCAAAGGAUGUGACUGCUCUGGAGAACUCCGUCGUUUCCUUUGAAGUGAGCGUGUCUCAUGACACUGUCCCAGUCAAGUGGUUCCACAAAAACAUUGAGCUCAAGCCAAGUGACAAAUACAGACUGAGCUCUCAAAGGAAAGUUCACAAGCUGACAUUGCAAAAUAUAUCCCCUGCGGAUGCUGGAGAAUACACAGCAGUAGUAGGACAACUUGAAUGUAAAGCAAAACUAUUUGUGGAAACUGUACACAUUACAAAGACCAUGAAAAAUAUUGAGGUUGCUGAGACCAAAACUGCCUCUUUUGAGUGUGAGGUGUCUCAUUUUAAUGUACCUGCUGUGUGGCUGAAAAAUGGAGUGGAAAUUGAAAUGAGCGAGAAGUUUAAGAUAGUAGUUCAGGGAAAACUCCAUCAGCUCAGCAUCAUCAACACCAGCAGUGAGGAUUCUGCCGAAUACACCUUUAUCUGCGGAAAUGACAAAGUCAGCGCGACCCUGACAGUGAAACCUAUCCUGAUUACAUCCAUGCUGAAAGACAUCAAUGCAGAAGAAAAAGAUACAAUAACCUUUGAAGUGACUGUCAAUUAUGAAGGCAUUACAUACAAAUGGUUAAAGAAUGGGGUGGAAAUAAAAUCCACGGACCGAUGCCAGAUCAGAACUAAGAAGCUUACAUAUUCUCUUUCAAUAAGGAAUGUACAUUUUGGAGAUGGAGCUGAAUACAGUUUUGUUGCUGGAAAAGCUGCUUCAGCGGCCACUUUAUAUGUGGAAGCUCGCCAUAUUGAAUUUAGAAAACACAUUAAAGACAUUAAAGUUGUGGAGAAGAAAAGAGCUGUUUUUGAAUGUGAAAUCUCAGAACCUGACAUUUCUGUUCAGUGGAUGAAAGAUGGGCAGGAGCUUCAGCUUGGAGAAAGAGUGAAAGUUCAAAGGGAAAGAUUUGUUCAUCGUCUUCUGAUUACUUCCACAAAGGUGUCUGAUUCUGGGAAGUACACUGUAGUAGCAGGAGGAAAUAUGUCUAGUGCCAAUUUGAUAGUGGAAGGGCGUGACGUUCGUAUCAGAAGCCUCCAAAAAGAUGUUCAGGUCAUUGAGAGACAGCGAGCUGUGGUAGAAUUUGAGGUCAAUGAAGAUGACAUUGAUGCUCGCUGGUAUAAGGAUGGAAUUGAAAUCAACUUCCAGAUUGAAGAAAGGUAUCAUUAUGUGGUGGAAAGAAGAGUCCAUCGGAUGACCAUCACUGAAACCAGAUAUACAGAUGCUGGAGAAUACACCAUUUUAGCUGGAAAAAACAGGAGUUCCAUUACUCUCCAUGUGAAUGCUCCAGAGCCACCUCAAAUUGUAAAGGAGCUUCAGCCAGCCACCGUGGAGUCUGGGAAACCAGCCCGUUUCUGCGCUGUUGUGUCAGGCACACCUCAGCCCAAGGUCUCAUGGUACAAAGAUGAACAGCCUCUUUCCCCAGGCUUUAAGGUCAAGUUCCUUCAUGACGCCCAAGAAUACACUCUGUUGCUGAUCGAGACGUUCCCUGAAGAUGCUGCUGUCUACACGAUAGAAGCGAAGAAUGACUACGGCGUGGCCACCUCUUCCGCAUCCCUGUCGGUGGAAGUCCCAGAAGUUGUUUCUCCUGAUCUAGAGGUGCCAGUUUACCCACCUACUAUUAUCACACCACUGCGUGAUGCGCUUACUUCUGAGGGACAGCCCACUUACUUUCAGUGCAGAGUUACAGGGACAGACCUCAAAGUCUCUUGGUAUAGCAAAGACAAAGAGAUCAAGCCAUCCCGCUUCUUCAGGAUGACUCAGUUUGAAGACACUUUCCAACUGGAGAUUGCAGAAGCUUACCCAGAAGACGAAGGCAUUUACACCUUUGUGGCCAGCAAUUCUGUAGGCCAGGUGUCAAGUAUGGCUGCGUUGAAACUGGAAGCCCCAGAAAAACUUCUUCAAGAGAAGAUAGAGCAGCAGAUUGAGAUGGAAGUUAAAGUUGCACCAAUCCUGAGGAGAAGACUGGAAUCCCAGGAAGUAGCUGUGUAUCACCUUGCCAAUUUCACUUGUGAGAUCGAGAUGGCGCCAAACGUACGCUUUCAAUGGUAUAGAGCUGGGCGGGAAAUUUAUGAUGGUGACAAAUACACCAUCCAUACAGCUAAUUAUACAUCCACUCUUCAAAUCCCGAGACCUCAAGUAGUUGACUGUGGGGAAUACAGUUGCAAAGCUUCCAAUCAAUAUGGCAGCGUAAGCAGCAAAGCAACCUUAACAGUAACUGAAGCGUUUCCUCCAACUUUCCUAACCAGACCUGAGUCUGUUACUACUUUUGUGGGUAAGAGUGCCAGGUUCCUCUGUACAGUGUCAGGCACCCCUGUGAUAGACACGGUGUGGCAGAAGGACGGCACUGCCAUUUCCUCCACAGAACGCACCAAGAUUUCAGCUGCUGACAAUAAGCACAGUUUAGAGAUUACACAUCUUUCAGUCAAUGACAGGGGGGUAUACACUUGCAAAGCCUCUAACAAGUUUGGAGCAGACAUCUGCCAGGCAGAACUUGCCAUCAUUGAUAAGCCCCGUUUCAUUAAAGAGCUGCAGUCUGUGCAGUCUGCGGUCAAUAAAAAGAUACAUCUUGAAUGCCAAGUGGAUGAAGACCGGAAAGUAACCGUAUCCUGGAGUAAGGAUGGGAACAGAAUACCCCCAGGCAGAGAUUACAAGAUUUACUUUGAAGACAAAAUAGCAUCACUUGAGAUCCCUCUGUCUAAACUUAAAGAUUCAGGGACAUAUACAUGCACUGCUGCAAAUGAGGCUGGGAGUAGCUCUUCUUCUGCAACUGUAACCAUCAGAGAGCCACCAUCCUUUCUGAAAAAAGUGGACCCCUCUUACUUGUUGACUCCAGGAGAGUCAGCACAUCUUCAAUGCAAAAUCAAAGGGUCCCCUGUGAUCCAGGUGACAUGGUUCAAAAACAAUAAAGAAAUUAGAGAGAGUGAUACACACAGGAUAUCUUUUGCCAACAACGUGGCUGUGCUAGAUAUUUCCAAUGUGAAAGUUGACAACACUGGAAGUUACUCAUGUGAAGCAGUUAACGACGCUGGCAGUGAUAGCUGUAGCACUGAGAUUGUUGUCAAAGAGCCUCCUACUUUCAUCAAAACUCUCGAGCCGGCUGAACUAGUGAGAGGAAUAAAUGCCACUCUUCAGUGUGAGGUUUCUGGUACUGCACCAUUCGAAAUCAGUUGGUUUAAAGACAAGAAGCAAAUUCGCAGUAGUAAAAAAUACAGGUUGACUUCCCAAAAGUCUCUUAUCUCUUUGGAGAUUUCUUCAUUUAAUAGUGCAGACGUUGGUGAAUAUGAAUGUUCCAUAGCGAAUGAAGUUGGAAAAUGCAUUUGCAGUGCAUCAUACAUACUGAAAGAACCUCCAUCUUUUGUUAAGAAAAUUGAAGACGUUACUUCUCUCGCUGGAGAUGCAGUUGUUUUACAGGCAGCUGUGAAAGGCUCCGCUCCUAUUUCUGUCACUUGGAUGAAGGGGAAAGAUAUUAUUAAAGAGGAUAACAAAGUCAAAGUGACCUUUGAAAAUGGCAUUGCCACUUUGCAAAUCUCAGAUGUCCAAAUGAGUUCUGGUGGUAAAUAUACAUGUCUGGCUGAGAAUGACGCAGGAAGUCAAACAAGUUUUGGACAAUUAGCAGUUAAAGAGCCUGCCACAAUCGUUGAGAGAGCAGAGUUCAUUCAGGUGACUGCUGGGGACCCAGCAACUUUGGAAUAUACUGUUGCAGGCACCCCAGAGUUAAAAACAAAAUGGUUCAAAGAUGGAAAACCUCUGGUUUCUAACAAAAAGUAUAGAAUCAGUUUUAAGAACAACGUUGCUCAGUUAAAAUUCUAUACGGCCGAAUUGCACGAUACUGGCGAAAUCACCUUUGAAGUUGAGAAUGACGUUGGACGCAGUUCGUGCACCACCACAUUUUCUGUAUUAGAUCGCACCAUCCCCCCGUUCUUUACCAAGCCCCUGCGGAACGCUGACAGCGCAGUUGGUAGCUCCUGCCAUCUUGAUUGCAGAGUAUCAGGUUCUCUUCCAAUAAAAGUUUCUUGGUUUAAACACGACAAAGAGAUCACUGCCAGUGCCAAAUAUAAAGUACGUUAUGAAGAAGGUUCAGCGUCUUUGGAGAUCCAGCGUCUGGAUAUCAAUGAUGUAGGGGUGUAUUCCUGUAGAGCCACAAACUCUGCAGGGAGUAAAGAAAGCAGUAGCACUUUGACUGUAAAAGAGCCACCUAGCUUCGUAACAGAGCCAGAGUCUCAAGACAUAUCACCUGGGUCAACGGUGCGUUUGAAGAGUACUUUUAAAGGAACAGCACCACUCUCUGUAGAGUGGUUUAAGGGUGAUGCUAAGCUAACAACCGGUGGAGCUUGCUACAUCAUGACAGAAGCUUUGUCGAGUUACAUGGAACUUUAUGCAGUAAAACCUGCAGAUUCAGGCGUCUAUUCUUGCAAAGUCAGCAACGUGGCUGGUUCAGUUGCAUGCACUGCAAACGUGUUUGUGAAAGAACCCGCUACUUUCGUGGAGAGACUUGAGCCAUCGCAGUUGAUUAAGAAAGGAGAAUAUGCCCAGUUAGAAUGUAAAGUAAUGGGCACCCCUGAAAUUAAAAUAUCCUGGUUUAAGGAUGAUAGGGAAAUUAAAGACAGUGCCAAGUUCAAGAUGUCUUUGAUAGGCUCCACAGCAGUACUCAGACUGAUGGAUGUCGCCGUUGAAGACAGUGGUGAAUACAUGUGUGAGGCCAAAAACGACGCUGGGAAGGACACCUGCAGUAGUGUUGUGGCAGUAAAAGAAUCGCCAUAUUUUAUCAAGGAAUUUGAACCCAGGGAAGUAUUAAAAGAUUCAGAUGUUAUACUGGAGUGUGAGGUGUUAGGUACUCCUCCAUUUGAGGUAUAUUGGUUAAAGGACAACAAGCCUGUGAGGAGCAGUAGAAAACACAGAAUAACCAUGGAGAAUUCCUUGCUUAGUCUCCAAGUUUUCAAGUUCGACUCUUCAGAUGUGGGCGAAUAUCAAUGCAUGGUAACAAAUGAUGUAGGAAGCUGCGUCUGUAGCUCAGAGGUGGCUCUGAAAGAGCCCCCACAAUUUGUGAAGAGGAUUGAGACCAUUAGCUCUCUUAGAGGAGGCACCAUUGUGUUUCAGGCAACUAUUAAAGGCUCCAUGCCAAUAACAAUCUCUUGGUUGAAAGAUAAUGACGACAUUGUUGAAGAUGAUAACACAAAAAUGACUUUUGUGAACAAUGUGGCAACUCUCAUGAUCAGGGCCAUUGAAGUAAAGCAUGAUGGGAAAUAUUUUUGUCAGGCUAAAAACGACGCCGGAAUCCAAAGAUGUUCUGCUUUACUAACAGUGAAAGAGCCAGCCACGAUCACUGAUAAAGCUGUUUCAAUUGAUGUCACUGAGGGUGAUCCAGCCACCUUGCAGUGUAGAUUUUCAGGAACGAAAGAUAUUACCGCCAAAUGGUUCAGAGCUGGGAAGGAGUUGACUUUGGGACCCAAAUAUAAAAUCAGUAUCACCGACACAGUCUCCAUGCUGAAGAUUGCUUCAACAGAAAAGAAAGAUAGUGGCGAAUACACAUUUGAGGUUUCAAAUGAUGUUGGAAGCAGCAGCUGUAAAGCUAGCAUUAAUGUAUUAGAUCUGAUCAUACCACCCAAAUUCACCAAAAAGCUAAAGAAAAUGGACAGCAUUAAGGGCUCUUUCGUCCACCUUGAGUGCAUAGUGUCUGGUUCCCAUCCAAUAAGUAUCCAAUGGUACAAAGAUGGUCAAGAAAUAACUGCUAGUGAAAAACACAAAUACUCCUUUCAUGAUAACAUGGCAUUCUUGGAGCUCAACCAGCUUGAAGGUAGAGACAGUGGAUCUUAUACCUGCGAAGCAACAAACAAAGCAGGAAAAAACCAGUGCAGUGCAUAUUUAACCGUCAAAGAACCUCCAAGUUUUGUUGAAAAACCACAGUCACAAGAUAUCAUACCUGCUGCUAGAGUCCAGCUCAAAGCCCUGGUGAGCGGCACUCCUCCCAUACAAAUAAAGUGGUUCAAAGACAGCAAAGAACUCCUGACGGGAGCCUCUCGCUCAGUUUAUAAGGAUGACACUUCAAGUGUACUAGAACUCUUUUCAGCCAAGACAUCUGAUUCAGGAAACUAUAUCUGCCAAAUAAGCAAUGAUGUUGGGUCAACAACCUGCAAAGCAACCCUCUUUGUGAAAGAGCCCCCCAGGUUUGUUCAGAAGCCUAGCCCUGUAGUAGUUUUGAGAAAAGGGCAAUCUACCACUUUUGAAUGCCAGGUAGCUGGUACACCUGAAAUCCGUGCAACUUGGUACCUAGAUGGGAAUGAAGUUACGGACCACGCUAAAUAUGGAGUCUCAUUUGUAGACAACAUUGCCACUUUUAAAGUCACCAAUGCUAAGGUGGAAAACAGUGGGACUUAUAUUUGUGAAGUUCACAAUGAUGCAGGUAGUGAAAGCUGCAGCAUUGAACUGAAAGUGAAAGAACCUCCCACAUUUAUAAGGGAGCUGAAACCCGUGGAAGUAGUGAAAAGUUAUGAUGCUGUCUUAGAAUGUGAAGUCACAGGCACCCCUCCGUUCGAAGUAACCUGGCUGAAGAACAACAGUGAGAUUCGAAGCAGCAAAAAAUAUACCAUGACUGAUAGACAAUCUAUAUUUGGCCUUCAAAUAAUGAGCUGUGAUUUUCAAGAUGCUGGCGAAUACCAGUGCAUUAUAGCAAAUGAAGGAGGCAGUUGUUCAUGUAGCACAAGGGUCACUUUGAAAGAGCCCCCAUCCUUCAUCAAGAAGUUAGAAAAUGUACGUGCUGUUUUGAAAAGUUCCGCUGUUUUUCAAUGCACAGUGGCUGGUUCCCAGCCUUUAACAGUGUCUUGGAUAAAAGAUGAAAGAAUCCUUGAAAAUGAUGAGAACUUCCACAUUACCUUUGAGAACAAUGUGGCAAGAUUGAAAAUCAAGAACGUUCACCUUAGUCACAGUGGGAGAUACACCUGUCAGGCCAAGAAUGAGUCAGGAGUUGAAAAGUGCUUUGCUUUGCUUUUAGUACAAGAACCUGCUCAGAUAAUAGAAAAGGCUAAAUCAGUUAAAGUGACUGAAAAAGACCCCGUGACUCUGGAAUGUACUGUGGCUGGAACGCCAGAACUUCAAACCAAAUGGUUCAAAGAUGGCAAACAGCUCAUGCCCAGUAGAUAUUACACUAUGAGCUUUGAUAAUAAUGUGGCCAGUUUUAGGAUUGAAUCCGUGAUGAAGCAGGACAGUGGUGCAUACACUUUUAAGGUUGAAAAUGAGUUUGGAAGCAGCACCUGUGAGGCUGUUCUGUCAGUACUAGAUCAAUCAAUUCCUCCCUCAUUUACCAAAAAACUACCAAAAAUGGAUAAAAUUCUGGGAUCAUCCAUUCAUAUGGAGUGUAAAAUUUCUGGCUCACUCCCUAUUACGGCAAAAUGGUAUAAAGAUGGAAAAGAGAUCCCUGACAGCGCCAAAUACAGGAGUCUGUGCCAUGAAAACACUGUAUCACUAGAGGUUAAUUACCUGGAAUUGACAGAUUCUGCAAAUUAUACUUGCAGCGUGACUAAUGUUGCAGGAAGUGACUCAUGUAGUGCCGCCUUAACAGUGAAAGAGCCACCAAGCUUCCUGGCAAAACCAGAAAGCCAGCAAGCUGUACCUGAUUCAACAGUGGAAUUUAAAGCUGCUUUAAAGGGAACACCGCCUUUUAAAAUAAAGUGGUUUAAAGAAGAUUUAGAACUUGUGCCUGGACCUAACUGUUUAUUUGGGAUUGAAGGGUCUACUGGUUUCUUAAAUCUUUAUUCAGUGGAUAUAUCAAAAAGUGGGAACUAUACUUGCCAAGUUUCCAAUGACGUUGGCAGUGAUUCUUGCACAACAACACUGAAUGUAACAGAACCUCCAAAGUUUGUUAAGAAGCUAGAGCCGUCAAAAGUUGUGAAACAGGGUGACUCCACACGACUCGAAUGUAAAAUCAGUGGCACUCCAGAAAUCAAAGUGGUAUGGUACAGGAAUGACACUGAACUCCAUGCUAGUGAAAAGUUCCAGAUGUCAUUCACAGAUUCUGUGGCAGUAAUUGAAAUGAGACAUCUUGGUGCUGACGAUAGUGGCGAUUACAUAUGUGAAGCACAGAAUCCUGCUGGCAAAGCAAGCUGCAGCACAAAACUUCUAGUAAAAGAACCUCCUGUAUUUAGCAGGAAGCCAUCUCCACUACAUACACUCAAAGGCACUGAAGUUAGCCUUGAGUGCGAAAUUUCUGGGACGCCACCAUUUGAAGUCACAUGGUAUAAGGAUAAGAGACAAAUCCGCAGCAGUAAAAAAUACAAGGUCACAUCCAAGAACUACCAUGCGAGUGUGCACAUUCUGAAUGUUGAAGCUUCUGACAUUGGUGAAUACCAGUGCAAAGCUCAGAAUGACAUUGGAAGUGACACUUGUAUUUGCACUGUAAAACUAAAAGAACCACCAAAAUUUGUGACCAAAAUAAACAACCUUACUGUGGUGGUGGGUGAACAAGUAGAGUUACAAGCAACGGUGGAAGGCUCUCAACCAAUUUCAGUUCUCUGGCUGAAGGACAAGGAAGAGGUCAUUCGAGAAAGUGAAAACACAGCAAUCACCUAUGUGGGAAAUGUUGCCACUUUACAGCUUGCCAAAGCAGAACCAGCAAGUGCUGGGAAGUAUAUCUGUCAAGUCAGUAACGAUGCUGGAACCCGGGAGUGUAUGGCCACUCUAACAGUUCUAGAGCCAGCUGUCAUUGUAGAGAAGGCAGAGCCAAUGAAGGUCACUGUAGGAGAUAUUUGUACCUUAGAGUGCAAAGUGGGUGGUACACCUGAACUUUCAAUAGGCUGGUUUAAGGAUGGAAAAGAACUGACAAGUAGCGACAAAUACAAAAUUACCUUCUACAACAAAGUGUCGACACUUAAAAUUCUUGAUUCUGAAGGGGAAGACAGUGGCUUAUAUACCUUUGAGGUACAGAACAAUGUUGGCAAAAGCAGCUGUACCGCAUCAGUUGAUGUUCUAGAUCGGAUUAUCCCACCUUCAUUCACAAGAAAACUUAAAGAAACCCAUGGUGUACUAGCUUCAUCUGUCGUUCUUGAGUGCAAAGUGGCUGGGUCCCACCCAAUUACCGUUGCUUGGUUUCAUAAUGGCCAUAAAAUCACUAGUGGGGAAAAACAUCAAAUCAGUUUUUCAGACAACGUUUGCGGUUUGCAAAUCAGUUCACUGAAGUCAUCGGAUACAGGAACAUACACAUGUAAAGCUGCUAAUGUAGCAGGCUCCGAAGAGACCAGGGCUAUUUUGACCGUGCAAGAACCACCCUCUUUUGUGAAGGAACCUGAAUCUGUGGACAUUUUGCCAGGCAGAAGUGUUACAUUUUCUGCUGUUAUUAGAGGAACGCCACCCUUUAAGGUGAACUGGUUUAGAGGGGUCAGUGAACUGGUACCAGGUGAUAAAUGUAACAUCUUUUUGGAAGAUUCUGUCACAGAUCUGGAGCUUUUUGAUGUAGAGCCGCUCCAGAGUGGAGAUUAUACCUGCGUUGUGACUAAUGAAGCUGGCAAAGUGUCUUGUACAGCACAUCUUUCUGUAAAAGAACCAGCCGUCUUUGUGAAGAAAGUCAGUGACCAUUGCGUCGAACCAGGCAAAUCCAUCAUUCUAGAAAGCCAGUACACUGGUAGCCUUCCUAUUUCAGUCACAUGGAAGAAGGAUGGUGUAACUUUAAGUCAAUCUGAAAAAUGCAAUAUCACCACAACGGAGAAGUCAUGCAUUCUGGAAAUUCUUAACAGUACAAAGGAUGACCAAGGGGAAUACACAUGCAUGGUGGAAAAUGAGGCUGGAGAAGAUAUUUGUGAAGCGCUAGUAUCCACUUUAGAACCCCCUUCUUUCGUCACACACUUGGGACCUCUUGAAGUAUCAGUUGGAGACUACACAACUUUGCAGUGCCAAGUUUCUGGGACACCAGAAAUCACAAUAUCUUGGUACAAAGGAGAUACCAAAUUAAGAUCAACUCCAGAGUAUAAAAUGUACUUCAAAGACAAUGUUGCUACACUUAUAUUUAACAAAGUAGAUGUCAGUGACAGUGGAGAAUAUAUUUGCAAAGCAGAAAACGUUGUUGGAGCUACCUAUUCAAAGGCUGUUUUGGCAGUUCAAGAGCGAAAACACCCACCUUCUUUUGCGAGGAAGUUAAAGGACACAGAGCAAACUGUUGGUUUCCCGGUCAAAUUCGUUUGCCGCCUAAAUGGGUCAGAACCCAUCAGUGUUACUUGGUAUAAGGAUGGUGUGCCUUUAAGAGAUGACUUUAAUGUACAAACCUCUUACAUAGAUAAUGUGGCGACUCUUCAUCUGUUGCAAACUGAGAUGGGCCAUACUGGGCAGUACUCUUGCACAGCUACCAACCCUGUUGGAACUGCUACAUCUAGUGCCAGGUUCUCAGUCUCAGAACCUAAACAAGCCCCCCUGUUUGAUAUCACACCUGAAUCCAAAGAUCUUCCCGUUGGAGAAAGUGCUGAUUUUGAGUGUCAUGUUACCGGAGCCCAACCAAUACAUGUUACCUGGGCAAAAGACGGCCGGGAGAUCCGCACAGGAGGAAACUAUGCCAUCACAUUUGUAGCAAAUACAGCCCAUUUAAGGAUUCUGAGAGUAGCCAAAGGAGACUCUGGACAGUACACCUGCCAAGCUAGCAACGAUGUCGGAAAAGACUUUUGCUCAGCUCAGCUUAAUGUGAAAGAACCUCCUAAAUUUGUAAAGAAACUAGAAGCAGCAAGAAUGGUGAAGCAGGGUGAUUCAUGUCAACUUGAAUGUAAAAUCAGUGGUUCCCCAGAAAUCAAAAUUGUGUGGUACAAAAAUGACCAGGAAAUACAUGCUAGUGACAAGCACCGCAUGGCAUUCAGUGACUCCAUCGCAGUGCUCAUCAUCGUUGAUGCCAACCCUGAAGACACUGGAGAUUACAUUUGUGAAGCUCUCAAUUCUGCUGGCACUGCGAGCUGCAGUACGGUCGUCACCGUGAAAGAGCCUCCUGUUUUUAGCAAGAAACCUAGCCCCGUAGACACCCUUAAGGGCUCUGACGUCAUCCUCCAGUGUGAAAUUGCAGGCACACCACCAUUUGAAGUUGUCUGGUUCAAGGACAGGAAGCAAGUCAGGAGCAGUAAGAAGUUCAAAGUGACCACUAAGAACUUCAACGCCAGUGUCCACAUCCUUAACCUUGAAGCUGCCGACACCGGGGAAUAUCAGUGCAAAGUGGCAAAUGAGGUGGGAAGUGACACUUGCUCUUGUGCCGUGAAGUUCAAAGAACCACCUCGAUUUGUUAAGAAGCUGAGUGACACCUUCACCUAUGCUGGAGAACCCACUGCAUUGCGGGCCGUAGUGGAAGGCUCCCAGCCUAUUUCUGUCGUGUGGCUUAAAGACAAGGGUGAAAUAAUACGGGAAAGCGAAAACCUCCAGAUUUCCUUUUCGGAUAACAUUGCAACCCUUCAGAUUGCAAAUGCCGAAGCCACCAAUGGUGGGAAGUACAUCUGCCAGAUUAAAAAUGACGCCGGAAUGCGAGAAUGUGCAGGACACCUGCAAGUCCUAGAACCGGCUGUGAUUUUGGAGAAGCCUGAGCCAAUGACGGUUACCGCUGGCAGUGUAUUUACUUUGGAGUGCACGGUGGGUGGGACUCCAGAGCUAAUUGCGAAGUGGUUUAAGGACGGAAGAGAACUCACCAACAGCCGCAAGCAUCAGAUUACCUUCUCCAACAAAGUAGCAACACUUAAAGUUCUUUCUGCCGGCAUGGAAGACAGGGGACUGUACACGUUCGAAGUGCAAAACGAAGUGGGGAAAAGCAGCUGUACUUCUUCGGUUGAUGUUUCAGACCAACUUGUCCCUCCUUCUUUUGUAAGAAGAUUAAAAGAAACGUUUGGCGUGCUGGGUUCUUCAGUUGUUCUGGAGUGCAAAAUUGCUGGGUCACCACCUCUUUCAGUGACUUGGUUUUACGGAGGAAAUGAGAUUUUCAGUGGGGAUAAAUACGAAACCGCCUUUUCAGAUAAUGUCUGUGCUUUGAAGGUGAACGCUCUGGACUCAUCUGAUACAGGGCCCUACACCUGUGCUGCUGCAAAUGUAGCUGGAUCUGAUGAAUGCAGCGCCUUUUUGACAGUGCAAGAACCUCCCUCUUUUGCAAAGACACCUGAUCCAUUGGAGGUUUUGCCUGGAAUGAGUGUAACCUUCAGAAGUCUGAUAAGAGGAACUCCUCCUUUCAAAGUGAACUGGUUUAAGGGAAGCAGAGAACUUGUGCCAGGGAAAACAUGCAACAUCAUCUUGGCAGAUUCAACUGCAGAGCUGGAAUUGUUUGAAGUAGGACCACUCCAGACUGGAGAUUACACCUGUCUUGCCACUAAUGAUGCUGGCAGUGCCUCUUGUACCACCCAUCUUUUUGUGAAAGAACCGGCUGUGUUUGUGAAGAAACUAAGCGAUUUCAGCAUAGAGCACGGCAAAUCCAUAAUUCUAGAAAGUACAUUCAGUGGAACUCCCCCGCUUGCCGUGACAUGGAAGAAGAAUGGUUUAAACAUCACACAGUCUCCAAAAUGUAACGUAACAACAACAGAAAAGUCAGGCAUACUGGAAAUUCUUAAUAGUACCAGAGAAGACGAAGGAGAAUACGUGUGUGAAAUUGCAAAUGAUGCUGGGGAGGACGUAUGCCAUGCCCUGGUAUCAAUCUUAGAACCACCUUAUUUUGUUAAACACUUGGAGCCUAUGGAGGUGACUGUUGGAGAGCCAGCAUCUUUACAAUGCCAAGUGGCUGGAACACCAGAAAUCAAGGUGUCAUGGUACAAAGGAGAUACCAAACUAAGAUCUACUCAGGCUUAUAAAAUGCACUUCAAGAACAAUGUGGCUUCACUUGCUUUCAGCCAGGUGCAGCAUGCCGACAUUGGUGAAUUCGUCUGCAAAGCAGAAAACAGCGCUGGGUUUGCCACUUCAACAGCAGUGCUGACUGCCAAAGACCGUAAACUUCCUCCUUCAUUUACGAAAAAGCUGAAAGACAUUCAUGAGACUGUCGGCUCUCCAAUCGCGUUUGAUUGCCGUAUCGUUGGCUCUGAACCACUGGAAGUGUCUUGGUAUAAGGAUGGGGUGUUGUUGAGAGCCGACGAUAACAUUCAAGCAACCUUCCUAAACAAUGUAGCAACUCUUCAAAUCUUGCAAACCGACAUGGCUCACUGCGGCCAGUACGUUUGCUCAGCUCACAAUGCUCUUGGAAAAGCUUCUUCCAGUGCCAAGCUCCAGCUCACAGAACACCUGAAACCUCCAUUCUUCGAUGUGAAGCCUUUGCCUCUUGAUGUUGCUCUUGGGGAAAGUGGCUCUUUCAAGUGUCACGUCACAGGAUCAGUGCCCAUGAAAGUCAGCUGGGCAAAAGAUAACAGAGAGAUCCGCCCCGGUGGCAAUUACAAGAUCACACUGGUAGAAAACACAGCCACACUGACUGUGCUGAAAGUAGGCAAAGGUGAUGCUGGGCUUUAUACCUGUUAUGCAAGCAACAGCGCUGGGAAGGAGUCUUGUGCUGCUCAGCUGGGUUUCAAAGAGCCACCAAGGUUUAUUAAGAAGUUAGACUCCUCCAGAGUUGUGAAAGAACAUGAUUCAACUAGAUAUGAAUGCAAGAUAGGUGGUUCUCCAGAAAUUAACGUUGUGUGGUACAAGGGUGAAACUCCAAUUCAGCCCAGUAACAAAUACAGUAUGUCCUUCGUUGAUUCUGUGGCAGUCAUUGAAAUGCACAGCCUGACUGUGGAAGACAGCGGAGACUACACUUGUGAAGCCCAAAAUGCAGCAGGCAGUGCCAACAGCAGUACUUCAUUGAAAGUCAAAGCUGCUCCUGUUUUCCGCAAGAAACCCAGGCCAGUAGAAAUUCUGAAAGGUUUUGACGUUCAUCUUGAAUGUGAGCUUCAGGGCACUCCUCCCUUCCAAAUUUCAUGGUAUAAAGAAAAGAGGGAAAUUAGAAGUAGCAAGAAGUACAAGAUCUUAUCUGAAAAUUACCUCGCUAGUAUUCACAUUCUCAACGUUGAUGCCGCCGACAUUGGUGAAUAUCACUGUAAGGCAACCAACGAUGUGGGAAGCGAUGCUUGCAUUUGCUCUGUGAUGCUGAAAGCACCCCCAAGGUUUGUGAAGAAACUUCAUGAUAUCACUGCAGUAGUUGGGGAGCCAGCUGAACUUCAAGCCACGGUAGAAGGUUCUGAGCCAAUUUCUGUUCUUUGGUUGAAAGACAAAGGUGAAGUCAUCAGAGAAAGUGACAAUGUCUGGAUGUCAUAUUCAGAUAAAGUUGCUGUCCUUCAGGUUGUCAAUGCAGAACCAACCAACACUGGAAAAUAUACAUGCCAGAUUAAAAAUGAUGCUGGAAGUCAGGAAUGUUUUGCUACCUUAUCAGUUCUAGAGCCUGCAGCUAUUGUAGAGAAGCCUGGACCAAUGGCAGUCACAGCUGGAGAUUCUUGUACCUUAGAAUGUACAGUAGCUGGAACACCAGAGCUCACCGCUCGGUGGUUCAAGGAUGGACAUGAGCUCUCUUCUGACCACAAAUACAAAAUCACUUUCUUCAACAAAGUGUCUGGACUUAAGAUUCUGAACGCAGGAUUACAGGACAGUGGAGAAUACAGAUUUGAGGUGAAAAACAAUGUUGGUCAAAGCAGUUGCUCAGCAUCGGUACAGGUUUCAGAUCGCAUUAUACCACCUUCAUUCACAAAAAGGCUGAAAGAAACACAUGGUCUCUUGGGGUCAUCUGGCGUACUUGAGUGCAAAGUCAUUGGCUCACCUCCUAUCUCUGUUUCUUGGUUCCAUGAUGGAGAUGAAAUCACUAGUGGAGAAAAGUAUCAGGCAACCCUUACAGAUAACACUUGUUGUCUGAGAGUAAAUACUCUUCAAGAGUCAGAUAUUGGAAAUUACUCUUGCAUAGCAACAAAUGUAGCUGGAUCUGAUGAAUGUGACGCCUAUUUCAUAGUCAGAGAACCCCCAACUUUUGUGAAAAAACCUGAACCUUUGCAAGUUUUAUCUGGGGCAAAUAUAACGUUCACAAGUAUCAUUAAAGGAACCCUUCCAUUUGAUAUAAAAUGGUUUAGGGGUAGUGUUGAACUAGUCCCAGGACACAGAUGUAACAUCUCUUUGGAAGAAUCAGUUGCUGAACUGGAAUUGUUCGAUGUUCACCCAGUCCAAAGUGGAGAUUAUACUUGCAUUGUUAGUAAUGAAGCGGGGAAAAUCUCUUGCACAACUCACCUCUUCGUGAAAGAACCUGCCAAAUUUGUGAAGAAAUUGAAUGACUUCAAUGUAGAGAAAGGAAAACAGCUAACGCUGGAAUGCACAUACACUGGUACACCUCCAAUUGCAGUAUCUUGGAAGAAAAAUGGUAUCAAUAUAUCUCAUUCAGAAAAAUGCAGUAUUACCACUACAGAAACAUCUGCCAUACUGGAGGUCUCUAGUAGCAAAACAGAUGAUGCCGGAUUAUAUUCUUGCCAUAUAGAAAAUGAUUCAGGACAAGAUAAUUCUCAAGCUACAGUCUCAAUAUUAGAACCACCUUACUUUGUCAGAAAUCUGGAACCUGUUCAGGUGACAGUUGGAGAUUCUGCAUCAUUACAAUGCCAAAUUGCUGGAACACAAGAAAUCAUUGUGUCAUGGUACAAAGGAGACACAAAACUAAGAGCAACCGCUACCUCUAAAAUGCACUUUAAAAACCAAGUUGCCACGCUAGUAUUUAACCAAGUGGAUAGUAAUGACGGUGGAGAGUAUAUCUGCAAAGCGGAAAACAGUGUUGGGGAAGUGGUUUCUUCAGCGCUACUGUCUGUUCAAGAGCGUAAACUUCCUCCUUCAUUUUCACGAAAAUUAAGAGAUAUUCAUGAAACUGUUGGUUUACCAAUUACAUUUGAUUGUGGCAUUACUGGUUCUGAACCUAUCGAAGUAACUUGGUAUAAAGAUGGUGCACAAAUAAGAGAUGGCUAUAACGUGCAAACCUCGUACUUAAAUAAUGUUGCGACUCUACAGAUCUCACAAACUGACAUGAGUCUUGCAGGGCAAUAUACUUGCACAGCUUCCAAUGCUAUUGGAACUGCUUCUUCUAGCGCCAGACUCAUCCUUACAGAAGGGAAGACUCCUCCACUCUUUGACAUCCCAAUUGCAUCGGUUGACGCAGUUGUUGGUGACGGUGCUGACUUUGAAUGCCACAUUUCUGGAACACGUCCUAUUAAGAUUACUUGGUCAAAGGAUAACCAGGAAUUACGAACUGGAGGGAACUACCAGAUCAGUUACGUAGAAAAUAUAGCCCAUUUGACAAUUCUGAAAGUUGGCAAAGGAGACUCUGGAAAAUAUUCAUGUCAUGCUAGCAAUGAAGUUGGAAAGGAUUCCUGCACAGCUCAACUUAAUAUUAAAGAACGACAGAAUCCACCUUCUUUCACUAAAAAGCUGUCUGAAACUGUAGAAGAAACAGAAGGGAAUACGUUUAAACUUGAGGGCCGUGUUUCUGGUUCUCAGCCUAUGACUAUUGCCUGGUACAAGAAUAACCAGGAGAUUUAUGACAGCCACAAUUGUGAAUUAUCAUUCAAAAACAACACAAUUCUUCUGCACGUUAAAAAUGCAGCACAAACUGACGCAGGUUUAUAUACCUGCAAAGUGUCCAAUGAAGCCGGGAGCACCCUGUGUACUUCUUCUGUUGUUAUUAAAGAACCCAAAAAGCCACCUGUAUUUGAUCAACCUCUUAAACCGAUGGCUGUAGAUGAAGGCAACAUCUUGCAGCUCAGUUGCCAUGUCCGGGGAUCACAGCCAAUUAGAAUCCAGUGGCUAAAAGCUGGGAAAGAACUAAGAUCGUCUGACAAAUGCAGCUUGAGCUUUGCUAAUGGAAUUGCUCUUUUAGAAGUCCAGGCAGUUACCAAAACUGAUUCUGGCGAGUAUGUGUGCAAAGCUUCAAACGUGGCUGGAAGUGAUGCUUGCAAGUCAAAAGUAUCAAUUAAAGAAAAAGCAGCAGCUGCACCAGCAGCUAAGAAGGCACCAACUGAUGGAAAGCUUUACUUCAUCUCAGAGCCUCAAAGUAUCACUGUUAUUGAAAAGAGCGCCGCUACAUUUAUUGCUAAAGUUGGUGGAGAUCCAAUCCCCAAUGUGAAAUGGAUGAAAGGAAAAUGGAGGCAGCUGAACCAAGGAGGUCGCAUUGUGAUUCAGCAAAGAGGGGAUGAAGCCAAGCUGGAAAUCAAGGAUGCAACAAAAACUGAUUCUGGGCAGUACAGAUGUGUGGCUUUUAACGAUCACGGUGAAAUUGAAAGCACUGCCAACUUACAGGUUGACGAAAGGAAGAAACAAGAAGUAAUUGAAGGAGACCUUAGAGCAAAACUAAAGAAAACUCCAACCAAAAGGAAAGAAGAUGAGGAAGAAAAGGCCAUUGAUAUCAUGGAACUUCUCAAAAAUGUAGAUCCUAAAGAAUAUGAGAAAUAUGCUCGUAUGUAUGGAAUUACAGAUUUCCGAGGUCUCCUCCAAGCCUUUGAGUUGCUAAAACAAAGCCAAGAAGAAGAAACCCAUAGAUUGGAGAUUGAAGUAACAGAGAAAUCUAGACGGGAAGAACAGGAGUUUGAUGAACUUGUGUCAUUUAUUCAGCAAAGACUUACACAAACAGAGCCCAUUACUCUGAUCAGAGAUAUUGAAGAUCAGACUGUAAUAACAGAUGAAGAUGCUAUCUUUGAAUGUGAGAUUAAAAUAAACUAUCCAGAAAUCAAACUGUCCUGGUACAAAGGCACUGAAAAACUGGAUUCUAACAACAAAUAUGAAAUAAGAAUUGAAGGUGACCGGCACAUACUUAAAAUCAGGAACUGUCAGCUUGGAGAUCAGGGAAAUUACAGGGUGGUAUGCGGACCCCAUAUUGCUAGUGCUAAACUAACAGUGAUUGAACCUGCGAUUGAACGACAGCUGCGAGAUACUGCACUCAAGGAAGGAUUUACAUGCUCUUUGGUGUGUCAGUUCUCUGUUCCAAAUACAAAAUCCCAAUGGUUCAGAAAUGGAAAGGCCCUUAAAAUAGGAGGCAGAUAUGCAACUGAAGUCUCAGAGAAGGUGCACAGGCUCAUCAUCAAGGAUGUAAAAACAGAAGAUCAGGGGCGCUAUACUUGCCGCUUUGACCAUCUAGAAACAACAGCCGACCUAACAAUUGAAGCUGAACCAAUUCAAUUUACCAAGACCAUACAGAAUAUAGUGGUGAGCGAAUACCAGUCUGCAACCUUUGAGUGUGAGGUAUCUUUUGAUGAUGCAGUCGUCACAUGGUAUAAAGAGAAAACUGAACUCAGAGAGAGCCAUAAGUACAGCUUUAGGACAGAAGGCCGCUGCCAUUAUAUGACUAUCCAUAAUGUUACAGCAGAUGAUGAAGGGGUGUAUUCUGUCAUUGCCCGCCUUGAGCCGAGAGGUGAAGCAAGAAGCACAGCUGAACUUUACCUGACUACUAAAGAGAUUAAACUGGAAGUGAAGCCUCCAGAUAUCCCAGAUGCUAGAGUUGCCGUUCCAGUCGAAGUUCCAGCAGAAGAUAUUCCUGCUCUUCCUAUCUUACUUCCAAUGCCAGAAGAGAAGAAAAAGGAAAAAGUGGUUAAAAAACCAGUUCUGAAGAAAAUUCCCAAAAAGCCAGUUCCAAAAGCUCCAGAGGAAGUUGCGCCACCUGAAGUUCCUGCAAAGAAACCUCAAGAGGUCAAAGUAACCACUGUGGCAAAGAAGAAAGAAGCAGUUUAUGAGAAAAAGGAAGAAAUCUAUGAGGUUCGCAAAGAAGCAUAUGAAGAAUGGGAAGAAGAUUAUGGAGAGAAGCAUGAAUAUUAUGAAAGAACGGAAGGUUACGAUGAAGGAGAAGAGGAAUGGGCAUAUGGAGAAAGAGAAAUUUCUUAUGAGGAAAAAGUUUAUCACGAAGAAGUGGUUCAAGUUCCAAGAAAGCCAGAACCUGAACGAAAAGUGCCAGAAAUUUCAAAGAAGAAGGAAGAAAAGAAAAAGGUUAUCGUACAGAAAGUUACUCGAAAACCUGUAACUGAAGAGGUUGAAAGAACUUCUCAGAGGCUAGAAGAAGAACACCUUAAACGGGCUAGAGCUCCAGAAGCUCCACCACAGAAACCUGCACGGAAGAUUGUGCAUGAAGAAGUUAUAGAAAGAAAAGUACCAGACGAACAAAAAUGGACUAUUUCCGAGGAAAAGGUGUCUGUGUCAUAUCACAAAGAAGAGGAAUAUACUUAUGGAUCAGAACCAGAAGAGUAUGAAGAAGAAAGCUUCUAUGUGGAAUACCCAACUGAAGAACCAGAUGAGUAUGAUGAAGAAAGGUUCUAUGAGGAGGUUCCUGAAGUUCCACCACCUAAAGUCCCUGAGGUGCGUAAGAGAGUAGAAGAAAAAAUUCCAGUUGCUGUUCCCAAGAAAGAAGAAGCCCCACCAGCUAAAGUGCCCGAAGUGCCCAAGAAACCAGUCCCAGAAAAGAAAAAGCCUGCCCCUCCUCCGAAAGUAGAGGCACCACCAGCUAAAGUGCCAGAGGUACCGAAGAAACCCGUUCCAGAAGAACGAAAGCCUGCUGCUGUUCCCAAGAAAGUGGCACCACCAGCUAAAGUGCCAGAAGUACCAAAGCCAGUCCCAGAAGAAAAAGUACCUGUUCCUGUUCCUAAAAAAGUGCCUGAGGUACCUAAGAAAGCUGUUCCAGAAGAGAAAGUUGCUGUUCUGAAGAAAAAAGAGGUUCCCCCAGCCAAAGUCCCUGAGGUGCCCAAGAAAGUGGUUCCUGAAGAAAAAGUACCUCGACCACGUAAAAAAGAAGAGGCUCCUCCAGCUAAAGUGCCUGAAGUACCGAAGAAAGUCAUCCCAGAAGAAAAAUUACCUGUUGCUGUUCCCAAAAGAGUGGAACCUCCUCCAGCCAAAGUGCCUGAGGUGCCUAGGAGAGCUGUUUUAGAAGAGAAAAUAUUUGUUUCAGAAGAAAAAGUAUCUGUUGCCAUUUCUAAAAGAGUGGAAGCUCCUUCACCUGAAGUGGAAAGAUGGACUGAAGAAGUGGAAGAAGAAGAGGAAGAGGAGGAGGAGGAGGAAGAAACAGCUGUCACUUAUGAGAGAGAGGAGGAGGAGAUUUCAUAUGAGAAAGAAGAGGAAAUUUCGUAUGAGAGAGAGGAAAUUACUUAUGAAAGAGAGGAGGAGAUUUCAGAGGUGUCAGAAGAGGCCUACUACGCUGAGGAGACAGUGCAUGUUACUGUUCCCGAGGAAGUGCCACCAGUUAAAGUUCCUGAGGUCCGGAAGAAACCUGAACCAGAAAAGAAAGUGGCUGUUCCCAAGAAACCAGAGGCUCCUCCGGCCAAAGUUCCUGAGGUGCCCAAGAAGGCUGUGCCAGAAGAGAAAGUAACUGUUGCAGUGCCUAAAAAACCAGAACCACCACCUGCUAAAGUGCCUGAGGUUCCCAAGAAACCUGUUCCAGAAAAGAAGGUGGCAGUUGCUGUACCAGAAGCACCUCCAGCAAAAGUGCCUGAGGUACCCAAGAAACCUGUUCCAGAAGAAAAAGUUGUGCCUAAAAAACCAGAGGCGCCACCAGCUAAAGUGCCUGAGGUACCAAAGAAACCUGUCCCAGAAGAAAAGGUUCCAGUUGCUGUUCCAAAGAAACCAGAACCCCCACCUGCUAAAGUGCCUGAAGUCCCAAAGAAAGUUGUUCCAGAAAAGAAAGUACCAGCUGAAGUGCCUAAGAAACCUGAAGCUCCGCCAGCUAAAGUUCCUGAAGUACCCAAGAAAGUGGUUCCUGAAGAAAAAGUACAGGUUCCUGAGCCCAAAAAACCAGAGCCUCCUCCUGCUAAAGUCCCUGAGGUGCCAAAGAAAAUAAUCCCAGAAGAAAAAGUACCUGAGAAAAAGCCUGAACCUCCAGCACCCAAAGUGCCAGAAGUUCCCAAGAAAGUUAUUCCAGAAAAGAAGCCACCUGAACCAGAGGUCCCACCUCCUAAAGUGCCUGAAGUACCCAAGAAAAUUGUUCCAGAAGAAAAAGUACCUAAGAAACCAGAACCUGCUAAAGUGCCUGAGGUACCCAAGAAAGCUGUGCCUGAAGAGAAAGUUCCUACACUCAAAAAGAAAGAACCGCCAGCAGCUAAAGUGCCUGAAGUGCCCAAAAAGCCGGUUGUCGAAGAGAAAGAACCAACUCCUGUGAUUAAAAAGCCGGUAGUUAAAAAACCAGAACCUCCUCCUGUUGAAGAGCCAGAAUAUUUUGCUGAGCCUGAAGAACCAGAACCAGUUGUCGUGGUUGAAGAACGAGAGCACAUUACUCUUGUAGAAGAAACAGAAGUCAUUGUUGUUCCUGAAGAACCUGAACCUGCUAUUGUGCCUAAAAAAACAAAACCUGCCAUUGUGCCUAAAAAAGCAGAACCGGCAGCUCCGCCUAAGAAACCGGCAGCUCCGCCUAAGAAACCGGCAGCUCCGCCUAAGAAACCAGAAGCUGUGCCUAAGAAACCAGAACGUCCACAGUAUGAAGAAGAAAUCAGAACCUUGCAUUAUGAAGAAGAACGAGAGGUACAGACUUUUAUUGGACACAGAGAACGAGAAUAUGUGUCUGUUCACCAAGACAUAGAGGCCAUUGCUGCACUUGAAGAACCUGAACAGGCUUUGGCUUUUGAAAUCCCAGAACCUGAGGAAUACAUUCCUGAGGAACCAGAGGUCAUAAUUCCACCUGAAGAACCUGAACCAGUUGCUGUUCCUGAGGAACCGGCACCUGCUAUUGUGCCUAAAAAACCAAAGCCUACUGCUGUACCUAAAAAAGCAGAACCUGCAGCUCCACCCAAAAAGCCAGAACCCAUUGCAGUGCCUAAAAAGCCAAAACUUGCUCCUGUACCUAAAAAACCAGAACCUCCAGCUGCUCCUAAGAAACCAGAAGCUGUGUUUAAGAAACCAGAACGUCCACCAGCUAAAGAGGAGUAUGAAGAAGAACGAGAGGUACAGACUUUUAUUGGAUACCGAGAACGACAACAUGUGUCUGUUCAUCAAGAGAUAGAGGCCAUCGCUGCACUUGAAGAACCUGAACAGGCUUCGGCUUUUGAAAUCACAGAGCCUGAAGAAUACAUUCUUGAGGAACCAGAGGCCAUUGUUCCAUCAGAAGAACCCGAACCCGAACCAGAAGUCAUUGCUGCACCUGAAGAACCAGAGGUUAUUGCUGCUCCUGAAGAGCCUGCACCUGCUAUUGUGCCUAAAAAACCAAAGCCUAUUGCUGUACCUAAGAAACCAGAACCUACUGAAGUGCCUAAGAAACCAAAACCCAUUGCAGUGCCUAAAAAACCAGAACCUGCAGCUCUGCCCAAAAAACCAGAACCCACUGAAGUGCCUAAAAAGCCAAAACUUGCUGCUGUGCCUAAAAAACCAGAACCUCCAGCUAAGAAACCAGAAGCUGUGUUUAAAAAACCAGAACGUCCACCAGCUAAAGAGGAGUAUGAAGAAGAACGAGAGGUACAGACUUUUAUUGGAUACCGAGAACGACAACAUGUGUCUGUUCAUCAAGAGAUAGAGGCCAUCGCUGCACUUGAAGAACCUGAACAGGCUUCGGCUUUUGAAAUCACAGAGCCUGAAGAAUACAUUCUUGAGGAACCAGAGGCCAUUGUUCCAUCAGAAGAACCUGAACCCGAACCAGAAGUCAUUGCUGCACCAGAAGAAUCUAUUGCAGAACCUAAAAAACCUGAACAUCUGCCAGCGAAAGUGCCUGAGGUACCCAAGAAAGCUGUCCCAGAAAAGAAAAAAACAGUUCCUGUGGCUAAAAAAAUCAAACCAGCACCAGCUAAAGUUCGGGAAGCACCUAAGAAAGCUGUGCCAGAAGAAAAAGCACCCGUUGCUGUGCCGAAAGAGCCAGAACCCUUGCCAACUGAAGAGCCAGAAGUUACAGAGGAAAUUGAACCUGAAGAACCAAUCCCUGCUCCUAUCCCAGAAGAAGAAGAGAUAAUUCCAACAGAAGAAGAACCAGAACCAGAAAAGAAGAUACUUGAAAAACCUAAACCCCGUGUACCUUUCCCACCAAAAGAGGAAGUUAAAGAGGAAAAGGUUUCACUUAAAGCACCUGGGCUGAAAGCACGGAAACAACGUCCUGAACCUGCCCCUCCUCCACCUAAGGAAGAAAUUGCUCUGAAAAAAGUCCAAAGAGCAGUUAAGAAGCCUGAGGAGGAAGAAGCUAAACCGGAGAAAGAACCUAAACCUGAACUCAAGCCUCAAGAAAAGAUUAAGAAGCCUGAAGUGCCAGAGAUUCAAAAGAAGAAAACUGAGAUCCCACCUAUCAAGAAAAGGGAGGAAAAAGAGAAGCCUGUGCCUGAACCAGCCAAAGUUCCAGAACCCAAACCAGCAAAAAUUCCUGAACCAAAGCCUGCUACAGCCCUGAAAUCUCCUAAGCCCCCUGCAAAGCCGACACCUGAAGCCGCUCCUUUGACAACUCCAGUGGUUGGGAAGAAAGCAGAGCCCAAAACUACACCAAAGGAGGAAGCUGCGAAGGGUAAAAGUCCUAUUAAAGCCAUAAAGACACCUUCGCCAGCGGAUGCAGAGAGGAGGAAAUUACGGCCAGGGAGUGGUGGUGACAAGCCGCCUGAUGAACCCCCGUUCACAUACCAGCUAAAAGCUGUGCCGCUCAAGUUUGUGACAGAAAUCAAAGACAUCGUGCUGACAGAAGCAGAGUCCAUAGGCUCAUCUGCCAUCUUUGAGUGCCUCAUCUCUCCCUCCACUGCCAUUACAAGUUGGAUGAAAGAUGGCAGCAACAUCCGCGAGAGCCCUAAGCACAGGUUCCUGUCUGAUGGGAAAGACAGGAAGCUCCAUAUUAUUGACGUCCAGCUUUCAGAUGCUGGGGAGUACACUUGUGUACUGAAACUGGGAAACAAAGAGAAGACCUCUACAGCGAAGCUUGUUGUUGAAGAAUUACCAGUGCGCUUUGUGAAGACUCUGGAGGAGGAACUUACAGUCAUCAAAGGGCAACCCUUUUAUCUCACCUGCGAGCUGAACAAAGAGAGAGAUGUGGUCUGGAGAAAAGAUGGGAAAAUUGUCAAAGACAAACCUGGGAAAAUUGCUUUGGGUAUUAUCGGCUUGCAGCGUGCCGUCACUAUCAUGGAUGCUGAUGACACUGAUGGUGGAAUAUACACGGUGACUGUUGAAGAUGCAAACAUCAGCUGUCAAUCGACCGUUAAAGUUGUUGAAAUGAUAAAAGACUGGCUAGUGAAACCUAUCAGAGACCAGCAUGUGAAACCAAAAGGUACUGCUACCUUUGCUUGUGAUGUUGUGAAGGAUACGCCAAAUAUUAAAUGGUAUAAAGGUGAUGAGGAGAUUCCUCUUGAACCAACUGACAAAACAGAAAUUAUAAAAGAUGGAUCUCAUCUCUACCUCAAAGUUAAGAAUGCCACACCCGAUGAUAUUGGGGAAUAUUCAGUGGAAGUUGAAGGGAAACGAUAUCCAGCUAAGCUGACACUUGGUGAUCGUGAAGUUGAGCUGCUUAAACCCCUGGAAGAUGUUACUAUUUAUGAAAAAGAAACAGCAAACUUUGACACUGAGAUUUCUGAAGACGAUAUCCCUGGAGAAUGGAAAUUGAAAGGAGAACUACUCCGGCCUUCACCUACUUGUGAGAUCAAAGCUGAAGGAGGAAAACGCUUCUUAACCUUACACAAAGUCAAGUUAGACCAGGCUGGAGAAGUUCUUUAUCAAGCAUUGAAUGCAGUUACUGCAGCUAUCCUGACAGUGAAAGAAAUUGAGCUUGACUUUGCCGUGCCAUUGAAAGAUGUGACUGUACCAGAGAGGCGGCAGGCAAGGUUUGAAUGCGUGCUCACCAGGGAAGCCAACGUAAUGUGGUCUAAAGGCAGUGACAUAAUCAAAGUUGGAGACAAAUUUGACAUCAUUGCAGAUGGAAAGAAACACAUACUCGUGAUCAAUGAUUCUCAGUUUGAUGAUGAAGGACAGUACACUGCUGAAGUCGAAGGGAAGAAAACCACAGCAAGACUGUUUGUAGAAGGUGUCAGGCUGAAGUUUAUCUCCCCACUCCAAGAUCAGACAGUGAAGGAAGGAGAAACAGCUCACUUUGAAUUUGAACUUUCUCAUGAAGAUAUGCCAGUGACCUGGUUUAAAAAUGACAAGAAACUCCACAAUAGCAGAACAGUUCAUAUUUCUGCCGAAGGGAAGAAACACAAAUUAGAAAUAAGCGAAGUGACACUUGAUGACAUCUCUGAGAUCAAGGCACAAGUUAAGACACUACACACUGAGGCACACCUGAAGGUUUUAGAGGCUGAUCCAUACUUCACUGUGAAAUUGCAAGACUAUACUGCCACUGAGAAAGAUGAUAUCAUUCUGGAGUGUGAACUUAGCAAAGAUGUGCCAGUGAAGUGGUAUAAAGAUGGUGAGGAACUUGUAGCUUCCAAGAAAAUCUCCAUCAAGACUGAUGGCAAGCGCCGCAUAUUAAAAAUUAAAAAAGUAUCAGAUGCUGAUAAGGGCAAUUAUGAAUGUAACUGUGGAACUGACAAGACAAAUUCUGAAGUUAAGACUGAGGCUCGAUUAAUAAAAGUAGAGCGUCCUCUGUACGGAGUGGAAGUAUUUGUUGGUGAAACAGCACGGUUUGAGGUUGAAAUCUCUGAGCCUGAUGUUCAAGCAAUUUGGAAGUUAAAGGGAGAAACUUUAACCGCUUCACCUGAUUGUGAAAUGAUUCAAGAUGGAAAGAAGCAUGUCCUUAUCCUUUAUAACUGCAAAUUGGAUAUGACAGGAGAGGUGUCCUUCCAGGCUGCAAACGCUAAAAGUGCUGCUAAUCUGAAAGUCAAAGAACUACCUCUCAUCUUCAUAACUCCACUCAGCGAUGUCAAAGUCUUUGAGAAGGAUGAAGCUAAGUUUGAAUGUGAAGUAUCAAGAGAACCGAAGACUUUCCGUUGGUUGAAAGGAACCCAAGAGAUCCCAGGAGAUGAGAAGUUUGAAAUCCUAUCAGAAGGCACAAAGCAUGCCCUUGUCAUUAAGAGUGUGGCUUUUGAGGAUGAAGCUAAAUAUAUGUUUGAAGCUGAAGAUAAACGAACAAGUGCAAAGUUGAUCAUUGAAGGCAUUCGUCUUGAAUUCAUUACUCCUCUCAAGGAUGUGACAGCAAAGGAGCGCGAAACUGCUGUUUUCACCGUGGAACUAUCCCAUGACAAUAUCCCUGUCAUCUGGUAUAAGAAUGACCAACGGCUCCAUACCACCAAGGUUGUUUCAAUGAAGGAUGAUGGCAAAUUCCAUACGCUCACGUUUAAAGAUCUCACUAUUGAUGAUACAUCUCAGAUCAAAGUGGAAGCCAUGGGGAAAUCGUGUGAAGCUAAACUCACUGUUCUUGAGGGGGAUCCUUAUUUUACUGGAAAACUUCAAGAUUACACCGCUGUGGAAAAAGAUGAAGUCAUUUUGCAAUGUGAAAUUAGCAAAGCAGAUGCUCCGGUAAAAUGGUUUAAAGACGGACAAGAAAUAACUCCAUCUAAGAAUGCUAUUAUCAAGGCCGAUGGCAAGAAACGAAUGCUUAUCCUCAAGAAAGCCUUGAAGAAAGACAUUGGUCAAUAUACCUGUGAUUGUGGUACUGACCAGACUUCCGGCAAGCUCAACAUUGAAGACCGUGAUAUUAAGAUUGUACGUCCCCUGUACAGUGUGGAAAUAUUUGAGACAGAGACUGCCCGUUUCGAUACGGAAAUCUCUGAGGAAGAUAUUCAUGCCAACUGGAAACUGAACGGAGAGCCCUUGACUCAGUCAGCUGACUGUGAGAUUAAGGAGGAAGGGAAAAGGCACUGUGUUACACUCUACAAUGUGCGCUUGAACCAGGCUGGUGGUGUGGACUUCCAAGCAGCCAACGCCAAAUCGAGUGCUCACCUUCGGGUGAAACCACGUGUCAUUGGCCUCCUGAGGCCUCUAAAGGAUGUAACUGUGACGGCUGGAGAAACGGCAACCUUCGAAUGUGAGCUCUCCUAUGAGGGAAUUGUAGUGGAGUGGUUCUUGAAAGGACAGAAAUUGGAACCCAGUGACAAGGUUGUACCCCGUGCUGAAGGAAGAGUUCACACCCUUGUUCUCAGGGAUGUGAAGCUAACUGAUGCUGGAGAAGUCACUUUGACUGCAAAGGAUUUCAAAACGAAAGCAAAUCUUUUUGUAAAAGAACCACCUGUUGAGUUUACCAAACCUCUUGAGGACCAGACCGUAGAGGAAGAAGCCACUGCAGUAUUGGAGUGUGAACUGUCCAGAGAUGCACCAGUGAAAUGGUUCAAGAAUGGCACGGAAAUUCACAAAACAAAGAAAUACGAUAUCAUUGCGGAUGGCAGAGUCAGAAAACUUAUCAUUCAUGGCUGCACACUGGAUGAUGCUAAAACAUACACCUGUGAUGCUAAAGAUUUCAAGACCUCUUGUUUCCUGAAUGUUGAACCACUUCAUGUCGAGUUUACAAAGCCUCUUCAUGAUCUUGAAGUUAAAGAAAAGGAAGUUGCUCGGUUUGAAUGUGAAAUUUCCCGACCAACUGUUAAGGCAAAGUGGUUUAGGGACGGUGUUGAAAUCCGAAAAGGCAAGAAAUAUGACAUCAUUGCUAAAGACGUCCAGAGGAUACUUGUUAUCAGCAAAUGUCUACUUGAUGAUGAAGCUGAAUAUACAUGUGAAGCAAAGGCAGCCAGAACCUCGGGCAUGCUUACAGUGAUAGAGGAGGAAGCUGUCUUUACCAAAAACCUUCCCAACAUAGAAGUAAACGAAACAGAUACCGUCAAAUUGAUUUGCGAGGUUUCCAAGCCUGAUGCAGAAGUAACUUGGUUCAAAGGCAAUGAGGAGUUGCCUGAUGGCGGCAGAUAUGAACAAAUUGCGGACGGACGAAAGAGAAUUCUGGUCAUCCAUAACGCUCGUCUUGAUGACGCAAGCCCCUACAGCUGCAGGCUUCCAAGCACUCGGACAACUGGCAAGCUCAAAGUUCACGAACUUGCAGCUGAAUUUAUUACCAGACCCCAGAAUGUUGAAGUACUUGAAGGAGAAAAGGCAGAAUUUGUCUGCUCAGUAUCCAAAGAUGCCUUUGAAGUACAGUGGCUUAGGGGGGAUACUGUUCUUGAAGCUGGUGAUAAGUAUGACAUCAUAUCUGAUGGCAAAAAGAGAAUUCUGGUCAUUAAAGAGUCUGUCCUGGAUGAUGAGGGAAGUUAUGCUGCCAUGGUUGGUGAUGCCAAAGCCAAAGCACGCUUGAAAGUGAUUGAAAAACUCAGGAUUGUUAUUCCACUGAAGGACCAAGAAGUUAAAGAAGGAGAAGAGCUUGUCUUUAACUGUGAAGUUAAUACAGAAGGUGCCAAGGCUAAGUGGUACAAAGAUGAUGAACCAAUAUUUGAUAGUGCAAAAUACAUCCUGGUCCAUAAGGAUCUAGUUUACACUCUAAGAAUCAGAGACGCCCAUUUGAAUGACCAAGCAACCUACACUGUCGCACUAGCAAACCAGAGAGGAGAGCAUGUCAAGUCCUCUGCUAACUUAACUGUACUUGAGGAAGAUCUCAGAAUUAUUGAGCCUCUUCAAGACAUUGAAACCAUGGAGAAGAAAUCUGUCACAUUCUGGUGCAAAGUGAAUCGUCUUAACGUAACCCUCCAGUGGACAAAGAAUGGCGAAGAAGUCACCUUUGACCGCCGCAUUUUGUACAAAGUGGAUAAAUACAAGCAUUCACUUAUCAUUAAAAAUUGUGGGUUUAUCGAUGAAGGGGAAUACACCGUCACUGCUGGCCAAGACAAGUCUGUUGCGGAGCUUAUCAUCACAGAGGCACCUACAGAUUUCAUUGAGCAUUUGCAAGACCAGACCGUCACUGAAUUUGAUGAUGCCGUCUUUUCUUGCCAGCUUUCCAAAGAGAAAGCGAGUGUGAAGUGGUACAGAAACGGACGAGAAAUAAAAGAGGGCAAAAAGUAUCUCUUUGAAAAGGAUGGAAAUUUACACCGAUUAGUUAUAAAAGACUGCAGACUAGAUGACGAAUGUGAGUAUUCUUGUGGAGUGGACGACAGGAGAUCCCGAGCAAGGCUGUUCGUUGAAGAAAUUCCUGUGGAGAUCAUCCGGCCACCACAAGAUGCUUAUGAAGCUCCUGGCUCUGACGUCAUCUUCUUUGCUGAAUUGAAUAAAGAUAAGGUGGAAGUCAAAUGGUUGAGAAAUAACAUGAUUAUUGUUCAGGGAGAUAAACACCAAAUGAUGAGUGAAGGGAAGGUCCAUAGGCUGCAAGUCUGUGAAAUAAGGCCGCGUGACCAAGGAGAAUAUAGAUUCAUUGCCAAAGACAAAGAAGCUCGAGCUAAGCUAGAAUUGGCAGCUGCUCCAAGAAUAAAGACAGCUGAUCAGAACCUUGUGGUAGAUGUUGGGCAGCCAUUGACUAUGACUGUUCCAUAUGAUGCCUACCCACGAGCAGAAGCAGAGUGGUUUAAGGAAGAUGAAGCCCUGCCCACUCAGACGGUUGAUACAACAGCUGAAAGUACUACCUUCAGAAUCCAUGAAGCAAAGACAUCACACAAAGGAAGAUACAAAAUUAUACUCAAAAAUAAACAUGGCCAAGCUGAAGCACGCAUCAAUGUACAAGUUAUUGAUGUCCCUGGUCCAGUUAGGAACUUGGAAGUAACUGAAACAUUUGAUGGUGAAGUUAGCCUUGCCUGGGAGGAACCAGAAAGUGAUGGAGGUAGUAAAAUCACUGGAUAUGUUGUUGAAAGGCGUGACAUCAAACGCAAGACCUGGAUUUUGGCAACUGAUCGUGCCGACAGUUGUGAAUACACAGUUACCGGUCUUCAAAGGGGAGGUGUGGAGUAUCUCUUCCGUGUGAGUGCGAAAAACAGAGUGGGUACCGGCGAGCCAGUUGAAACAGACAAACCUGUUGAAGCAAAGAGCAGAUUUGAUGUCCCAGGUCCUCCUCUCAAUGUACAAGUUCCUGAUGUAAACAGAUCUAGUGCAACUCUUACUUGGGAAACACCAGAAUACGAUGGAGGUUCUCCAAUUACGGGCUACAUUAUUGAAUUGCGUGAUAGAGGUUCAAUCAAGUGGGAGCCCACCAUGACCACAGGAGCGCAUGAAUUGUCUGCAGUAAUAACAGAUGUCGUGGAAAACAAAGAAUACUUUUUCAGAGUCAGAGCUCAAAACCAAGUUGGAGUUGGCAAACCUAGUGCUUCUACACAUGCAGUCAAGAUCAUGGAUCCAAUUGAAAGACCAAGUCCUCCCAUUAACCUUGACCAUUCUGACCAAACUAAGGAAUCUGUGAAACUUACAUGGGAACCUCCUCUGAAAGACGGAGGCAGCCCAAUUUUGGGCUACAUUAUUGAAAGACGUGAGGAGGGAACGGACGACUGGGUCCGCUGCAAUCCGAAACUUGCACCUAGUCUUUCUUACAAGGUGACUGGAUUGACACCGCUGGCUAAGUAUUAUUAUAGAGUAUCUGCCGAAAAUGCUGCUGGUGUAUCAGAUCCAGCUGAAGCUAUUGGACCACUGACUGCUGAUGAUCCUCAUUUUGGACCCACAAUGGACUUAAGUGGAUUUAAAGAUGGACUUGAAGUUAUUGUUCCAGAGCCACUCAAAAUACGUGUUCCUAUCACUGGGUAUCCAGUACCAACCGCCACAUGGUCUGUAGGUGACAAAGUUUUAGAAGAAGGUGACCGGGUGAAAAUUGAGACUACAGCUGCCUUUGCACAACUGGUUAUUACUCCAAGUGAACGGCCAGAUAAAGGCAUUUAUAAGUUGACAUUAAAAAACCCUGUGGCAUCAGUCUCAGGAGAAAUUGAUGUGAAUGUCAUUGCUCGCCCAAGUGCACCAAGAGAACUAACAGUUGGAGAGAUAACUAGGAACACAGUACAACUAUCAUGGGAACCACCUGAAAAUGAUGGCGGAAGCCCAUUGACUGGCUAUGUUAUUGAAAAACGUGAAGUGAGCCGUAAAACAUGGAUCAAAGUUAUGGACAAUGUCCUUGACCAAGAGUUCACCAUACCAGACCUUGCUCAAGGAAAAGAAUACUUGUUCAAGGUUUCAGCAUGCAACAAAUGUGGACCAGGAGAACCUGCUUACAUUGAUGAACCUGUUAACAUGUCAGCACCUGCAACGGUGCCUGAUCCACCAGAGAAUGUUAAAUGGAGGAAUCCAACGUCGAAGUCCAUUUUCCUUACAUGGGAACCGCCUAAAUAUGAUGGUGGCUCCCGGAUCAAAGGUUAUCUGGUAGAAAAAUGCCAACGCGGCACUGACAAAUGGGAGCCCUGCGGAGAUCCAGUUGUUGAGACCAAAAUGGAAGUAACAAAGCUUUUGGAAGGGGAAUGGUAUGCUUAUCGCGUUAAAGCUCUGAACAGGCAAGGAGCCAGCAAACCAAGCAAGCCCACAGAUGACAUCCAAGCUGUGGAUGCAAUGGAGGCCCCGGAGAUUUUCCUAGAUGUCAAGUUGCUUGCUGGAAUCACUGUCAAGGCCGGAACAAAAAUAGAGCUGCCAGCCACAGUAACUGGGAAACCUGAACCUCGGAUUACAUGGACAAAGGCUGAACAUCUCCUCAGACCUGAUAAAAGAAUAUCCAUUGAAUCCAAACCGAACCAUUCCACAGUCAUCAUAACAGACAGCAAGAGAAGUGACAGUGGCACCUAUAUUAUUGAAGCUGUAAAUACCAGUGGUCGGGCCACAGCCGUGGUUGAGGUUAAUGUUCUAGAUAAGCCUGGCCCACCAGCUGCAUUUGACGUAUCCGAGAUUACAAGCGUAUCUUGCUUUUUGACCUGGAAUCCUCCUCGAGAUGAUGGUGGCUCCAGAAUCACAAACUAUGUUCUAGAGCAAAGAACUGCAGACAGCGAAAUAUGGCACAAACUGUCAUCCACUAUUAAAGAAACGAACUUCAAAGUCACUAACCUCACGCCUCAUAAAGAAUACAUCUUCAGAGUCAGUGCAGAAAACAUGUAUGGAGUUGGAGAACCAGCCGUGUCCAUUCCUAUCAUUGCCAAAUAUCCAUUUGAUCCACCAGGCCCUCCAACACGAGUUCAACCUGUUGAGAUCACUAAAGAUUCUGUAACAUUAACUUGGGCUGAACCAGACGAAGAUGGUGGUAGCCCUAUCACUGGUUACUGGGUUGAACGAUUUGACCCUGAUCAAGAUAAAUGGAUACGAUGCAAUAAAAUACCAGUUAAAGAUACAACAUUCAAGGUAAAAGGUCUUACAAACCACAAGAAGUAUAAGUUCCGUGUCUUGGCUGAGAACCUUGCUGGGCCAGGGAAACCAAGCAAACCGACAGAUGCAAUCUUAGUGAAGGAUCCCAUUGAUCCCCCAUGGCCUCCUGGAAAACCAACGGUGAAAGAUGUUGCUAAGACCUCAUGUUUCCUGAACUGGACAAAGCCGGAACAUGAUGGCGGUGCCAAAAUUGAGUCAUAUGUUAUUGAGUUGUUAAAGACUGGUACAGAUGAGUGGGUGAGAGUGGCUGACGGAGUUCCCACGACAGAACACUUCCUCAAAGGACUUAUGGAGAAACAAGAAUACUCUUUCCGAAUCCGAGCUGUGAACAAAGCUGGAGAGAGUGAACCCAGUGAACCCAGCGAUCCUGUGUUGUGCAAGGAGAGGCUGAAUCCUCCUUCACCACCUCGCUGGCUUGAAGUCAUUAAUAUCACUAAAAACACUGCAGACCUUAAAUGGACAGUGCCAGAACGAGACGGGGGCUCCCCGAUUACAAAUUACAUUGUUGAAAAGAGAGACGUGCGGCGCAAAGGCUGGCAGACCGUUGACACUACAGUAAAGGACACCAAAUAUACAGUGACACCACUGACAGAAGGCUCUCUGUAUGUAUUCCGUGUUGCUGCAGAAAAUGCAGUGGGACAGAGUGACUACUGUGAAAUUGAGGACUCCGUUCUUGCUAAAGACACCUUCACUACCCCUGGAGCACCAUAUGCACUUACACCAGUUGAAGUGACGAAGAGACAUGUUGACUUAAAAUGGGAACCACCUAAGAAUGACGGUGGCAGACCAAUUCUACGAUACGUUAUUGAAAAGAAAGACAAACUGGGCACCCGCUGGGUGAAAGCGGGCAAGACAGCUGGACCUGACUGCAAUUACAGAGUAACGGAUGUCAUUGAAGGCACAGAGGUUCAGUUCCAGGUUCGUGCUGAGAAUGAGGCUGGAUGUGGUCAUCCUAGUGAACCAACUGAUAUUCUGGCAAUUGAAGACCCAACAAGCCCUCCUUCACCUCCUCUCGACUUGCAUGUGACAGAUGCAAGCAGAAAACACAUUUCGAUUGCAUGGAAACCACCAGAGAAAAAUGGCGGAAGUCCCAUCAUUGGGUACAAUAUUGAGCUCUGUGAAGCAGGAACUGAGAAAUGGAUGAGAAUAAAUUCUCGGCCAGUCAAAGACUUGAAAUACAAAGCAGAAGAAGGAAUUGUACCUGACAAGGAAUAUGUUCUCAGGGUCAGAGCUGUCAAUGCUAUAGGAGCUAGUGAACCAUCAGACAUAUCAGAAAAUGUUGUAGCCAAAGAUCCAGAUUGUAAUCCGACUAUUGAUCUAAAGACUAAAGACAUUAUUGUAGUUGAAGGUGAAAAGUUAAGUGUUCCUGUUCCCUUCAGAGCUGUUCCAUCUCCAACCAUUGCAUGGCAUAAAAAUGGAAAGGAGGUUAAAACAGGUGACCGGACAACAAUGAAGAGCGAUUACACUUCUGCCUUGCUGGAAGUAACAAAUACUGUCCAUGCUGACGCUGGUGUUUACACUAUUACCUUGGAGAAUAAAUUGGGUUCAACAACUGGUACUAUCAAUGUCAAAGUGAUAGGUCUGCCUGGACAAUGCAGCUCUAUUAAGGCAAGUGACGUGACUAAAGACUCAUGCAAGGUUACCUGGGAACCUCCGGAAUUUGAUGGCAAUACUCCCAUAUUACAUUAUGUACUGGAACGAAGAGAAGCUGGAAGGAGAACAUACAUACCAGUGAUGUCUGGUGAGAACAAAUUGGCAUGGAAUGUAAAGGAUCUUAUCCCAAAUGGUGAAUACUACUUCCGUGUUAAAGCUGUCAAUAAAAUUGGAGGAGGUGAAUACCUUGAACUGAGAAAUCCAGUGAUUGCAGAAGAUCCAAAACAACGUCCAGAUCCACCAGUUGAUCUUGAGACUCACAAUCCCACAUCGAAGUCAAUAACGCUCACAUGGAAGCCACCAUUGUAUGAUGGAGGAACCAAAAUUAUGGGCUACGUUUUGGAAAAGCUGGUUAAAGGAGGAGAGAAGUGGGAAAGAUGCAACGACUUUUUGGUUCCACUUUUGACUUACACUGUAAAAGGCCUUGAGGAAGGCAAAGAAUAUCAGUUCCGUGCCCGCGCAGAGAAUGCUGCAGGUGUCAGUGAACCUUCUAAUGUCACUCCUCUGGUGAAAGCAGUCGAUCCCAUUGAGGCUCCAAAAGUCUUCAUUGGCACGGGUCUGCAAGCUGGCCUUGAGGUAAAGGAAGGUUCUGAGAUUCCACUUGAAGCACGUGUUUCAGGGUCACCAUACCCAAGUAUCGCUUGGUUAUGGAAUGAUGAAGUAAUUAAACCAGAAGAAAUCAAGAAGAGAGUUACCAGGGUUACUAGGAGAAAGAAAGGGGAAGUUGCAGAAGACGAGCCUUUCCACUUGUCCUUGCCAGAACGUUUGAGCGUUGACAACAGCAGACAAGGAGAAUCUUUUCUGGUUGUUCGGGACUCAAUCAGAGCAGACCAUGGCACAUUUACGAUCCGAGUUGAAAAUGAUCAUGGGGUUGCAAAAGCGUCAUGUGAAGUCAAUGUGUUAGAUGUACCUGGCCCACCAGUCGAAUUUGCUUUUGAAGAUGUUCGAAAAAAUUCCAUUACUUGCAAGUGGGAACCUCCUUUGGAUGAUGGUGGAAGUGAUAUAUUGAACUAUGUCUUGGAAAAGAAAGACAACACAAAAGCUGAAAUUGGCUGGGUUACUGUUACCUCAACACUUAGGCAUUGCAAAUAUAAUGUGAUCAAACUGAUUGAAGGAAAGGAAUACGUUUUCCGUGUGAAAGCUGAGAACAGAGUUGGGGUUGGACCUCCUUGUACUUCAAAGCCUGUUGUAGCUAAAGAUCCAUUUGGUCCUCCUGAUGCACCUGAUAAACCUCUAGUAGAAGAGCCUUCCAGCAGUAGUAUGUUGGUUAAAUGGAAUGAGCCUAAAGACAAUGGCAGCCCCAUUUUGGGAUACUGGGUUGAAAAACGUGAAAUCAAUGGAACUCACUGGGCUCGAGUGAAUAGAGAACUUGUGAAUACCCUGGAAAUGAAGGUUGAAGGACUAUUGGAAGGAUUAACAUAUGUUUUCAGAGUUUGUGCUGAGAAUGCAGCUGGUCCGGGCAAAUUCAGUCCUCCAUCAGAUCCUAAAAUUGCACAAGAUCCAAUAUUGCCACCUGGUCCACCUGUUCCAAGAAUUGUUGAUACAAGCUCAACAAGUAUUGACUUAGAAUGGGAUGCUCCACUGUACAACGGGGGUGGAGAAAUCACUGGUUACUACGUUUACAAGCAGUUUGUGGGCUCGAAUGAGUGGUCACGUUGCACAGAGAAAGCUGUUAAAGUUCGAAGCUAUAUAGUUAAAGGAAUUAGGGAAGGUGCUGAUUACAAAAUUCGGGUGACGGCUAUUAAUAUUGCUGGAGAAGGACCUCCUGGAGAAACUGAGCCUGUAACAGUUGCAGAACCUCAAGAGCCUCCCACGGUUGAACUGGAUGUUUCCGUCAAAGCAGGUGUUCAGAUAUUAGCAGGUCAAACCCUUAAACUUCCUGCUGUUGUUACUGGACGCCCUACUCCUACAAUUGUAUGGACUUUAGAGGAAGGGGAAAUUGACAAAGAACGAGUUGUGAUUGAAAACAUUGGCACGUCAUCUGUGUUGAUGAUCAAAAAUGCACUCAGAAAAGACCAUGGAAGAUAUGUGAUUACUGCAACAAAUGAGAGUGGUUCUAAAUUUGCUGCAACCAGGGCAGAAAUAUUUGAUGUUCCUGGACCAGUGACUGAUCUACAUCCUGUAGUGGUGAAUAGAAAGAUGUGUUUGCUUAAUUGGGAUGAUCCCAAAGAUGAUGGUGGAAGUGAGAUUAUUGGCUUCCUUGUAGAAAGGAAAGAUGCCAAAAUGCAUACAUGGAGACUAGCUGUAGACACAGACAGAUCUAAGUGUGACAUUACAGGUCUUGUUGAAGGACAAGAAUAUAGGUUCCGUGUAUUCGCCAAGAACAAGUUUGGCUGUGGUCCACCUGUUGAACUAGGACCUAUCCUUGCUGUUGACCCCAAAGGGCCUCCCACUGCACCUGAGAGGUUUAUGUACACAGAGAGAACGAAAUCAUCUGUUACACUUGACUGGAAACCUCCCCGUAAUGACGGUGGCAGCCCCAUCAUUGGUUACAUCGUUGACAAGAGAAGACAUGACUCAAAUGAAUUUGAAAGAGUCAAUAAGAGACUCUGCCCAACUACAUCACUCCUUGUUGACAAUCUUGCUGAGUUGCAUAUGUAUGAAUUCCGAGUCAAGGCAGUCAAUGAGAUUGGAGAAAGUGAACCAUCAUUGCCUCUUAAUGUGGUUAUACAAGAUGAUGAAGAACCUCCCACCGUGACUUUACGUCUGACUGUUCGGGGAGAUACGAUCAAAGUAAUGGCAGGACAGCCAGUCAACAUCCCUGCAGAUGUGACAGGUCUUCCAAUGCCAAAGAUUGAAUGGUCCAAAGAUGAUGUUAUUAUUGACAAACCAUCCGAUGCCCUUAAGAUCACCAAAAAAGAAGUUUCUAGAACAGAGGCAAAAACUGAACUCAGUAUGCCCGCAGCAUUUAGGAAAGAAAAAGGCACUUAUACAGUUACAGCUUCCAAUCGUCUCGGCACAGCAUACCGCAACGUUCAUGUUGAAGUAUUUGAUCGUCCUUCUCCGCCAAGAAACCUCACCGUUUCUGAUAUUAAAGCUGAAUCUUGCUGCUUGACUUGGGAUGCUCCACUUGAUAAUGGUGGCAGUGAGAUUACUCACUACAUUCUUGAGAAACGUGAUGCAAGCAAGAAGAAAUCUGACUGGGAGGAAGUAUCCAGCACAGUGGUGGAUAGACGAUUUGGGGUCUAUAAACUUACAACAAAUGGUCAAUAUCAAUUCAGAGUUAGAGCUGUGAAUAGGUUUGGAACAAGUGAUGAAUGUCUUUCAGAGAAAGUAGUUAUCAAGGAUCCUUAUGGUCUACCUGGACCUCCUGGAAAACCAAAGGUUAUUGAACACACUAGGUCGUCAAUGCUAGUAACAUGGACACCUCCUCUAGACAAUGGUGGAGCUGCAAUUACUGGCUAUUGGCUAGAGAAGAAAGAAGAAGGAGGUGUCUACUGGUCUCGUGUCAACAGAGCUCCAGUAACAAAACCAGCUGUGAAAGGACUGGAAUUCAAUGUACUGCGUUUGAUUGAAGGUGUAAAAUAUCAGUUCAGAGCUAUGGCUAUAAAUAUUGCUGGAGUCGGCCCUCCAAGUGAACCAUCAGAUCUUGUUGAAGCUGCAGAUCCAAUCUUUCCUCCUGGUGCCCCAUCAUGCCCAGAUGUGAAAGACAGAACCAAGUCGACUAUAUCUCUUGCAUGGAAACCUCCACAGAAAGAUGGCGGCAGUCCCAUUAAAGGAUACAUUGUUGAGAUGCAAGAAGAAGGCAGUUCAGAUUGGAAGAAGGUGAACGAACCAGACAAGCUGUUCCCUACCUGCGAAUGUGUCGUACCCAACCUGAAAGAGCUCAGAAAGUACAGAUUUAGAGUCAAGGCUGUAAAUGCUGCCGGAGAAUCUGAGCCCAGUCUUGCUACUUCCGAAAUACCAUGCAAGGAUAUUCUAGAGGAGCCAGAAGUAUAUAUCGAUGUUGGAGCACAAGAUUUGCUCUCUUGUCGUACUGGCACAACAAUCAAACUUCCAGCAGUUAUUAAGGGACGUCCAAUUCCUAAAGUAACUUGGGAAUUUGAAGGAGAUGCAAAGAAAGCUGUAAAGGAUGGACAUAAUAUACCUGAAGAUGCUACGGUGGAAUCAACAGAUACCACUUCCGUCAUUAUGAUCCCUGUAUGUAACAGAGGUCAUUCUGGGAAAUAUAGUAUUACAGCGAAGAAUAAAGCAGGACAGAAAACUGUAAACGUCAGGGUGAAUGUCCUCGAUGUUCCAGGGCCACCAAAAGACCUGAAAGUAAGUGACAUCACAAGAUGCAGCUGUAAACUUUCAUGGAAAAUGCCAGACAAUGAUGGCGGAGACAGAAUCAGAAACUACAUUAUUGAGAAAAGAACUGUUGAAGGGAAGGCCUGGACAAAGGUCAAUGCAAACUGUGCUGGCACAUCCUUAACUAUUCCUGAUCUCAUAGCCGGGCAACAAUAUUUCUUCCGUGUACGUGCAGAAAACCGCUUUGGUGUUGGACCACCAGCAGAUACAAUUCAAAGGACCACAGCUAGGGAUCCAAUCCAUCCUCCUGACCCUCCUAUCAAACUCAAGAUUGGUCUUGUAACUAAGAACACAGUGAGCUUGACGUGGAAGCCUCCGAAGAAUGACGGCGGUGCUCCUGUGACCCAUUACAAUAUUGAGUGCCUCCGUUGGGAUCGUACAGGUGAAGGAAAGGAAGCCUGGCGACAGUGCAAUAGACGGGAUGUGGAAGAAACAAAGUUUACCGUUGAAGACCUUAAAGAAGGUGACGAAUAUGAAUUCAGAGUGAAAGCAGUAAACGAAGCAGGUCCAAGCAGACCGUCAGCUACCGUUGGGCCAAUUGUUGUCAGAGAUCAGACAUGCCCUCCAUCUAUUGAACUCAGAGAAUUUAUGGAGGCAGAAGAAGGAACAGAUAUUAACAUUGUAGCCAAAAUAAAGGGUGUGCCCUUCCCUACACUGACUUGGGUUAAAGCUCCUCCAAAGAAACCUGAUGACAAACUUCCAGUGCUGUACGACCAACAUGUCAACAAGAUUGUGGGUGAAGAUUCUUGUACUUUAGUGAUACAGCAGUCCCGCAGAAAGGAUACAGGGCUCUACACUAUAACUGCAGUCAAUAAUUUUGGAUCAGAUUCAAAGGAGAUGAGGCUGAAUGUUCUGGGUCGUCCUGGGCCACCAGAAGGACCCAUUAAAUUUGAAUCUAUUUCAGCUGAUCACAUGACAUUGUCUUGGCUUCCUCCUAAAGAUGAUGGUGGCUCUAAGAUAACAAACUAUGUUAUUGAAAAAAGGGAAGCAAACAGAAGGACCUGGGUCCCUGUAACCAAUGAGCCUAAGGAAUGCCUCUUCACAGUACCCAAAUUGCUGGAAGGUCAUGAAUAUGUCUUCCGCAUAAUGGCACAGAAUAAAUAUGGCAUUGGGGAACCUCUUGAUAGUGAGCCUGAAACAGCAAGAAAUCUUUUCACUGUCCCUGGAAUUUGUGACAAGCCAACAGUUAGCAGCAUCACACAUGAUUCAAUGACUGUCAACUGGGAGGAACCAGAAUAUGAUGGAGGCUCGCCUGUAACAGGUUAUUGGCUGGAGCGUAAAGAAACCACUGGAAAGAGAUGGACAAGAGUUAACCGUGAUCCCAUUAAACCUAUGACAUUGGGUGUUUCUUACAAAGUAACUGGCCUUAUUGAAGGUUCAGAUUAUCAGUUCCGUGUAUAUGCUAUUAAUGCAGCUGGUGUUGGCCCACCAAGCAUGCCAUCUGAUCCAAGAACUGCAAGAGACCCAAUUGCUCCACCUGGUCCUCCUACUCCAAAAGUUACUGACUGGACAAAAUCAUCGGUUGACCUUGAAUGGGCUCCACCAUUAAAAGAUGGUGGCUCUAAAGUCACUGGUUACCUUGUGGAAUUUAAAGAGGAAGGGAAAGAAGAAUGGGAAAAGGCAAAAGAUAAAGAAAUCAGAGGAACCAGGUUUGUUUUAGCAGGAUUAAAAGAAGGAGGUUUCUACAGAUUUAGAGUCAGAGCAAUAAAUGCUGCUGGUAUUGGAGAGCCUGGAGAUGUUACUGAAGUCCUUGAAAUGAAAGACAGAAUAGUUGCUCCUGACCUCCAGUUGGAUGCUCAUGUGAAAGACAGAAUUGUUGUUCAUGCCGGUGGAGUGAUCCGUAUUAUAGCUUAUGUCUCAGGAAAGCCAGUUCCAACCAUUACAUGGAGUCGGGAUGAAAGAGCUCUGCCAGAAGAGGCUAAAAUUGAGGAAACUGUUAUUAGUUCUUCUAUGGUCAUAAAGAACUGCAAGAGAAGUCACCAGGGCAUCUACACGCUCCUAGCUAAAAAUGCAGGUGGAGAAAGAAAGAAGACUAUUAUCGUUGACGUGCUGGAUGUACCAGGCCCAGUUGGCAUCCCAUUUCUUACUGAAAAUCUAACCAAUGACUCCUGCAAACUUACAUGGUUUUCUCCUGAAGACGAUGGUGGUUCAGCUAUCACCAACUAUGUCAUUGAAAAGCGUGAAGCGGAUCACAGGGCUUGGACACCAGUAACUUAUACGGUCACCCGGCAGAAUGCUACUGUGCAGGGACUGAUUGAGGGAAAAGCAUACUUCUUCCGAAUUGCACCAGAGAAUAUCAUUGGCAUGGGCCCAUUUGUAGAGACAACAAAAGAGAUUUUAAUCAGAGAUCCAAUAACCGUACCAGAGAGGCCUGAGGAUCUUGAAGUGAAAGCAGUAACUAAAGAUUCCGUUACACUGACCUGGAACCCACCUAAGUAUAACGGUGGCUCUGAUAUAACCAUGUAUGUUUUGGAAAGCCGUCUGAUUGGAAAAGAAAAAUUCAGUAGAGUUACGAAAGAGAAAAUGCUUGACAGGACAUACACUGUUGAAGGACUGAAAGAAGGUGACACUUACGAGUAUCGUGUGAGCGCUUGUAAUAUUGUGGGACAAGGCAAACCAUCAUUUUGUACAAAGCCCAUCACGUGCAAAGAUGAAAUUGCUCCUCCACAACUUGAACUUGAUAUCAGAGAGAAGCUCACUGUCCGUGUAGGAGAAGCUUUCAGUCUGACUGGCCGUUACUCAGGCAAACCACAACCAAAGGUUACUUGGCUCAAAGAUGACAUUACAGUGAAAGAAGACAAACGGACAAAGAUCCAGACCACUCCAGCUACUCUUUGCUUAGGGGUAUUAAAAUCUGUCCGUGAAGAUUCAGGCAGAUAUUGUGUCAUCGUCGAAAACAGUUCAGGAUCAAGAAAAGGCUUCUGUCAAGUUACUGUAGUUGACCGUCCUCAACCUCCAGUGGGCCCAGUUAUUUUUAAUGAAGUACAUAAAGAUCAUUUUGUUAUCUCCUGGAAACCUCCCUUGGAUGAUGGUGGCAGUCCAAUUACGAAUUACAUUAUUGAGAAGAGAGAUGCAAACAGAGACGUCUGGAUGCCAGUCACAUCAGCCAGUGUGAAGACAACGUGCAAAGUGCCUAAAUUACUAGAGGGGAGAGACUACGUUGUCCGAAUUUAUGCUGAAAAUUUGUACGGCAUGAGUGAUCCUCUAGAAUCAGAUGAAAUGAAGGCCAAGGAUCGUUUCAGUGUUCCUGAUGCACCAGAGCAACCAAUAAUUAAGGACAUCACCAAAAAUUCUGCAUUAGUUACCUGGAAAAAGCCAUAUGAUGGAGGAAAGCCAAUAACAAAUUACAUACUUGAAAAGAAGGAAACCAUGUCUAACCGAUGGGGAAGAGCCACCAGAGAACGUAUUUACCCAGAUACCCAGUUCAGGGUAACAGAUCUUCUUGAAGGCUGUGAAUACGAAUUCCGAGUUUCAGCAGAAAAUGAAAUUGGUGUUGGUGAUCCUAGCCCACCGUCAAAACCAUUCUUUGCCAGAGAUCCAAUUGCUAAACCAGGUCCACCAAUUAAUCCUGAAGCAGUGGAUAAAACUAAAAGUUCCGUUGCUUUGUCCUGGCAACCACCACGUCAUGAUGGAGGAGGCAAGAUUAUAGGCUAUCUCAUUGAGUACCAAAAGGUUGGAGAAGAGGAGUGGAAAAAAGCUAAUUUUACAGCGGAUUCCUGCCCUGAGACAAACUACAAUGUCACUGGUCUCACUGAAGGUACCAAAUAUAAAUUCAGAGUCAUGGCAGUCAAUGGAGCAGGAGAAUCAGAGCCAGCUUAUGUUCGCGAUCCAGUGGAAGUCAAGGACAGACUUGAACCUCCUGACUUAAUCCUGGAUGCUAAUAUGGCACGGGAACAACAUGUAAAAGCUGGAAGUACACUGAGACUCAGUGCUGUAAUUAAAGGAAUCCCAUUCCCAAAAGUGAGUUGGAAGAAAGAAGAUAAGGAAGUUUCUACAAAAGCAGAUAUUGAAGUUACAGGAGUUGGCAGUAAGCUAGAAAUUCGUAAUGCUGCCCAUGAAGACGGAGGAAUUUACUCUCUGACUGUGGAGAAUCCAGUUGGGUCAAAGACUGUUUCAGUAAAAGUUGUUGUGCUAGAUAAGCCUGGGCCUCCUAGGGAUCUACUGGUCAGUGAAGUUAGAAAAGAUUCUUGCUACCUGACUUGGAAGGAACCUGAGGACAAUGGUGGCUCUGUCAUUACCAACUAUGUGGUGGAAAGGAAAGAUGUUGCUACUGCUCAAUGGUUACCAAUAUCUUCCUCCUCUAAGAAACACAGUCUGUUAGCUAAAUACCUGAUGGAAGGCACUCAAUAUCUCUUCCGUGUUGCUGCUGAGAACCAGUAUGGCCGAGGUCCUUAUGUUGAAACCCUCAAGCCAAUCAAGGCUAUCGAUCCACUUCAUCCUCCUGGCCCACCAAAGAACUUGCAUCAUGUAGAUGUUGACAAGACGGAAGUCUCUCUUGUUUGGAACUGGCCUGACCGUGAUGGCGGUGCUGAAAUAACUGGAUUUUUGGUGGAGUAUCAAGAAGAAGGUGCACAGGACUGGACUAAAUUCAAAACCGUCCCUGUGCCAGAAUGUGUUGUUACUGGUCUACAACAAGGAAAAAUUUACAAAUUCCGUGUGAAAGCCCAAAAUAUUGUGGGUCUUAGUCUUCCAGACACAACCAUACCAAUAGAAUGCCAAGAAAAAUUAGUACCACCAUCUGUUGACCUGGAUGUGAAAUUAAUAGAAGGCCUUGUUGUUAAAGCUGGCAGCACAGUAAGAUUCCCUGCAAUCAUGAGAGGUAUACCUGUUCCCACUGCAAAAUGGGUCACUGAUGAUACUGAAAUCAAAUCAGAAGGCAACUACAAGAUCGACACAGAUAAUUACUCAACUGUCCUAACUAUUAAAAACUGCACGAGAAAAGACACUGGAGAAUACCUGCUCACAGUAUCGAAUAUAGUUGGAAGCAAAACUGUACCUGUUCAUCUAACAGUUUUGGAUGUUCCUGGUCCUCCAACUGGCCCAAUUGAUAUUCUAGAGGUGACUCCAGAUCACAUGGUUAUUGCUUGGCGACCUCCUAAAGAUGACGGUGGAAGUCCUGUGAUUAAUUACAUUGUUGAGAAGCGAGAGUCAAAGAAAGAAACCUGGGGAGUAGUCUCUUCAGGAGUUAAUCAGACAAGAAUUAAAAUUCCACGUCUACAGAAAGGCUCUGAAUAUGUUUUCCGAGUCCGUGCAGAGAAUAAGAUAGGCAUUGGUGCACCUCUUGAUUCGCAACCAGCAGUUGCUAAGGCUAUGUUUGAUCCACCAGCCCCACCUGGUAAACCAGUAGUUCAUGACAUUACUGAAAAUGCUGCAACAGUAGCUUGGACUAUACCCAAAUCUGAUGGUGGAAGUCCAAUAAUUGGAUAUCUUCUUGAACGCCGUGAAAUCUCAGGCAAGUGGGUACGUGUCAACAAAACACCAGUGCUUGAUCUGAGGUUAAGAGCCACAGGCCUCUAUGAAGGUAGCACAUAUGAAUUCCGUGCUUUUGCAGAAAACAGUGUGGGCAUAAGCAAACCGUCUCCAGUUUCUGACCCAAUAAAAGCAUCACGUCCUUUCUCACCUCCUGGACCUCCCAUUAAUCCAAAGCUCAAGGAUAAGACCAGAGAAACAGCUGAACUAGUAUGGACGAAGCCACUCAAAGAUGGUGGUAGCCCUAUUCUGGGAUAUGUUGUAGAAUGCCAGAAAAGUGGAACUACACAAUGGAAUAGAAUUAAUAAAGAUGAACUAAUCAGACAGUGUGCUUUUACAGUACCUGGACUAAUUGAAGGAAAUGAAUAUAGAUUCCGUAUAAAAGCUGCUAAUAUUGUAGGAGAGGGAGAACCUAGAGAAUUGCCAGAAACAGUUCUUGCCAAAGACAUUCUCUCCCCUCCAGAACUAGAGCUGGAUGUGACAUGCCGUGAUGUAAUUACAGUCAGAGUAGGCCAAACAAUAAAAAUUGUUGGCAAAGUGAAAGGUAGACCUGAUCCUGACAUAACAUGGUCUAAAGAUGGCAAAACGCUAACAAAAGAUCAGCGUGUUGAAAUAAUUCAGGAAUUCCCUCAUAUAGAGCUGCAAGUGAAAAAAGCUACAAGAGCAGAUCAUGGCAAAUACCUCAUUUCAGCUAAGAACAGCAGUGGACAUGCCCAAGCAUCAGCCAUUGUUAACGUACUUGACAGACCUGGACCUUGCAAGAACCUGAAAGUAAGCUAUGUCACUAAAGAUUCUUGUAUGGUUGCUUGGGAGAAUCCUGAAGAUAAUGGCGGCUCAGAAAUUACAAAUUAUAUAGUAGAAUAUCGUCAACCAAAUCAGAGAGGCUGGUCAAUAGUUGCUUCUGAUCUUACUAAACGGCUGAUAAAAGCACAUCUUGUAGAAAAUCACGAAUACUUUUUCCGUGUUUGUGCAGAAAACAAAGUAGGUCCUGGCCCAAUUGUGGAGACCAAAACUCCAAUCCUUGCCAUUAAUCCCAUUGAUAGGCCAGGUGAGCCUGAAAACCUUCACAUUGCAGAAACAGGAAAGACCUUUGUGUAUCUGAAAUGGAGGAGGCCAGACUACGAUGGUGGCAGUCCCAAUUUAACUUACCAUGUUGAGAAGAAACUGAAGGAUUCUGAUGAGUGGGACAGAGUCCACAAAGGCAGCAUUAAGGAAACACAUUACAUGGUUGACAAAUGUGUUGAAAAUAAAAUUUAUCAGUUCAGAGUUCAGACGAAGAAUGAAGCAGGUGAAAGUGACUGGGUAAAGACAAGUGAAGUUGUUGUUAAAGAAGAAGUGCAGAAACCAGUACUUGAUCUAAAAUUAACUGGAGUACUUACUGUGAAAGCUGGAGAGCCAAUUAAAAUUGUAGCAGGACUUCGAGGCAAGCCACAACCAGAAGUAUGUUGGACAAAGGAUAAUGAAGAUCUAUCCAAAUCUCCAAGAGCCAAAAUUGAAACAACUUCAGACACAUCGAAGUUCCUUCUCUCAAAAGCAAGGCGUACUGAUGGUGGUAAAUACGUUAUUACUGCCACUAAUCCAGCUGGUAGCUUUGUAGCAUAUGCUACUGUAAAUGUUUUGGACAAACCAGGACCUGUAAGAAAUUUGAAAGUCUCUGAUGUUUCAAGCGAUCGAUGUACUGUCAACUGGGACCCACCUGAGGAUGAUGGUGGUGCUGAAAUACAGAACUACAUCGUGGAGAAAUGUGAAAGCAAACGGAUGGUUUGGACUACGUAUUCUUCGUCAGUGAUAAUGAACAAUGUACAUGUAACACAUCUCAUAGAAGGCAAUGAAUACAUAUUCAGGGUGCGUGCAGAGAAUAAAAUGGGCACUGGUCCACCAACAGAGACAAAGCCAAUUAUAGCAAAAACAAAGUAUAACAGACCUGGUCGUCCUGAUCCCCCAGAAGUCACAAGAGUCAGCAAAGAGGAGAUGACUGUAGUUUGGAAUCCACCAGAAUAUGAUGGCGGAAAAUCAAUUACAGGUUAUAUAUUAGAGAAGAAAGAGAAACGUUCGUUGAGAUGGGUUCCUGUUACCAAAACUGCAAUCCCAGAAAGACGUAAGAAAGUUCAAGAUCUUAUUCCAGGACAUGAGUAUCAGUUCCGAGUCAAGGCAGAAAAUGAAAUUGGAAUUGGUGAACCAAGUUUCCCGUCGAGACCAGCAAUAGCAAAGGAUCCAAUAGAACCACCUGGUCCUCCCACUAAUCUUAAGGUUGUUGAUAGCACAAAGAGCUCUAUUACUCUUGGAUGGGGAAAGCCGCUCUAUGAUGGUGGUGCUCCUAUCAUUGGAUAUGUGGUAGAAAUGAGACCAAAAACUGAAAAAGCAGGUCCUGAUGACGGAUGGAAAAGAUGCAAUGUUGCUGCACAAGUUAUUCAUACAGAAUUUACUGUGACAAGCCUAGAUGAGAAAGAACUAUACGAGUUCCGUGUUUCAGCCCAAAAUCAGGUUGGCAUUGGCCGGCCAGCUGAUUUGAAAGAAGCUGUUUCUCCCAAAGAAAUACUUGAACCUCCUGAGAUUGAUUUGGAUGCAAGCCUGAGAAAGUUAGUCACAGUCAGAGCAGGGUGCCCCAUAAGGCUUUUUGCCAUUGUGAGAGGGAGACCAGCACCUAAAGUCACCUGGAGGAGAGUAGGAAUUGAUAAUGUGAUCAGGAGGGGUCAGGUUGACCUGGUUGACACAAUGGCGUUUUGUGUCAUUCCCAACUCUACGCGUGAUGAUUCAGGCAAAUACUCUUUGACCGUUGUUAACACUGCUGGAGAAAAGGCCGUCUUUGUGAAUGUCCGUGUCCUUGAUACUCCUGGACCUGUAGCCGAGUUCAGCGUCUCAGAAGUCACAAAAGCAUCAUGUCAGCUUUCAUGGACACCACCUGAAAACGAUGGUGGUAGUCCUGUAACACAUUAUAUCUUGGAAAGACGUGAAGCUGAUAGAAAGACCUGGGGGAAAAUUAUUAGUGAUGUAAAGAAGACUAGUUUCAAAGUUGCUAACCUUGUACCGGGUACUGAGUAUUUCUUCAGAGUGACAGCUGUCAAUGAAUACGGUCCUGGUGUUCCAAGAGACACACCUAAGCCAAUCCUGGCAACAGAUCCACUGAGUGCACCUGAUCCUCCAAGGAAAGUUGAAGUGGCUGAAAUUACGAAGAACAGUGCUACUUUAGGGUGGUUGACCCCACUGCGUGAUGGUGGUUCUAAAAUAGAUGGAUACAUUAUUGCGUUCCAAGAAGAGGGUCAAGCUGGAGAUCACUGGACACAGUACUCCAUUGUAAAAGAUCUCAACAUUGUUGUUGCUGGCCUAAAGGAAGGAAAGAAAUACAAAUUUAGAGUGGCAGCUAGAAAUGCUGUGGGAGUAAGUUUGCCCAGAGAAACAGAAGGCAUGUUUGAAAUUAAAGAACAACUCAUGCCACCUAAGAUUCUGAUGCCAGAUCAUAUCAGUUUAAAAGCAGGGAAGAAACUCAGGGUCGAAGCGCAUAUUUAUGGGAAGCCUCACCCAACCUGUAAAUGGAUGAAAGGAAAUGAAGAUGUGCUUACAUCUAGCCGCCUGGCUGUCCAUAAAGCAGACAACACUUCUGUUCUCAUCAUUAAGGACGUAACCAGGAAAGACAGUGAUUAUUACAGCCUAACAGCUGAAAACAGCUCUGGAGUGGCUACUCAGAAAAUCAAAGUGGUUGUCAUGGAUAUCCCUGGCCCGCCACAGCCACCAUUUGACAUUGCUGACAUUGAUGCUGAUGCCUGCACGUUGUCAUGGCAUAUUCCUCUGGAAGAUGGCGGUAGCAACAUCACGAACUAUGUGGUUGAAAAGUGUGACGUCAUCCGAGGUGGCUGGAUAACAGCAGCAGCUUCUGUCACAAAGACAAAUUGCAGACUUGGCAAGCUAACCCCUGGAGACGAAUACAUGUUCCGGGUCCGUGCUGAAAACCGUUUUGGCAUUUCUGAACCACUUCAAUCCGAUAAGAUGAUUGCAAGGUUCCCAUUUGAUGUGCCUAGCGAACCCAAGAAUGCACGUGUUACCAAGGUGAACAAGGAUUGCAUUUUUGUGGCAUGGGACAGGCCAGACAGUGAUGGAGGCAGUCCAAUCACUGGUUAUCUCAUUGAACGUAAAGAAAGGAACAGUUUGCUCUGGGUGAAGGCAAACGAUACACUUGUGCGAUCCACAGAAUACCCGUGUGCAAAUUUAAUUGAAGGCCUUGAGUACACCUUUAGAAUCUAUGCUCAGAACAAAGCGGGUUCUAGCAAGCCUAGCAAGCCAACAGAUUUCGUUACAGCAAGAAUGCCAGUCGAUCCUCCUGGUAAACCUGAAGUUAUUGAUGUUACUAAGAGUACUGUGUCCCUUGUCUGGGCAAGGCCAAAACAUGACGGUGGUAGCAAGAUAAUUGGCUACUAUGUUGAAUCCUGUAAGCUUCCUGGAGAUAAAUGGGUACGAUGCAAUACUACUCCCCAUCAAAUACCUCAAGAAGAGUACACUGCAACUGAUUUGGUGGAAGGUGCGCAGUACCAAUUUAGAGCUAUAGCCAAAACAGCAGUGAACAUCAGCUGGCCUUCUGAACCUUCUGAUCCAGUAACUGUUCAGCCAGAAAAUGUACCACCAAAAAUAGAGCUUGGUGUAGGUAUGAAAACCUUACUUAUAGUAAAAGCUGGAACCAAUGUUUGCCUUGAGGCGAGUGUGUUUGGCAAGCCUAUGCCAAGUAUUACUUGGAAGAAAGAGGGGGAGAUUCUAAAACCAGCUGAAGGAAUCAAGAUAACCACCAAGAGGAACUUCUCCACUGUAGAGCUUUUCAGUGUAAAUAGAAAGCAAACAGGAGACUACACUAUUACUGCUGAAAAUGCAGGUGGUACCAAGUCAGCAACUAUUAAACUUAAAGUACUCGACAAACCUGGUCCUCCAGCUUCCGUGAAGAUUGCCAACAUGUACACGGAUCGGGCAAUGCUUUCUUGGGAACCUCCUCUUGAAGAUGGAGGAUCAGACAUUACUAAUUACAUAGUUGACAAACGAGAAACAAGCAGGCCCAACUGGGCUCAAGUCACUACGAAUGUCCCAAUCACUAGCUGCAGUGUUGAGAAACUGAUUGAAGGACAUGAGUACCAAUUCCGCAUUUGCGCUGAAAACAAGUACGGAGUAGGGGACCCAAUCUUGACUGAAUCCGCAGUGGCUAAAAACCCAUAUGAUGUACCUGGACCUCCUGAGCCACCUAUUAUUAGUAACAUAACAAAAGCCUCCAUGACUGUGAGCUGGAAAGCACCUGCUAAUGAUGGUGGCUCCCCUAUAACUGGAUAUAUCGUUGAAAAACGUGAAACUAGAGCUGUUAACUGGACAAAAGUGAACAGAAAGCCAGUCAUUGAAAGAAUGGUAAAGGCCACUGGACUCCAGGAAGGAUCCGAAUAUGAGUUUAGAGUAACUGCUCUAAAUAAAGCUGGGCCAGGAAAACCUAGUGGACCAUCUAAGCCGGCAUAUGCUCGUGAUCCUCAGUAUCCUCCUGGUCCACCAGCAUUCCCCAAAGUUGUUGACAGUACCCGUAGUUCUAUAAGCUUGUCUUGGUCCAAACCAGCUUAUGAUGGCGGAAGUCCUAUUAUUGGCUACCUUGUUGAAGUCAAACGAGUAGACACAGAUAACUGGGUCAGAUGCAAUUUGCCAAGGAAUUUGCCAGAUACCCAUUACAUUGUGACUGGACUCACAGAGAACACAGAAUACCAGUUCCGCAUUUAUGCUGUUAAUAAGGUUGGAUACAGUGACCCAAGCGAUGUGCCAGACAAGCACAUGGCAAAAGACAUUUUAAUUCCACCUGAAGGAGAGCUUGAUGCUGAAUUGAGAAAAGUCCUAAUUCUACGUGCUGGAGUCACAAUGAGGCUUUAUGUGCCUGUAAGAGGCCGUCCACCUCCUAAGAUCUCUUGGUCUAAAGUGGAUGCCAACAUAAGAGACAGGCAAGGACUAGACAUCAAAUCAACUGAUUUUGACACCUUCUUGCGGUGUGAAAAUGUAAAUAAAUAUGACGCUGGGAAAUAUGUCCUGAAUCUGGAGAACAGCUGUGGCAAAAAGUCAUACACCAUUGUAGUCAAAGUACUUGACACUCCCGGGCCUCCCAUUAAUCUGAUUGUAAAAGAAGCAUCUAAAGAUUCUGCCUUCAUUUCUUGGGAGCCUCCAUUAAUUGAUGGUGGGAGUCCAGUGAAGAACUAUGUGGUUGAAAAACGUGAUGCAGAGAGAAAAUCGUGGUCCACAGUAGCCACAGAGUGUCCAAAAACAAGCUUUAGGAUCUCUAACUUAGAAGAAGGCAAAUCUUACUUCUUCAGGGUUUUUGCUGAAAAUGAAUAUGGUAUUGGUGACCCCUGUGAAACUCGUGAUGCUGUUAAAGCUUCUGAAACACCUGGACCUGUUGUAGACUUAAAGGCUCUGGCUGUGACAAAGUCAUCUUGCAAUGUGUCAUGGAAAAAGCCUAUUAGUGAUGGUGGAAGCCGUAUUAAUGCAUAUAGCGUUGAGCUAAUGAUUGGUGAAAAUCAGUGGCAAGAAGUUAUGAGGUCAAAGAAUCUCCAGUAUUCAGCAAGAGACUUGAAAGAAGGAAAAGAAUACCUUUUCAGAGUGAGAGCACAAAAUGAAGCUGGGUAUGGGACACCUAACGAAAUUACAGUGGUGGCAAGGGACGAUAUUGUGCCACCUGAUCUUGAUUUAAGAGACCUGCCAGGCUUGUGCUAUCUAGCUAGAGAAGGAAGCUGUUUCCGUCUGAAAAUCCCGAUUAAAGGCAAGCCAGCACCAACUGUGACAUGGAAGAAAGGAGAAGAUCUGGCCCUUACCGAGACGGGAAGAGUUGCAUUUGAAGCUACCGCAGUUAACACUACACUCCUUGUACGUGACUGCCAUAAAGAUGAUGCUGGAAAAUACACAAUCACACUGAAGAACAUCGCGGGCAGCAAAGAAGGCACUAUUUCUGUGAAGGUUGUUGGUAAACCUGGAAUCCCAACAGGACCUGUGAAAUUUGAGGAAGUUACAGCCGAUGCUAUGACAUUAAAAUGGGGUCCUCCAAAAGAUGACGGUGGUUCAGAAAUUACUAACUACAUCCUCGAGAAGAGAGACAAUGUGAACAAUAAAUGGGUGACAUGUGCAUCAGCUGUCCAGAAAACUACCUUUAGAGUUACAAGACUUCAUGAAGGCAAUGAAUAUACUUUCAGAAUUAGUGCUGAAAAUAAAUAUGGAGUAGGUGAAGGUCUUAAAUCUGAACCCAUAAUUGCAAGGCAUCCAUUUGAUGUUCCUGAUGCUCCAGCACCACCCAAAAUUGUUGAGAUUAGGCAUGAUUCUGCAUCUUUAGUAUGGACAGACCCUAAAAAGACAGGCGGCUCACCAAUCACAGGUUACCACCUUGAAUAUAAAGAACGAAACAGUAUUUUGUGGAAGCGAGCAAACAAGACUCCACUGAGGAUGAAAGACUUCAGAGUGACAGGGUUAACUGAAGGCUUAGAAUAUGAAUUUAGAGUGAUGGCAAUCAAUCUAGCUGGAGUGGGUAAACCUAGCCUGCCAUCGGAACCAAUUGUGGCCCUAGAUCCUAUUGAUCCUCCUGGAAAGCCAGAAGUUAUCAGUGUAACUAGAAACUCAGUAACUCUGAUCUGGACAGAACCAAAAUAUGACGGUGGACACAAAUUAAUUGGCUACAUAGUAGAGAAACGCGAUCUACCGUCAAAGACUUGGAUGAAGGCAAAUCAUGUGAAUGUUCCAGAAUGUGCAUAUACAGUAACUGACCUUUUUGAAGGUUCAAAAUAUGAAUUCAGAAUUAGAGCUAAGAAUACCGCUGGAGCUAUUAGUCCUCCAUCAGAAAGUACAGGAGCUAUUAUAUGCAAGGAUGAAUACGAGGCACCUACUAUCGUUAUUGAUCCUACUGUCAAAGAUGGCCUGACUGUAAAGGCAGGAGAUAUGAUUGCAAUGUCUGCUAUUAGCAUCCUUGGUAAACCACUUCCAACUUCAGCAUGGUCCAAAGCAGGAAAAGAUUUUAAGCCUUCAGAGACUGUUCAUAUUGAAUCAACUCCAACCUCUUCCACACUUAGUGUCAAAUAUGCAGCUAGAAAAGAUUCUGGUGAAUAUACAAUCACGGCAACCAAUCCUUUUGGUACUAAACAAGAACAUGUACAUGUAACAGUUUUAGAUGUACCAGGGCCCCCUGGACCAGUUGAAAUCGGCAAUGUCUCCGCUGAAAAAGCUACUCUCACAUGGACACCUCCUAUUGAAGAUGGCGGAUCACCAAUCAAGUCUUACAUACUUGAAAAGAGAGAAACUAGCCGACUGCUAUGGACUCAGGUGGCUGAAGACAUUCAGUCGUGUAGGCAUGUUGUUACUAAGCUUAUCCAAGGAAAUGAGUACAUCUUCCGUGUCUCAGCUGUGAACCAGUAUGGCAAGGGAGAACCCUCUCAGUCAGAACCAGUUAGAAUGGUGGAUAGAUUUGGUCCCCCUGGUCCUCCUGGUAAACCAGAAGCAUCAAAUGUUACAAAAAACAGUGUUGCAAUGAGCUGGAAGAGGCCAACUGAUGACGGUGGCAGUGAAAUCACUGGCUACCAUUUGGAAAAAAGAGAAAGGAAAGGCGUGAGAUGGAUCAGAGUAUCAAAGAAACCAGUAUCAGACCUUAGGUGCAAAGUGACUGGACUCCUAGAAGGAAAUGAGUAUGAAUUCCGCGUCAGUGCAGAAAACAGAGCAGGAAUUGGGCCACCAAGUGAUAUUUCUCAACCAGUAUUAACCAAGGAUGCUGCAUAUCCACCAGGACCUCCUGCCAACCCAAGAGUAACUGAUACAACAAAGACAAGUGCUAGCUUAGCCUGGGGAAAACCUCAUUAUGAUGGUGGACUUGACAUCAUUGGCUAUAUUGUUGAGCACCAAAAAGAAGGAGAAGAAACAUGGGUUAAAGACACCCUAGGAACUGCUCUAAGAAUCACAGAGUUUGUUGUUGCUAAUCUCCAGCCAGGAGCCAAAUACAAUUUUAGAAUUAGUGCAAUCAAUGCUGUUGGUGUGGGUGAACCAGCACUGAUUCCAAAUAUUGAAAUCAAGGAACGUGAAAUGGCUCCUGAUUUUGAAUUAGAUGCUGAGCUGAGGAAAACUCUCGUUGUCAGAGCCGGACUGACCAUUCGGGUAUUUGUUCCAAUUAGGGGACGUCCAACUCCAGAAGUUACAUGGACCAAGGAUGAUAUCCCACUUAAAGCACGCGCCAAUAUUGAAAAUACAGAUUCUUUCUCUCUUCUCAUUGUCACAGAAUGUACUAGAUAUGAUGCAGGAAAGUAUCUAAUGACCCUUGAAAAUGCUGCUGGCAAGAAGACUGGUUUUGUAAAUGUAAAAGUUUUGGAUACACCAGGGCCACCAAUAAAUCUUAAGCCCAGAGACAUAUGUAAAGAUAGCAUCACCCUCCAGUGGGAUAUGCCCCUAAUUGACGGUGGUUCACGCAUAACAAAUUAUAUCGUUGAAAAACGUGAGUCAACACGAAAGGCAUACUCAACCAUCACAACCAAGUGCCCAAAAUGUUCCCUUAGGAUUCCUAAUUUGGCUGAAGGGUGUGAAUAUUAUUUCAGAGUAUUUGCUGAAAAUGAAUUUGGAAUUGGUGAACCUGCUGAAACUGCCGAACCUAUAAGAGCAACUGAAGCACCAUCACCUCCAGAGAGCCUUAAUAUUAUGGAUAUCUCAAGGAACUCAGUCAGCCUAGCUUGGCCAAAGCCAGAACACGAUGGUGGUAGCAAGAUUACUGGUUAUGUAAUUGAAGCGCAGAAAAAAGGUUCAACUCAGUGGACACAUAUCACAACUGUGAAGACAUUACAAUGUGUGGUAAAAAAUCUGACUGAAAAUGAAGAAUAUACUUUCCAGGUUAUGGCAGUUAAUAGCGCUGGAAGAAGUGAUCCAAGAGAAAGCAGGCCAGUUGUUGUUAAAGAGCAAAUGAUGCUUCCAGAAUUUGAUUUGCGUGGUAUUUAUCAGAAAACAAUAAUUGCUAGAGCUGGUGACAAUAUCAAAGUUGAGAUCCCUGUGCUUGGUCGCCCAAGACCAAGUAUUACUUGGAAAAAGGAAGACCAGUUGCUUAAACAAACCCAAAGAGUGAACUUUGAAAAUACUGCUACUGCAACCAUCUUAACCAUUAAUGAAUGCAUGAGAAAUGACAGUGGCAGAUAUCCACUCUCUGCUAAAAACAUUGUUGGCGAAGUUAGUGAGGUUAUAACUGUACAGGUGCAUGAUGUCCCUGGACCUCCUACAGGACCAAUCAAAUUUGAUGAAGUUUCAUCCGACUUCGUCACCUUUUCAUGGGAACCUCCACUGAACGAUGGAGGGGUUCCUAUAAGUAACUAUGUUGUAGAAAUGCGUAAAACCGACAGUACUUCGUGGGCUGAGUUAGCAACUACCGUUAUACGUACCACAUUUAAAGCUGCUCGUCUAACUACUGGAACUGAGUACCAAUUCCGUGUUAAAGCUCAGAACAGAUAUGGUUCAGGCCCAGCUAUCAGUUCAGAGAAUGUAAUUGCCAGUUUUCCUUUCAAAGUUCCUGGGCCUCCAGGCACUCCUCAACUGAUUGCAGUUACCAAAGAUUCAAUUAGCAUUAGCUGGCAUGAGCCUCUUACAGAUGGAGGAAGUCCAAUUUUGGGCUAUCAUGUUGAACGAAAAGAACGAAAUAGCAUUCUUUGGCAGACUGUAAGUAAAGCCUUGGUGUCAGGCAACAUCUUCAAAUCAAGUGGUCUUACAGAUGGCAUUGCGUAUGAAUUCCGAGUCAUAGCAGAAAAUAUGGCAGGCAAAAGUAAACCAAGCAAGUCAUCUGAGCCAACACUUGCUCUGGACCCUAUUGAUCCUCCUGGUAAGCCAGUUCCUCUCAACAUCACAAGACAUGCAGUAGCACUUAAGUGGAAAAAACCGGAAUAUAAUGGCGGCUUUAAGAUAACUGGCUACACAGUUGAGAAGAGAGAUCUUCCCAAUGGUCGAUGGCUAAAAGCUAACUUCAGCAAUAUACUAGAAACUGAGUUCACUGUUAGCGGACUCACAGAAGAUGCUGCUUAUGAAUUCCGUAUCACUGCUAGAAAUGCUGCUGGUGCUGUUAGCCAACCAUCUGAACCCUCGGAUGCCAUAACAUGCAGAGAUGAGAUUGAAGCCCCAAGGAUAAUGGUUGAUGCUAAAUACAAAGACACUUUAAUAUUGAAAGCAGGUGAACUUUUCAAACUUGAAGCUGAUGUUGCGGGUCGUCCUCCACCAACUCUGACAUGGACAAAAGAUGGAAAGGAGCUUGAAGACACAGCAAAAUUGGAAAUUAAAAUAGCAGAUUUCUCAACAGUCCUUAUCAAUAAAGACUCUACAAGGAGAGAUGGAGGUCCUUAUACACUUACAGCUUCCAAUCCAGGUGGCUUCGCCAAACAUAUCUUCAAUGUGAAAGUUCUAGACAGACCUGGUCCUCCAGAAGGACCUUUGGCUGUGUCUGACGUUACCACAGAAAAAUGUGUCCUGUCAUGGUUACCACCUUUGGAUGAUGGAGGUGCAAGUAUUGACCAUUAUGUUGUAGAAAAACGUGAGACUAGUAGAUUGGCAUGGACAUCUGUAGCCACAGAAGUUCCAAUAACAAAAUUAAAGGUCACAAAGCUAUUGAAAGGCAACGAAUAUGUGUUCCGUGUUAUGGCUGUUAACAAAUAUGGAGUUGGUGAAGCCCUAGACUCAGAACCUGUUCUUGCAGUAAAUCCUUAUGUAGUACCUGAUCCACCUAAGACACCUGAAGUUACAACUGCAACCAAAGAUUCUAUGAUUGUAUGCUGGGGACAUCCUGAUUCUGAUGGUGGAAGUCCUAUAACCAAUUACAUUGUAGAACGUCGUGACAGAGCUGGAUUACGCUGGGUGAAAUGUAAUAAGCGGGUUGUCACAGAUUUGCGUUAUAAAGUAUCUGGACUCACAGAAGGUCACGAAUAUGAAUACCGAAUAAAGGCUGAAAAUGCUGCUGGCAUAAGUGAACCAAGUCCAUGCAGUCAAUUCUACAAAGCUGCUGAUACUCUGUUUAAGCCUGGUCCACCUGGCAACCCUCGUGUCUUAGAUACAAGCAAAUCCUCAAUUACAAUUGCUUGGAAUAAGCCGAUAUAUGAUGGUGGCUCAGAAAUCACAGGCUACAUGGUUGAAACAGCACUACCUGAAGAAGAUGAAUGGAAAAUUGUAACUCCACCUACAGGACUGAAGGCCACUUCCUUUACCAUUACCAAUCUAAAAGAAAACCAGGAGUAUAAAAUCAGAAUAUAUGCCAUGAACGCUGAAGGCAUUGGAGAACCGGCUCUUGUGCCUGGAACACCAAAGGCUGAAGAAAGGAUGCUGCCCCCAGAAAUUGAACUUGAUGCCGACCUACGCAAAGUUAUAAUUAUUAGAGCUUGCUGUACUUUAAGACUUUUUGUCCCGAUUAAAGGAAGACCAGCACCUGAAGUGAAAUGGACAAGAGAACUUGGAGAAUCUUUAGACAAGGCCACUAUUGAAUCCACGAGCUCUUAUACACUGCUUACAGUUGGAAAUGUGAAUAGAUUUGACAGUGGCAAGUAUAUACUGACCAUAGAAAACAGUUCAGGCAGCAAAUCAGCUUUUGUAAUUGUAAGAGUUCUAGAUACACCUGGAGCCCCACAGAAUCUGAAAAUAAAAGAGGUCACGAAGUCAUCUGUUACACUUACGUGGGAACCUCCCCUCAUAGAUGGCGGCUCUAAAAUAAAGAACUAUGUUGUUGAAAAGCGUGAGGCAACAAGAAAAGCGUACUCAACUGUUAUGGCCAAUUGCCACAAGACAAGCUGGAAAGUGGACAACUUACAGGAGGGCUGCAACUAUUAUUUCAGAGUCCUAGCUGAAAAUGAAUAUGGAAUAGGGCUACCUGUUGAAACAGCAGAAUCCGUUAAGGUGUCUGAAAGGCCUCUCCCUCCAGGAAAAAUAACUGUAUUAGAUGUGACAAGAAACAGUGUGUCUUUGACUUGGGAAAAGCCUGAACAUGAUGGAGGAAGCAGAAUUUUGGGCUACAUUGUAGAAAUGCAAAGCAAAGGCAGUGACAAAUGGGCCACAUGUGCGACUGUGAAAGUUACAGAAGCUAUUAUAAAAGGACUGAUUCAGGGUGAAGAAUAUUCUUUCCGUGUUUCAGCUCAGAAUGAAAAAGGAAUCAGUGAUCCUCGACAAUUGAGUGUGCCAGUCAUUGCAAAGGAUCUUGUGAUACCGCCAGCCUUCAAACUGCUGUUUACUACUUUCAGUGUAUUAGCAGGUGAAGACUUAAAGGUCGAUGUUCCAUUUGUUGGUCGACCGAAACCAGCUAUAGUAUGGCUUAAGGACAAUGUGCCGCUGAGACAAACAACUAGAGUAAAUGAGGAAAAUACAGACAACAACACAUUAUUAACAAUAAAGGAAGCAUGUAGAGAAGAUGUUGGACAAUAUCUAGUCAAACUUUCUAAUUGCGCAGGUGAAGCUACUGAAAUCCUUAGCAUUAUUGUCCUUGACAAGCCAGGACCUCCAACUGGACCAGUAAAGUUGGACGAAAUAACUGCAGACAGUAUUACCAUUUCUUGGGAACCACCCAAAUAUGAUGGUGGCAGUUCUAUCAACAACUACAUUGUAGAAAAACGAGAUACCUCCACAACUGCUUGGCAGAUUGUUUCAGCUACUGUUGCCCGAACUACUCUAAAAGCAUGUAGAUUAAAGACUGGAAGUGAAUAUCAAUUCAGAAUUGCUGCUGAAAAUAGAUAUGGAAAGAGUACAUACCUCACAUCAGAUUCGGUGGUUGCCCAGUAUCCAUACAAAGUACCUGGCCCACCUGGAACUCCUUACGUACCAGAAGUCUCCAGGGAUAGUAUGGUUGUGCAUUGGAAUGAACCAGUCAAUGAUGGUGGCAGCAAGGUUACUGGAUAUCAUUUGGAGCGCAAGGAAAGAAAUAGCAUCCUCUGGGUUAAAUUGAAUAAAGCAGCAAUUCCCGACACGAAAUUUAAAACAACUGGACUUGAGGAGGGACUUGAAUAUGAAUUCAGAGUUUAUGCAGAAAAUAUAGUUGGUAUCGGAAAGGCAAGUAAAGGUUCAGAAUGCUACACUGCUCAUGAUCCUUGUGAUCCUCCGGGUCGUCCCGAGCCUAUAAUUGUCACAAGGAACUCUGUUACUCUUCAGUGGAAGAAGCCAGAGUACGAUGGUGGAAGCAAGAUCACAGGCUACAUUGUUGAAAAGAAGGAGUUACCAGAUGGCCGCUGGAUGAAAGCAAGCUUUACAAAUGUAACUGAGACUCAGUUUGCAGUAACUGGCCUAGUUGAAAAUCAGAGAUACGAGUUCCGUGUCAUUGCACGUAAUGCUGCAGGUGUCUUCAGUGAGCCAUCUGAAAGUUCAGGGGCAGUCACAGCAAGAGAUGAAGUAGAUCCACCUCGUAUAAGUAUGGAUCCCAAAUUUAAAGAAACCCUUGUACUGCAUGCUGGUGAAUCAUUCAAGAUUGACGCUGAUGUGUAUGGCAAACCGUUACCUUCUAUUCAAUGGCUAAAAGGCGAUAAGGAACUAUCAAACACGGCACGCCUGGAUAUCAAAACUAGUGACUUUGCCACAAGCCUAAGUGUAAAAGAAGCCAUUCGGGUUGAUAGUGGACAUUACGUAUUGCUAGCAAAGAAUGUUGCAGGUGAAAAAACAGCUUCUAUUCAUGUCAAGGUUCUCGACAGACCUGGUCCCCCUGAAGGGCCUAUUGUUAUAACAGGAGUUACUGUUGAAAAAUGUAUGCUAUCGUGGAAGCCCCCAUUGCAGGACGGUGGCAGUGACAUUUUACAUUAUGUCGUUGAAAGAAGAGAAACUAGUCGCUUAGUUUGGACUUUAGUUGAUGCCAAUGUACAGACUCUUGGUUGCAAAGUUACUAAACUUUUGGAAGGCAAUGAAUAUAUCUUCCGUGUCAUGGCUGUAAACAAAUAUGGUGUCGGUGAGCCCCUUGAAUCUGAGCCUGUGGUUGCAAAAAAUCCUUUUGUAGUGCCACUUCCACCAAAGGCCCCAGAAGUUUCAGCUGUUACCAAGGAUUCUAUGAUUGUUGUAUGGGAGAGGCCAGCUUCUGAUGGUGGCAGUGAAAUUUUGGGAUACGUACUUGAAAAACGUGAUAAAGAAGGCAUUCGAUGGACAAGGUGUAACAAGCGUUUGAUAAGCGAACUUCGAUACCGAGUCACUGGACUUCUAGAAAAUCAUGAUUAUGAAUACAGAGUUUCAGCUGAAAAUGCAGCUGGCCUCAGUGAACCCAGUCCACCUUCUAUUUAUUAUAAAGCUUGUGACCCUAUAUACAAACCAGGUCCUCCUAAUAACCCCAAAGCAAUAGAUGUUACAAGAUCAUCAGUCUUCCUUUCCUGGGGUAAACCAAUCUAUGAUGGUGGCUCUGAAAUUCAAGGAUACAUUGUUGAAAACUGUGAUGUAAGUGUUGGAGACUGGGCAAUUUGUACACCACCAACUGGAAUUAAGAAAACCAACAUGGAAGUAGAAAAAUUGUUGGAAAAACAUGAAUACAAAUUCCGCAUUUGUGCUGUUAAUAAAGCCGGAGUAGGAGAGCACGCUGAUGUUCCUGGAACUAUUCUUGUUGAAGAAAAGCUUGAAGCUCCAGACCUUGAUCUUGACAUGGAACUGAGAAAAGUUAUAAAUGUAAGAGCAGGUGGUUCCUUAAGAUUAUUUGUUCCAAUCAGAGGACGCCCAACACCUGAAGUAAAAUGGAGUAAGGUGGAAGGUGACAUCCGGGAGGCAGCUAUUAUUGACAGCACUAGCAGCUUUACCUCAUUGGUUCUAGACAACGUUAACAGAUUUGAUUCUGGGAAAUACACUCUUACUUUAGAAAACAGCAGUGGUAAGAAGUCUGCCUUUGUCAUUGUAAGAGUCCUAGAUACCCCAGGUCCUCCAAUUAACCUGAAAAUUAAAGACAUCACCAAAGACUCUGUUUCACUAGCAUGGGAGCCUCCUUUGAUAGAUGGUGGAGCUAAAAUUAAAAAUUAUAUUAUUGAAAAGCGUGAAGCCACAAGAAAAGCCUAUGCAGCUGUUGUAACAAAUUGCCACAAGACCUCAUGGAAAAUUGAUCAACUUCAGGAGGGCUGCUAUUAUUACUUCAGAGUUUCUGGAGAGAAUGAAUUUGGAAUUGGACUACCUGCAGAAACAAGUGAUCCAGUUAAAGUUGCUGAAGUUCCUCAACCUCCCGGAAAGAUAACAGUGGACGAUGUUACAAGAAACAGUGUUUCAUUGAGCUGGGCAAAGCCUGAACAUGAUGGUGGAAGCAAAAUUUUGCAAUACAUCGUGGAAAUGCAAGUUAAGGGCAGCGAGAAAUGGUCAGAGUGUACGCGUGUCAAGAUUCUUGAAGCGCUUGUUACUAACCUAACUCAAGGUGAAGAGUACCUCUUUAGAGUAAUGGCUGUAAAUGAAAAGGGUAGGAGUGAUCCACGGUCACUUGCUGUUCCAAUAACUGCCAAAGAUCUCGUUAUUGAACCAGAUGUAAGACCACAAUUCCACAGUUACAGUAUACAAGUGGGACAAGACCUAAAGGUUGAAGUACCAAUAUCUGGUCGACCUAAGCCUACUAUUACUUGGACCAAAGAUGGCAUACCAUUAAAGCAGACAACUAGAGUUAAUGUCAUUGAUUCAGCUAAUCUUACCAUCCUAAAUAUUAAAGAAACCAGUAAAGAAGACAGUGGAAUGUAUGAAAUUGCAGUUGCCAAUGUUGUUGGACAGAAAUCUGCAUCUAUUGAAAUCAUAACACUAGACAAACCAGAUCCUCCAAAAGGUCCUGUUAAAUUUGAUGAUAUUAGUGCGGAAAGUAUUACAUUAUCCUGGAACCCUCCGACAUAUACAGGUGGCUGCCAAAUUACCAAUUAUAUUGUUCAUAAGAGAGAUACAACCACCACAGUUUGGGAGACAGUUUCAGCUACUGUUGCAAGAACUACCCUCAAGGUGAUGAAGCUGAAAACUGGGUCAGAAUAUCAAUUUAGAAUAUUUGCUGAAAAUAGGUAUGGCCAGAGCUUUGCCCUGGAGUCUGAUGCGGUUGUUGCCCAAUAUCCCUAUAAAGAACCAGGCCCUCCUGGUACACCAUUUGUGACAACAGUUACAAAAGACUCUAUGAUUGUGCAGUGGCAUGAACCAAUAAACGAUGGUGGAAGCAAAAUUUUGGGUUAUCAUCUUGAGAGAAAAGAAAGAAACAGCAUCUUGUGGACAAAAGUAAACAAGACAGUUAUUCAAGACACACAUUAUAAGACAACUAAUCUUGACGAAGGCCUUGAAUAUGAAUUUAGAGUUUCUGCAGAAAAUAUUGUUGGCACAGGCAAAACAAGCAAAGUUUCAGAAUGCUAUGUAGCUCGUGAUCCAUGUGAUCCACCAGGAUGCCCUGAAGCUAUUGUUGUUAAAAGAAGCUCAAUUACUCUGCAGUGGACUAAGCCAGAAUAUGAUGGUGGCAGCAAAAUUACAGGCUAUGUAGUAGAGAAACGUGAUUUGCCCGACGGUCGCUGGAUGAAAGCAAGCUUUACCAAUAUUACUGAAACUCAGUUUACUGUAACAGGCCUUACUGAAGAUCAACGAUACGAAUUUAGAGUAAUUGCAAGGAAUGCUGCUGGAGCAGUGAGCAAGCCUUCUGAUAGCACAGGACCAAUAACAGCAAAAGACGAAGUUGAACUUCCAAGAAUUUCUAUGGAUCCAAAAUACAAAGAUGCAAUUGUUGUAAAUGCUGGAGAAACGUUCAGACUUGAGGCUGAUGUCCAUGGGAAGCCAAUUCCUACUAUUAUGUGGUUGAAAGGAGAUAAAGAACUUGAAGAUACUGCUCGAUAUGAAAUAAGGAAUACAGACUUUAAGGCCUUGAUUACUGUAAAAGAUGCUAUACGUGUUGAUGGUGGGCAAUAUAUUUUGCAGGCCUCCAAUGUUGCAGGGACAAAAUCAGUACCAGUAACAGUAAAAGUACUGGACAGACCAGGGCCUCCAGAAAGUGUUCAGGUUUCCGGAGUUACUUGUGAAAAAUGUUCCUUAGCAUGGGCUCCACCAAUCCAUGAUGGUGGCAGUGACAUUUCUCACUACAUCAUUGAAAAGAGAGAAACAAGUCGCCUUGCUUGGACAGUUGUUGCUUCAGAUGCUGUAGCUACAAUGCUGAAAGUAACAAAACUUCUGGAAGGAAAUGAAUAUAUCUUCCGCGUAAUGGCAGUUAAUAAAUAUGGAGUUGGUGAGCCUCUGGAGUCUGCACCAGUACUAAUGAAAAACCCAUUUGUUGUUCCCGGUCCUCCAAAGUCCCUAGAAGUCACCAACAUUACAAAGGAUUCUAUGACUGUCUGUUGGCAUCGUCCAGAUAGUGAUGGUGGCAGUGAAAUUGUGAGCUACAUUGUGGAAAAAAGAGACAGAACUGGUAUCAGAUGGGUGAAAUGCAACAAACGCAGAAUUACAGACUUGCGAUUAAGGGUCACAGGACUUGCAGAAGAUCAUGAAUAUGAAUUCAGAGUGUCUGCUGAAAAUGCAGCUGGAAUUGGUGAACCAAGUCAAGUUACUCCCUUCUGGAAAGCAUGUGAUCCUAUGUUCAAGCCUGGCCCACCCACUAAUGCCCAUGCUGUAGAUACUACAAAGAAUUCAAUUACAGUUGCAUGGGGUAAACCUAUUUAUGACGGCGGCAGUGAAAUCCUGGGAUAUAUUGUAGAAACCUGCAAAGCCGAUGAAGAAGAGUGGUCGAUAGCUACUCCCCAGACUGGUCUAAGAGUCAAUCGUUUUGAGAUCAAAAAGCUCAUUGAACAUCAAGAGUACAAGCUAAGAGUGUGUGCCCUAAACAAAAUUGGAGUAGGUGAGGCUGCAGCAGUUCCUGGUACGGUUAAACCAGAAGAUAAACUUGAGGCUCCUGAACUUGAUAUUGACUCAGAGUUAAGGAAGGGAAUUGUUGUUAGAGCUGGUGGAUCUGUCAGGAUAAACAUACCAUUUAAAGGACGCCCAACUCCUGAAAUCUCAUGGUCUCGAGAAGAAGGAGAAUUUACAGAUAAGGUUCAAAUCGAAAAGGGUCUGACUUAUACACAGCUAUCGAUUGAUUACUGUGAUAGAAAUGACGCUGGAAAGUAUAUACUGAAAUUAGAAAACAGCAGUGGCUCUAAGUCUGCAUUUGUUACCGUUAAAGUACUUGACACUCCAGGACCACCACAAAAUUUAGUAGUCAAAGAAAUAAGGAAAGAUUAUGCUGUACUGACAUGGGAACCUCCAGCUAAUGAUGGUGGUGCAAAGAUAAAGAACUAUGUGAUUGAUAAACGUGAGUCAACCAGAAAGGCAUAUGCAAACGUGAGUGCCAAGUGCAGCAAAACAAGCUUUAAAGUUGAAAAUCUUACGGAAGGGGCAAUUUAUUAUUUUAGAGUUAUGGCUGAAAAUGAGUUUGGAAUUGGUGUUCCAGUUGAAACUGCAGAUGCCUCCAAAGCCUCUGAACCACCUUUGCCUCCUGGAAAAGUGACACUAACUGAUGUGACUCAGAGAAGUGCAUCGUUUAUGUGGGAGAAGCCUGAACAUGAUGGAGGUAGCAGAAUUUUGGGAUACAUUGUUGAAAUGCAGCCAAAAGGAUCUGAUAAAUGGAAUGUUGUUACUGAAACCAAAGUAUGCAAUGCAGUUGUGUCUGGUUUGAGUUCUGGACAUGAAUAUCAAUUCCGUAUCAAGGCAUAUAAUGAAAAAGGCAAAAGUGAUCCGAGACCACUGGCAGUUCCUGUGAUUGCUAAAGACUUGACAAUUCAGCCAAAUUUCAAACUGAUGUUCAAUACGUAUACUGUACAAGCUGGAGAAGACCUUAAAGUAGAAAUACCCUUUAUAGCACGACCAAAGCCUAAUAUCACUUGGGAAAAAGAUGGUCAGCCCCUAAAACAGACAACUAGAUUACAUGUUGAAGAUACACCAACAUCGACUACUUUGUAUAUUAAAGAAAGUAACAAGGAUGACUUUGGGAAAUAUACUGUAACAGCAACCAAUACUGCAGGCACAGCAAUAGAGCAUCUGAGUAUAAUAGUGCUAGAGAAGCCUGGCCCACCACAAGGACCUGUCCGUUUUGAUGAAGUUAGCUCAAAUUUUGUUGUCUUCUCAUGGGAACCACCAGCAUAUACAGGUGGCUGCCAAAUAUCCAAUUACAUUGUAGAGAAACGUGAUACAACUACCACCACCUGGCAGAUGGUAUCAGCAACCGUUGCAAGGACAACAAUUAAAGUAACAAAACUUAAAACAGGUUCUGAAUACCAGUUUAGAAUUAGUGCUGAAAAUCGUUAUGGAAAGAGCUCUGCACUAGAUUCUAAACCAGUUCUUGUACAAUAUCCAUACAAGGAACCAGGACCACCAGGAACGCCAUUUGUCAAUACAGCUACCAAAGACUACAUGAUAGUACAAUGGCAUGAACCAGUUAAUGAUGGAGGAAGCAAAGUUCUUGGAUAUCAUCUAGAACGUAAAGAUAAAAACAGCAUUCUUUGGACAAAGUUGAAUAAGACCCUCAUUCAGGACACUAAAUACAAAACAGAGGGACUUGAAGAAGGUCUUGAAUAUGAAUUUAGAGUUUCUGCUGAAAACAUUGUUGGCAUUGGUAAGGUUAGCAAAACAUCUGAAUUGUAUGUCGCUCGAGAUGCUUGCGAUCCACCAGGCCGUCCUGAUGCAAUUGUUAUUACUAGAAACUAUAUAACACUAAAAUGGAAGAAACCUGAAUAUGAUGGUGGCAGCAAAAUAACUGGAUAUAUCGUAGAAAAGAGAGAAUUGCCUGAAGGUCGUUGGAUGAAAGCCAGUUUUACAAAUGUACUAGAAACUGAGUUUACAGUAACUGGUCUUGUGGAAGACCAAAGAUAUGAAUUCAGAGUAAUUGCAAGAAAUGCAGCUGGUAGCUUAAGUGAACCAUCUGAAAGCACAGGACCAAUUAUUGCUAGAGAUGAAAUUGAAGCACCAAGAGCUUCACUGGAUCCAAAAUACAAAGAUCUUAUUGUCGUUCAUGCUGGAGAAACAUUUGUUCUUGAGGCUGACAUCCAUGGCAAACCUAUUCCUGAUAUCACAUGGUCGAAGGAUGGAAAAGAAUUUGAAGGAGCAACUGCAAGAAUGGAAAUUAAGUCUACCAUUGAAAGAACAACCCUCACAGUCAAAGAUUGCAUUAGAGUGGAUGGAGGCAUUUACACACUUAAACUGAGCAAUGUUGGUGGCACAAAGUCUAUACCCAUCACUGUGAAAGUGCUCGACAGACCUGGACCUCCAGAAGCUCCUCUGAAAGUUACAGGUGUGACUGCAGAAAAAUGCUACCUAGCAUGGGGAGCACCCUUACAAGAUGGUGGUGCUAACAUUUCACAUUAUGUCAUAGAAAAGAGAGAGACAAGCCGGCUUUCAUGGACACAAGUGUCAUCUGAUGUGCAAGCUCUGAACCACAAAGUAACCAGGCUUCUUCCAGGCAAUGAGUACAUUUUCCGUGUAAUGGCUGUUAACAAAUAUGGAAUCGGUGAACCACUGGAAUCUGAGCCGGUGUUGGCAUGCAACCCAUACAAACCUCCAGGUCCUCCUUCAACACCUGAAGUUUCUGGGAUCACAAAAGAUUCUAUGAUUGUCACCUGGAGUCGUCCAACAGAUAAUGGUGGAGCUGAAAUUGAAGGUUACAUUCUAGAAAAGCGAGAUAAAGAUGGCAUUCGAUGGACCAAGUGCAAUAAAAAGAGACUGACCGACUCGCGAUUUAGAGUAACUGGACUUACAGAUGGCCAUUUCUAUGAGUUUAGGGUUUCUGCUGAAAAUGCUGCUGGCAUUGGGGAACCUAGUGAGCCAUCCGUUUUCUAUCGUGCCUGUGAUGCAGUGUAUCCACCUGGCCCUCCAAGCAAUCCAAAGGUGACUGAUACCUCCAGAUCAUCUGUGUCACUUGCAUGGAACAAGCCUAUUUAUGAUGGUGGUGCUCCUGUUAAAGGAUACAUGGUGGAAUUUAAAGAAGCGACUGCUGAUGAAUGGACAAGUUGCACACCGCCAUCUGGAUUACAAGGGAAACAAUUCACAGUAACAAAACUUAAAGAAAACAGCGAGUAUAACUUCCGCAUCUGUGCUAUCAACUCAGAAGGCGUUGGAGAGCCAGCAACUAUACCUGGUAGUGUUGUUGCUGCCGAGAAAAUUGAACCUCCUGAAAUCGAACUUGAUGCAGAUCUCAGAAAAGUCGUCACAGUGCGUGCUAGUGGCACAUUGCGCUUGUUUGUCACUAUCAAAGGCAGGCCAGAGCCAGAAGUAAAAUGGGAAAAAGCAGAAGGCACUCUGAGUGACAGAGCUCAGGUUGAGGUUACUAGUUCAUAUACAAUGUUGGUCAUUGAUAAUGUCAACAGAUUUGACAGCGGUAAAUAUAACUUGACUUUAGAAAACAAUAGCGGCAAGAAAUCAGCAUUUGUUAAUGUGCGAGUGCUUGAUACACCAAGUGCACCUGUGAACUUGACUGUCAGAGAAGUGAAGAAAGAUUUAGUGACGUUAGCUUGGGAGGCUCCACUUAUUGAUGGUGGAGCUAAAAUUACAAAUUACAUAAUUGAAAAAAGGGAAACCACACGAAAGGCCUAUGCCACUAUUACAACCAACUGCACCAAGAAUGUCUUCAGAAUCGAACAGCUACAAGAGGGAUGCAGUUAUUACUUCCGUGUCUUGGCUGCAAAUGAAUAUGGAGUUGGUUUGCCAGCAGAAACAUCUGAACCUGUUAAAGCUUCUGAGCCACCCUAUCCACCUGGAAAAGUUACCCUUGUUGAUGUUACACGCCACAGUGCUACUAUUAAAUGGGAGAAACCUGAGAGUGAUGGUGGCAGUAAAAUAACUGGCUAUGUAGUCGAAAUGCAAACGAAAGGAAGUGAAAAAUGGAGCACCUGCACACAAGUUAAGACAUUAGAAGCAACAAUAUCAGGAUUAACUAUGGGAGAAGAAUACACAUUCCGAGUCUGUGCUGUUAAUGAAAAAGGGAAGAGUGAUCCAAGACAGCUUGGGGUUCCAGUAGUUGCAAAGGAUAUUGAAAUCCAGCCUUCAGUUGAACUUCUUUUCAAUACUUUCAGUGUUAAAGCUGGUGAAGAUCUUAAGAUUGAUGUGCCCAUCAGAGGAAGGCCAAUUCCGUCAGUUACCUGGAAGAAGGAUGGACUGCCUUUAAGAGAGACAACUAGAGUAAAUGUCCAAACAUCAAAAACAUCAACAUCACUAGCAAUUAAGGAAGCUUCAAGAGAAGAUGUAGGAAGUUAUGAAUUAAAUGUUUCAAGCAGUGCAGGUUCUACUACAGCUGCUAUCACUGUAAUUGUCCUUGACAGACCAGGACCACCAACUGCAUUACAUAUUGACAAUAUCAGUGCUGAUAACAUAACCAUAUCUUGGAAACCCCCCGAGUAUGAUGGUGGCUGUCAAAUUAGCAAUUAUAUUGUGGAGAAGAGAGAAACAACUACAACGACAUGGAGUAUUGUGUCUGCAGCAGUGGCACGUACUUCAAUUAAAAUUGCUCGCUUAACCACAGGAUCAGAAUAUCAGUUCCGUGUUUCUGCAGAAAAUCGCUAUGGCAAGAGCACCUAUGUUGAAACUACACCUGUUGUUGCAGAGUAUCCAUUUAGCCCUCCUGGUCCACCUGGUACUCCCCGAGUUACACAUGCAACUAAAGCCUUCAUGAUAGUAAAUUGGCAGGAGCCAGUUAAUGAUGGAGGUAGCAAAAUACUUGGCUAUCACCUUGAGCAUAAAGAAAGAAGCAGCAUCCUUUGGACUAAAGUAAAUAAAAUCCUUAUAAGUGACACACAGAUGAAGGUCACAGGCCUUGAUGAAGGACUGAUGUAUGAAUACCGUGUGUAUGCUGAAAAUAUUGUAGGAAUAGGUAAAUGUAGCAAAUCAUGUGAGCCUGUUGCUGCAAGGGACCCAUGUGAUCCCCCUGGCCAACCAGAAGUGACUAAUAUUACAAGAACUUGUGUCUCACUCUCAUGGACCAAACCAGAAUAUGAUGGUGGUGCAAAGAUCACAGGCUACAUUAUUGAGCGGAAAGAGCUACCAGAUGGCCGUUGGCUGAAAUGCAACUUCACUAAUGUACAAGAAAGGUUCUUUGAUGUAACAGGGCUUACUGAAGACCAACGAUAUGAAUUCCGUGUCAUUGCAAGGAAUGCUGCUGGACAAUUUAGUGAGCCAUCUGAAACAACUGGACCAGUGACUGUAAAGGAUGAUAUUGAAGCUCCAAGAAUUAUGAUGGAUGUCAGAUUCAGAGAUGUUGUUGUUGUUAAAGCUGGAGAGAUCUUGAAAAUCAAUGCUGAUAUUGCUGGACGUCCCUUGCCUGUAGUUUCAUGGUCAAAGGAUGGCAAAGAGAUUGAGGAAAAAGCAAGAGUUGAAAUUGUCUCUACAGAUCACACUACUGCAAUAACUGUUAAAGACUGCAUUCGACGUGAUUCAGGGCAAUAUGUACUAACAUUACAAAAUGUCGCUGGAACAAGAUCACUAGCUGUCAAUUGCAAGGUACUUGAUAGACCUGGUCCACCAGCAGCCCCACUAGAAAUCAAAGGACUUACUGCUGAGAAGUGUCACCUGUCAUGGGGACCACCUCAAGAAAAUGGCGGUGCAGAGAUCGAUCAUUAUAUUGUGGAAAAACGUGAGACCAGUAGAAUUGCGUGGACUAUUUGUGAAGCAGAGCUUCCAACAACAUCCUGCAAAGUGACAAAACUGCUUAGAGGAAAUGAAUAUAUCUUCAGGGUGAUGGGUGUUAACAAAUAUGGUGUAGGGGAACCUUUGGAAAGUGAUGCUGUCAAAGCUCUAGAUCCUUUCACUGUUCCAAGCCCACCUAAAUCUUUAGAGCUUACUAGUAUAACAAAGGAAUCCAUGACGCUUUGUUGGGCAAGACCUGACAGUGAUGGAGGAAAUGAAAUUUCUGGAUAUGUGAUUGAAAGGCGUGAGAAAAAUAGCCUCCGGUGGAUACGUGUCAACAAAAAGCCAGUUUAUGAUCUAAGGGUAAAAUCUACAGGCCUUCGUGAAGGAUGUGAAUAUGAAUAUCGAGUAUUUGCAGAAAAUGCUGCAGGUCUUAGUCUUCCUAGUGAUGUUUCACCACUAAUAAAAGCAGAAGAUCCAGUUUUCCUGCCAUCACCUCCAUCUAGGCCCAAGGUUGUGGAUUCUACAAGGUCACAUAUAACAAUUGGAUGGACAAAGCCAUUAUUUGAUGGAGGUGCCCCUAUUACUGGAUACACUGUUGAAUACAAGCUAACUAGUGAAACUAAUUGGUCAACUGCUAUCCAAAGCUUAAGAGCCACAGAAUAUACCAUAAUUGGUCUUACAUCUGGAGCUGAAUACGUUUUCAGAGUAAGUUCUGUCAAUAAAGUUGGCACUUCUGAUCCAAGUGAUAUCUCAGAACCUCAAGUAGCAAAAGAAAGGGAAGAAGAACCAGCUUUUGAUAUUGAUAACGAAAUGAGAAAGACUCUAGUUGUGAAAGCUGGUGGAUCGUUCACAAUGACUGUGCCUUUCAGAGGAAAACCUAUCCCCAAUGUACUGUGGAGUAAGCCAGAUACUGAUCUCCGUACACGAGCAAAUAUUGAUUCCUCAGAUAACCGCACCUCACUUACUGUUGAAAAAGCAACAAGGAAUGAUUCCGGAAAGUAUACAUUAACAUUACAAAACAUCGUAAGCACAGCUACUUUGACAUUAGUUGUUAAAGUUCUUGACUCACCAGGACCUCCAUCUAAUAUUGUUGUAAAGGAUGUAACAAAAGAAUCAGCUGUGUUAUCUUGGGAAGCUCCUGAGAAUGAUGGCGGUGCCCCUGUGAAGAACUAUCACAUCGAAAAACGAGAAGCAAGCAAGAAAGCUUGGGUCACUGUAACCAACAAUUGCAAUCGUCUUUCCUACAAAGUGACCCAUCUACAAGAAGGUGGAAUUUAUUACUUCAGAGUCUCUGGAGAAAAUGAGUUUGGCGUUGGAGUACCCCUUGAAACUAAAGACGGAGUUAAAAUAACAGAAAAACCAAGCCCACCAGAAAAACUGGGAGUAUCAAGCAUUAGUAAAGAUAGUGUGUCUCUUGUGUGGCUAAAACCAGAACAUGAUGGUGGAAGCAGAGUUGUAGGCUACCUCGUUGAAGCUCUGGAGAAAGGGCAGCAAAAAUGGGUCAAAUGUGCAGUAGUGAAGACAACUCAUCAUGUUGUCCAAGGGCUCAAGGAGAAUAUGGACUACUUCUUCAGAGUAUUUGCUGAAAACCAAGCUGGUCUAAGUGACCCUAAAGAGCUUCUUCUAGCUGUUACAGUUAAAGAACAACUUGAAUCUCCCGAGGUUGACAUGAAAGGUUUCCCGAACCACACAGUUUAUGUACGAGCAGGUUCAAACCUAAAGGUUGAAAUUCCACUUUCUGGAAAACCGUUGCCAAAGGUGACUUUAUCUAAAGACGGCAUUCCUCUCAAACCGACCAUGAGGUUUAACACAGAAACCACAGCAGAAAGUGUCAUCGUUAACCUUAAAGAAAGCAUGGCUGCUGAUGCGGGUCGUUAUGACAUCACCGCUGCCAACUCCAGUGGAACGACUAAAUCUUUCAUCAAGAUUGUUGUCCUAGACAGACCAGGCCCUCCUGUCGGUCCUGUUUUUGUUAGUGAUAUCACUGAAGAAAGUGUUACACUGAAGUGGGAGCCACCACGUUAUGAUGGCGGAAGUCAAGUUACCAACUACAUUGUACUGAAAAGAGAAACAAGCACUGCUGUGUGGUCUGAAGUGUCUGCAACGGUUGCCAGAAAUAUUAUUAAAGUCACAAAGCUAACGACGGGAGAAGAAUAUCAAUUCCGUAUUAAAGCAGAAAAUCGCUUUGGCAUAAGUGACCAUAUUGAUUCAGCAUGUAUAACUGUUAAUCUGCCUUACACCACACCUGGACCACCUUCCACACCAUGGAUCACCAAUGUAACCCGAGAAAGCAUCACUGUUGGGUGGCAUGAACCUGUUUCCAAUGGAGGCAAUGCUGUCAUAGGCUACCACCUGGAAAUGAAGGAUAGGAACAGUAUAUUAUGGAAGAAAGUAAACAAAAUGAUUAUACGCACAACUCACUUCAAGGCCUCCAACAUUUCCGCUGGACUUAUUUAUGAAUUCAGGGUUUAUGCAGAAAAUGCAGCUGGUAUUGGAAAAGCAAGUCAUUCAUCUGAUGCAGUACUUGCUAUUGAUGCAUGUGAGCCACCAAGAAGUCUUCGUGUCACAGAUAUUUCCAAGACAUUUGUCAGCCUUUCUUGGAUACAGCCAGCUUUCGAUGGUGGUAGCAAAAUUACCGGAUAUAUUGUCGAGAAACGCGAUCUUCCAAAUGGAAGAUGGACAAAAGCUAGCUUCACCAAUGUCAUUGAGACUCAGUUUACUGUCUCAGGAUUGACUCAGAGCUCUCAAUAUGAAUUCCGUGUUUUUACCAAGAAUGCUGCAGGUUCAAUUAGUAAUCCAUCGGAUGUCUUGGGACCUGUCACAUGUGUAGAUACAUAUGGUGCACCUGAAAUAGACGUACCACCAGAAUAUACAGAAAUGGUGAAAUACAAAGCUGGCACAGCAGUUAAGCUGAAACUUGGCAUUUCAGGAAAGCCUAUACCUACAAUUGAAUGGUUCAGAAAUGGCAAAGAAAUACAAACUAGUGCCCAGAUAUCUAUUGAAAACACCACCGAAUUUGCAUCUAUACUGAUCAAAGAUGCAACCCGUCUUAACAGUGGAAGCUAUGAACUGAAAUUAAAGAAUGCCAUGGGUUCUGCAACUGCCACCGUCAAAGUACAAAUACUUGAUAAGCCAGGACCUCCAGGUGGACCUAUACAUUUCAAAACAGUCACUGCUGAAAAGGUCACCCUUAUGUGGGAACCCCCAGCAGAUGAUGGAGGUGCCAGUAUAAGCCAUUACAUUGUUGAAAAACGUGAGACAAGCCGCGUGGUUUGGUCAAUGGUUUCAGAAAAACAAGAGCAAUGCAUUGUCACUACCACCAAAGUCAUAAAAGGAAAUGAAUAUAUAUUCCGCAUCCGAGCUGUGAAUAAGUUUGGUGCUGGUGAUCCAUUGGAAUCUGACAGUGUUGUAGCUAAGAAUGCAUUUGUUACACCUGGACAACCUAGUGUGCCGGAGGUCACCAUGAUAACCAAGCACUCAAUGACUGUACUUUGGAGCAGGCCUACGGUAGAUGGUGGCAGUGAUAUAAAUGGAUAUUACCUUGAGAGGCGUGAUAAGAAAAGUCUAAGCUGGUUCAAGGUCUCUAAGGAAACCAUCCGUGACACCAGACACAAAGUGACAGGACUAACAGAAAACAGUGAAUACCAAUUCAGAGUUUCUGCUGUGAAUGCAGCUGGCCAAGGUCCAUUCUCCGAUGCAUCUGACUUCUUCAAAGCUGCAGAUCCUAUUGACAAACCUGGACCUCCUGUUAAGCUAAAGGUUGUGGAUUCUACAAAGACGUCUGUCACACUUAGCUGGACCAAACCAGCCUAUGAUGGAGGAAGUGCAAUUACCAGCUAUGUCAUAGAAAAGAGAGAAGGAGAUGAAGAAGAAUGGGUUGUAGUCAGUGCAAGAGGAGAAGUGAGAACCACAGAAUAUGUUGUUUCUCAACUUCAGCCAGGAAUCAAUUACUACUUCCGUGUAGCUGCUAUAAAUUAUGCUGGACAAGGAGAACCUAUUGAAAUGACGGAACCUGUUCAAGCUAAAGACAUACUUGAGGAGCCAGAGAUUGAUCUGGAUGUGGCUCUCAGAACCUCCAUUGUAGCUAAGGCUGGUGAAGAUGUACGGAUAAUGAUUCCAUUUAAAGGAAGACCACCUCCAACUGUCACAUGGAGAAAGGGUGAAAAGAACCUUGGUGUUGAUGAACGAUAUAGCAUUCAGAAUACAGAAUCAUCCACGCUUCUUAGUAUUCCUCAAGUCACUCGCAAUGAUACAGGAAAAUAUGUCCUCACAAUUGAGAACGGAGUUGGAAAAUCGAAAACUUCAUUUGUGAAUGUCAAAGUGCUUGAUACACCAUCUGCAUGCCAGAGAUUGCAUCUUAAAAAUGUUUCUCGUGGAACUGUGACAUUGGUAUGGGAACCACCACUCAUCAAUGGUGGAUCUGAAGUAACAAAUUAUGUCAUUGAAAAAAGAGACGCUACAAAGAGAGCUUGGUCUUCUGUUACAGCAAAGUGCUCUAACACAUUAUUUAAGAUAACUGACCUGUCAGAGAAGACCCCAUACUUCUUCCGAGUUCUAGCAGAAAAUGAAAAUGGGUUGGGUGAACCAUGUGAAACUUCUGAACCAGUUAAAGCUGCAGAAGUCCCUGGACCUGUACAGGAUCUGGUCAUGAAAGAUUCAACAAAGACUUCUGUCACCUUACAGUGGAGCAAACCUGAAUUUGAUGGCGGUAGUAUCAUAACUGAUUAUGUUAUUGAAAAGAGACUGAAGGAAGAAACUGAAUGGUCAUUUGCAGGGACAAGUAAAGCAUGUGAAUUUGAAGUUGAAAAACUAAAGGAGCUUUCUGUUAUGGAAUUCAGAGUGUCUGCAAAGAACGAAAAAGGAAGAAGUGAUGGCGUUUCAACUGGGCCUAUUACAGUGAAAGACUAUGUAAUAAUACCUGAUGCAGACCUUUCCGAUAUACCUGGAGGACAAGUAACAGUGAGAAUAGGCUAUAAUGUACACAUUGAAUUGCCAUACAAGGGAAAGCCAAAACCAACUAUGAGUUGGCUGAAAGACAACAUGCCUCUUAAAGAAAGUGAACAGAUUCGCUUCAAGAAAACAGAAAACAAAAUCACCUUAAGCAUUAAGAAUGUGAAAAAAGAGAAUGGUGGCAAAUACACCUUAAUUCUUGAUAAUAAUGUUCACAGAAAGUCAUUCCCAAUUACAGUUAUAACACUUGGCCCUCCAUCCAAGCCAAAAGGUCCUGUAAAACUAGACGAAAUCAAAGCAGACAGUAUGGUUCUUUCAUGGGGUGCUCCUGAAGAUGAUGGAGGAGGAGAAAUUACUGGCUACAGUGUUGAGAAGCGGGAGACUUCACAAACCAAUUGGAAAAUGGUAUGUUCUAGUGCAGAAAAGACAACUUUCAAAAUUUCUAAUCUUAUUAAAGAUGCAGAGUACCAGUUCAGAAUCCGUGCAGAAAACAGAUAUGGAGUGAGCCCACCGCUUAACUCUAUAGAAGUCAUAGCAAAACACCAGUUUAAACCGCCAGGUUCACCAGGGAAGCCUGUUGUUUACAACAUAACAGCUGACGGAAUGACCAUAUCUUGGGAUGCUCCAAUGUACGAUGGCGGUGCAGAAAUUACAGGAUACCAUGUUGAAAAGAAAGAACGAAACAGCAUCCUGUGGCAAAAAGUAAAUGUUUCAUCAAUAGCUAAUAGGGAGUACAGAGUUCUUGGAUUAAUGGAUGGCUUGGACUAUCAAUUCCGUGUAUAUGCAGAAAACUCAGCUGGAUUAAGCGCUGCUAGUGAUCCAAGCAAAUUUGCCUUGGCUGUCUCUCCAGUCGAUCCACCUGGCACCCCUGAUUACAUUGAUGUGACUAGGGAAACCAUUACUCUGAAAUGGACUGCACCUCUGCGUGAUGGAGGCAGCAAAAUUGUGGGUUACAGUAUUGAGAAACGGCAAGGAAGCGGUGAUCGCUGGGUCAGAUGCAAUUUUAUUGAUGUCAGUGAAUGCCAAUACACAGUUACUGGACUUAGCCCUGGUGAUCGAUACGAAUUCAGAAUUCUUGCAAGAAAUGCCGUUGGAACGAUCAGCCCUCCUUCUCAGUCUUCAGGCUAUAUCAUGACCAGAGAUGAAGCUGUUGCACCAAAUAUUGAAUUUGGGGCCGAGCAUUUCGAAGGUCUUACAGUUAAAGCUGGAGAAAGCAUAAGACUUAAAGUUCUCAUCACAGGCCGGCCAGUUCCUCAGGUGACCUGGUUGAAAGAUGGACAAGAGAUUGACAAAAGACUUAAUAUCGAAAUAACCGAUGCCAUUGGCUAUAGCACCAUCUUUGUUCGAGAUGCAUCUCGGGACCAUCGUGGAAUAUAUAGGGUAGAAGCAAAGAAUGCAUCAGGCACCAAACAGGCAGAAAUAACCGUAAGAGUACAAGAUACUCCAGGAAAAGUGGGUGGGCCAAUACGAUUCACCAAUAUUACUGAAGAGAAGGCAACAUUAUGGUGGGAGCCUCCAGCUAAUGAUGGCUGUGCAGCAAUUACUCAUUAUGUGAUUGAAAAGCGUGAAACCAGCAGAGUAUCCUGGGCGCUAAUUGAAGACCACUGUGAAGCCUGUAGUUAUACUGCACUCAAAUUAAUAAAGGGCAACGAAUACCAGUUCCGUGUCUCCGCAGCCAACAAGUUUGGCGUUGGCAGGCCACUGGAAUCUGAUCCAUUUGUAGCUCAAGCACAUUACACUGUUCCUGACGCUCCUGGCACUCCAGAACCUAGCAAUGUAACAGGAAACAGCAUCACACUCACAUGGACAAGGCCAAAGUCAGAUGGUGGAAGUGACAUUGACCAAUAUAUCUUGGAGAGAAGAGAGAAGAAGAGCAUUCUCUGGGUCAAAGUGUCCAGCAAGAGGCCUAUUGCUGAAACUAGAUACAGAGUCACUGGCCUCACGGAAGGCAAUGAAUACGAGUUCCAGGUCAUGGCAGAAAAUAAAGCAGGAGUGGGGCCACCAAGUGGUAUUUCAAGGCUGAUAAAAUGCAGAGAGCCAGUUCAUCCACCAAGUGCUCCUACCGUUGUCAAAGUGACAGACACAUCAAAAACAAGUGUCAGCUUAGAAUGGACCAAGCCUGUCUUUGAUGGAGGACUGGAAAUCAUUGGCUACAUCAUUGACAUGUGCAAAGCUGAUUUGGGAGAGUGGCAUAAAGUCAACGCUGAGACUUGCAUUGCUACCAAGUAUACUGUGGUUGACCUAGAACCAAACGAGCACUACAAAUUCCGAGUCUGUGCUGUCAAUGGCGCAGGCAAAGGAGAAAGCUGUGAAGUUUCUGCUUCGGUGCAAACGGUAGAUAGACUCUCUUCCCCUGAACUUGAUAUUGAUGCAAGCUUCAAGCAGACUCACAUUAUCAGAGCGGGAGCAAAUAUCCGUCUCUUCAUUGCCUUCAAGGGCAGACCUGUUCCUACCGCUAUAUGGUCCAAAGCAGAUUCUGACCUUAGCGUGCGGGCUGACAUUCAUACCACAGACUCAUUUAGCACAUUAACUGUGGAGAACUGCAAUAGAACAGAUGCUGGCAAAUACGUUUUUACUGUAGAAAACAACAGUGGUAGCAAAUCUAUUGCUUUCACUGUUAAAGUCCUAGAUACUCCUGGGCCACCAGGUCCUAUUACCUUUAAGGAUGUGACCAGAGACUCUAUCACGUUAAUGUGGGAUGCCCCUGUUUUGGAUGGAGGUGCCCGUAUACAUCAUUACGUUGUGGAGAAGCGAGAAGCAAGCCGCCGCAGCUGGCAGGUUGUAAAUGAAAAAUGUACCCGGCAGAUUGCUAAGAUCACCAAUCUUGCCGAAGGUGUGCCCUAUUUUUACCGGGUUUCAGCGGAAAAUGAAUAUGGAGUAGGUGAACCAUGUGAAUUGACAGAGCCAGUUGUAGCCACUGAAGAGCCUGCACCACCUAAGAGGUUAGAUAUUGUUGAUACCACCAAAUCGUCUGUGGUCUUAGCUUGGCUUAAACCUGAUCAUGAUGGUGGCAGUCGUAUCAUUGGAUACCUACUAGAGAUGAAACAAAAGGGAUCUGACUAUUGGAUUGAAGCUGGCCAGACGAAACAGCUAACUUUUACAGUUGAAGGUCUUAUAGAGAACAACGAAUAUGAGUUCCGGAUCAAAGCAAGGAAUAAUGCUGGAUACAGUCAGGCAAGAGAAGCCUUUUCUUCUGUCAUUAUUAAAGAACCACAGAUUGAGCCCACUGCAGAUCUCAGUGGAAUAACUAGGCAACUUAUAACUUGCAAAACUGGAAGCUCCUUUACUAUUGAUAUACCAAUUAGUGGACGUCCUGUUCCAAAGGUAACAUGGAAACUUGAAGAAAUGAGACUUAAGGAAACUGAUAGAGUGACUAUCAAGACAACAAAGGUUAGAACCACGCUGACUGUUAAGGACAGCAUGAGAGGUGACUCUGGCAAAUAUUAUUUGACUCUCGAGAACACGGCCGGUGUGAAAACAUUCACCGUCACAGUUGUCGUCAUUGGAAGACCAGGUCCAGUUACGCGCCCCAUAGAAAUAUCAUCUGUGACAGCUGAAUCCUGUGUAUUGUCAUGGAAGGAACCUGAAGAUGAUGGUGGCACUGAUAUUACAAACUACAUUGUUGAAAAACGUGAAUCUGGUACAACGGCAUGGCAACUGGUAAAUUCCAGUGUCAAACGUACACAGAUCAAAGUAACUCAUCUCACCAAAUACAUGGAAUACACCUUCCGUGUCAGCUCAGAAAACAGAUUUGGGGUCAGCAAGCCAAUAGAAUCAGUACCAAUAGUAGCUGAACAUCCAUUUGUCCCACCAAGCCCACCCACUAGACCCGAGGUCUAUUUUGUUUCUUCCAAUGCCAUGUCUAUUCGGUGGGAGGAACCAUAUCAUGAUGGUGGCAGCAAAGUUGUUGGAUACUGGAUUGAAAAGAAAGAACGCAACACGAUCCUUUGGGUAAAGGAAAACAAAAGUCCAUGUACCGAAUGCAACUAUAAGAUUACAGGACUUGUGGAAGGUUUGGAAUAUCAAUUCAGAACAUAUGCAUUAAAUGCUGCUGGCGUAAGCAAGGCUAGUGAAGCUUCCAGGCCAGUAGUGGCCCAAAACCCAGUUGAUCCACCAGGUCGACCAGAGGUAACAGAUGUCACACGAUCUUCAGUGUCAUUAAGCUGGUCUUCCCCACUUUAUGAUGGCGGAAGCAAAGUUGUUGGCUAUAUUGUAGAACGCAAACCAUACAAUGAAACUGGAGAUGGCCGUUGGCUGAAAUGCAACUAUACCAUUGUCUCAGAAAACUUCUUUACCGUGACAGCUCUCGGUGAAGGAGAGGAAUAUGAAUUCCGUGUAUUGGCAAAGAACGCUGCUGGUGUGAUUAGCAAGGGUUCCGAAUCUACUGGUGCUGUUACCUGUAAAGAUGAAUACUCACCACCUAAAGCUGUGCUGGAUGCCAAAUUGCAAGGAGAUAUUGUAACAAUUAGGGCUGGAUCCGACCUUGUUCUUGAGGCAUCGAUUGGUGGAAAACCAGAACCAAAAGUCUUUUGGUCUAAGGGUGACAGAGAAUUGGACCCAUGUGAAAAGAUCUCUUUACAAUACACAAGCAAGCAUGCUGUUGCAAUCAUCAAGUUCUGUGACAGAAACGAUACCGGAAAAUACACACUAACUGUUAAAAAUGCAAGUGGAACAAAGCAAGUUGCUGUCUUAGUUAAAGUGCUUGAUUCUCCUGGUCCAUGUGCUGGCAAAAUCACCAUUAGCAGAGUAACAGAAGAGAAGUGUACCUUGGCUUGGAAAAUGCCUCAAGAAGAUGGAGGGGCAGAAAUUACCCAUUACAUCGUUGAGAGACGCGAGACCAGCAGACUGAACUGGGUUAUUGUUGAAGCUGAAUGUCCGACACUGUCAUGUGUAGUAACGAGACUUAUUAAGAACAAUGAAUACAUAUUCCGUGUAAGAGCUGUCAACAAGUACGGACCAGGCGUUCCUCUUGAAACUGAACCCAUUAUUGCUAGAAAUUCAUUCACUAUUCCAUCACCCCCUGGAGCACCUGAAUCAGUGGGUGUUGGCAAAGAACAUAUCAUUAUUCAGUGGCUGAAACCAGAGUCAGAUGGGGGUAAUGAGAUCAGUACCUAUCUUGUAGACAAACGAGAAAAGAGAAGUCUACGCUGGACACGGGUUAACAGAGACUACAUCAUUUAUGAUACGAGGUUGAAAGUUACUAAUCUAAUGGAAGGCAGUGAAUACCAAUUCCGUGUCACUGCUGUUAAUGCUGCUGGUAACAGUGAGCCUAGUGAUGUUUCUCCAUACAUUUUCUGCAAAGAUCCAUCAUACACUCCAGCACCACCUUCACCUCCAAGAGUUGUGGACACUACUAAGACCAGCAUAAGCUUGGCUUGGACAAAGCCCAUGUAUGAUGGUGGAGUUGAUAUAUUAGGCUAUGUUCUUGAAAUGAAAGAAGAAGGUACUGAACAAUGGUAUAGAGCACAUAGUACUGCCACCAUAAGGAAUGCCGAAUUCACUGUGAUUGGUCUUAAAACAAGCCAGAAAUACCGCUUUAGAGUGGCUGCCACCAAUGUAAAUGGAAUGAGUGAAUACAGUGAGUCAACUGCUGAAAUAGAACCAGUGGAACGGCUAGAAAUUCCAGAUCUUGAGCUUGCUGAGGAUCUGAAGAAGAUCGUUACUGUUAGAGCAGGAGGCUCUUUACGUCUCAUGGUAUCGGUAUCUGGCAGACCAGCGCCAAUGAUUGCCUGGCGCAAAGAGGGUGUUGACCUGGCAAAUCGGGGUAUUAUUGACACAACAGACAGCUAUACGCUGUUGGUUGUGGAUAAAGUUAAUCGGUACGAUGCUGGAAAAUAUGUCAUUGAGGCCGAAAAUCAAUCAGGAAAGAAAUCGGCAACAAUUCUUGUAAAAGUCUAUGACACUCCUGGCCCACCAGGAUCAGUGAGAGUCAAAGAAGUCUCAAAGGAGUCUGUGACAAUUACUUGGGAAAUUCCUACUAUUGACGGUGGAGCUCCGAUCAACAACUAUAUAAUUGAGAAACGUGAGGCUGCCAUGAGAGCUUACAAGACAGUGACUACUAAAUGUAACAAAACCAUUUAUAGAAUUUCUGGACUCCUCGAAGGAGCUCUAUACUAUUUCCGAGUACUUCCAGAAAAUAUCUAUGGUAUUGGUGAACCCUGUGAGACGUUAGAUGCGAUGCUUGUGUCAGAGGUUCCAAGUGUGCCUCAAAAACUGGAGGUGGUUGAUGUUACCAAAUCAACUGUAUCACUUGCAUGGGAAAAACCACAGCAUGAUGGCGGCAGCAGGCUAACUGGCUAUGUGGUUGAGGCCUGUAAAGCUGGAACCGAAAGGUGGAUGAAAGUUGUAACACUAAAGCCUACAAUACUUGAGCACACAAUAAUUUCAUUAAAUGAAGGCGAACAAUACUUGUUUAGAGUCAGAGCACAAAAUCAGAAGGGUGUGUCCGAACCAAGAGAGAUAGUCACAGCAGUGACUGUACAAGAACUAAAAGUUCUACCUGCAAUUGAUCUUGCUGGAAUACCUCAAAAGACCAUUCAUGUACCUGCUGGUAGACCUGUAGAACUAGCUAUUCCAAUUUCUGGACGACCACCUCCAGCUGUUUCUUGGUUCUUUGCUGGCUCUAAACUAAGAGAAUCAGAACGGGUCAAGGUUGAAACAGUCGCUAAGACAGCUAAAUUAACUAUUCGUGAAACCACAAUACGUGACACUGGAGAAUACACACUUGAACUGAAGAAUACAACUGGAACUGCUCUUGAAAGAAUAAAAGUUAUUAUUCUUGACAAACCUGGACAACCCAUUGGACCUAUUAAAAUAGUUGAUAUUGACUCAACUUUUGUAACAAUUUCCUGGGAACCACCUGAGAUGGAUGGGGGUGCAACAUUAAGUGGCUAUGUGGUGGAACAACGUGAUGCUCACCGUCCAGGAUGGUUACCAGUGUCUGAAUCUGUAACUCGGACAAUGUUUAAGUUUUCUAAACUUACCGAGGGUGCCGAGUACGUGUUCCGUGUGGCUGCCACAAACCGCUUUGGCAUUGGAUCUUACUUGCAGUCUGAAAUUAUUGAAUGCAAGAGCAGAAUCAGUAUUCCUGGCCUUCCUGGCACCCCAGAAGUGUUUGAUAUCUCUCGUGAUGGAAUGACACUUACUUGGUAUCCACCAGAAGAGGAUGGUGGUUCACAGAUCUCUGGUUAUAUUGUGGAGCGCAAAGAAGUGAGAUCAGACAGAUGGGUCCGUGUAAAUAAAAUUGCAGUGACUAUGACACGCUACCGAUCUACUGGGUUGAUAGAAGGACUGGAGUAUGAACACCGUGUCACCGCUAUCAAUGCUCGGGGCACUGGCAAACCAAGUCGAGCUUCCAAGCCUGCAGUUGCUAUGGAUCCAAUUGCUCCUCCAGGCAAACCUCAGAAUCCAAGAGUUACAGAUACUACAAGAACAUCCAUUUCUCUGGCUUGGAGCCCACCAGAAGAUGAAGGCGGGUCUAAAGUCACUGGCUACUUGAUUGAAAUGCAAAAGGUUGAUCAGUUUGAAUGGACCAAAUGCAACACCACUCCCACCAAGAUCCGUGAAUACACUCUAACGCACCUUCCUCAAGGUGCAGAGUAUAGAUUCCGUGUUAUGGCCUGUAAUGCUGGUGGCCCUGGUGAACCUGCGGAGGUACCAGGAACAGCCAAAGUGACUGAAAUGCUUGAAUAUCCUGAUUAUGAACUUGAUGAAAAAUACCUGGAAGGUGUCUUUGUAAGACAAGGUGGCGUAAUUAAACUUUCAGUUCCAAUCAAAGGAAAGCCCAUUCCGAUAUGCAAGUGGACUAAAGAAGGGCAUGAUGUUAUCAAGAGAGCGAUGAUUGCCACUUCUGAAUCAGAUACUGAACUUGUGAUAAAAGAUGCAGAAAGAGAAGAUUCUGGUACCUAUGAUUUGACGCUUGAGAACAAAUGUGGCAAGAAGGUUGUCUACAUCAAAGUCAGAGUGAUUGGCAUUCCAAAUCCACCAGAAGGACCACUUGAAUAUGAUGACAUACAAGCACGCUCUGUUAGAGUCAGCUGGAAACCUCCAACAGAUGAUGGCGGAGCAGAUCUACUGGGAUACAUUGUUGAGAGGCGUGAAGUACCGAAGACUGCCUGGUACACUGUGGAUUCCAGAGUAAAGGGUACAUCCCUAGUCGUGAAGGGACUCAAAGAAAAUGUGGAAUAUCACUUCCGGGUUUAUGCUGAAAACCAGUUUGGUGUAAGCAAGUCCCUGAAAUCCGAAGAGCCAGUUGUGCCAAAAACACCAUUGCAUCCUCCAGAGCCUCCAAGUUAUCCACCAGAGAUACUCGAUGUCACAAAGAGUUCUAUUAGUUUAUCUUGGUCCAGACCUAGAGAUGAUGGUGGUUCUCGUGUCACUGGCUACUAUAUUGAACGUAAAGAGACAUCUACUGAGAAAUGGGUCAGGCACAACAAGACUCACAUCACAACUACAAUGUAUACAGUCACAGGGCUGGUUCCAGAUGCUGAAUAUCAGUUCCGUAUUGUGGCCCAAAAUGAUAUUGGCGAGGGUGAACCAAGCCCUGCUUCUGAGCCAGUUGUGUGCAAGGAUCCAUUUGACAAACCAAGCCAGCCGGGAGAAAUUGAGAUCAUAUCUAUAUUUAAGGAUAGCAUUACUUUAGAAUGGGAGCGUCCUGAAUGCGAUGGUGGUAAAGAUAUCAUUGGAUACUGGGUUGAAUAUCGCCAGUCUGGAGAAUCUGCAUGGAAAAAGUGCAAUAAAGAACGCAUCAAAGACAGGCAGUUUACAAUGGGAGGCUUAUUGGAAGCCACAGAAUAUGAAUUCAGAGUUUUUGCAGAAAAUGAGACUGGAAUCAGUAGACCACGUAGAACAGCAAUGACAGUGAAGACAAAACUGACAUCUGGAGAAGCACCAGGAGUAAGACAAGAGAUGAAGGAUGUCACUACAAAUCUAGGUGAACCAGCUCAGUUAUCAUGCCAGAUCCUUGGGAGACCUCUUCCCGAUAUUAAAUGGUAUCGUUUUGGCAAAGAACUCGUACAGAGCAGAAAAUACAAGAUGUCAUCAGACGGACGCACCCACACACUGACAGUACUCACAGAAGAGCAGGACGAUGAAGGAGUUUACACUUGCAAGGCUAUCAAUGAUGUUGGAGAGAUUGAAACUAGUGGCAAACUAUUGUUGCAAGCUCCUCCCCAGUUCCACCCUGGCUUCCCAUUGAAAGAGAAAUACCUUGCAGGAGUGGGUUCCACUCUUCGCCUCCAUAUUGUAUACAUCGGUCGUCCAGUACCUGCUAUCACUUGGUUCCAUGGCAAGAAACCUUUGAAAAACACAGAAAAUAUUACUAUUGAGAACACAGAGCAUUAUACCCAUCUCGUCAUUAAAAAUGUACAACAUAAGACCCACGCAGGAAAGUACAAAGUGCAACUUAGUAACAUAUUUGGAACAGUUGACACGGUACUCAAUGUGGAAAUACAAGAUAAGCCUGAUAAACCAACAGGUCCAAUUGUUGUGGAAGCUUUGCUGAAGAACUCUGUGGUCAUCAGCUGGAAGCCACCGGAAGAUGAUGGAGGUGCCUUCGUUACCAAUUACACUGUCGAGAAAAGAGAAGCAAAAGAAGGCACAGAGUGGCAGCUGGUAUCUUCAAGCAUUUCUAGCACAACCUGUAGAAUCGUCAACCUAACAGAAAAUGCAGGCUACUAUUUCCGUGUCUUUGCUCAGAAUACAUUUGGCAUGAGUGAAGCAUUAGAGGUUUCUUCUGUUGUUGUCAUCAAGACUCCGUUUGAGAAACCAGGCCACCCAACUCAGCCAAUUGUAUCUGCUGUGACAAAAGAUUCCUGUGUGGUAUCUUGGAGGCCACCUGCUAGUGAUGGAGGCUCAAAGAUCAGAAAUUACUACCUCGAGAAACGUGAAAAGAAGCAAAACAAAUGGAUUGCUGUAACAACAGAAGAAAUCCAUGAAACCGUCUAUUCUGUCACCAGUCUUGUUGAAGGCCUUGAAUAUGAGUUCCGUGUAAAAUGUGAAAAUCUAGGUGGUGAAAGUGAAUGGAGUGAAAUUUCACAACCUAUCACUCCCAAAUCUGAUGUACCAAUUCAGGCACCACAUUUCAAGGAAGAAAUCAGAAACCUGAAUGUGAAAUUUAGAGGUCAUGCCACAUUUGUUUGCAAAAUCACCGGUCAUCCUAAGCCUGUUGUAAAAUGGUUCAGGCAGGGCAAAGAGAUUAUGCCAGAUGGUGAGAAGGUGAAGAUACAAGAAUUUAAGGGUGGAUAUCACCAACUGGUAAUUACAGAUGUAACAGAUGAUGAUGCCACUGUAUAUCAAGUGAGAGCAACCAACCAGGGAGGAUCUGUGUCUGGGACUGCUUCUUUAGAUGUUGAAGUUCCUGCUAAGAUCCACUUGCCUAAAAAUCUUGAAGGCAUGGGAGCCGUUCACGCUCUCCGUGGUGAAGUUAUAAGCAUCAAAAUCCCAUUUAGUGGCAAGCCUGAUCCAGUGAUCACAUGGCAGAAAGGACAAGAUCUCAUUGAUACUAAUGGACACUACCAAGUUAUUGUUACACGGUCAUUCACAUCUCUUGUUUUCCCUAAUGGUGUGGAUAGAAAAGAUGCUGGUUUCUACAUUGUCUGUGCUAAAAACAGGUUUGGCAUUGAUCAGAAAACUGUUGAGUUAGAUGUCGCAGAUGUACCUGAUGCACCAAGAGGUCUGAAAGCAAGUGAAGUUUCAAGGGACUCGGUCAACUUAACAUGGAAUGCUCCAGCUAAUGAUGGUGGAAGCAGAGUCACACACUAUACUGUUGAGAAACGUGCUACCACAGCUGAGAGGUGGAUCCGUGUUGGACAAGCUCGUGACACACGAUACACUGUAGUAAACCUAUUUGGUAAAACAAGCUAUGUAUUCCGUGUUAUAGCAGAGAAUAAAUUUGGGCAGAGCAAACCUUCUGAGCCUACAGAUUCCGUUAUAACCAAGGAGGAUAAGACUAGAGUACUAAAUUACGAUGAAGAAGUUGAUGAGGCCAGGGAAGUCACCACAGCAAAAGCAUCACACUCUUCUACAAAGGAACUGUAUGAUAAAUAUAUGAUUGCUGAAGAACUUGGACGUGGGCAAUUUGGAGUUGCCCACCGCUGUGUUGAGAUAACUUCUAAGAAGACCUAUCUGGCCAAGUUUGUCAAAGUAAAAGGUGCUGAUCAAGUGUUAGUAAAGAAAGAAAUUUCCAUCCUAAACAUUGCCAGGCACAGAAAUAUCCUACAUCUUCAUGAAUCAUUUGAAAGCCUAGAAGAAUUGGUCAUGAUUUCUGAGUUCAUAUCUGGAGUUGACAUCUUUGAAAGACUUAAUACCCCUGCAUUUGAACUGAAUGAAAGAGAAAUUGUAAGCUAUGUACGUCAAGUAUGUGAAGCACUUGAAUUCCUACACAGUCAUAGCAUUGGGCACUUUGAUAUCAGGCCAGAGAACAUUAUUUACUUUACCAGAAGAAGCUCUGUAGUUAAAAUUAUUGAAUUUGGCCAGGCAAGGCAGCUGAAACCUGGUGAUAAUUUCAGACUUCAAUUUACUUCUCCGGAAUAUUAUGGACCUGAAGUCCAUCAGCAUGAUUUGGUCAGCUCAGCCAGUGAUAUGUGGUCACUUGGAACUCUAGUGUAUGUACUUCUAAGUGGCCUGAAUCCUUUUAUUGCUGAAACAAACCAACAGACAAUUGAAAAUAUCAUCAGUGCUGAAUACAACUUUGAUGAUGAAGCCUUCAAAGAUAUAAGUAUUGAAGCCUUGGACUUUGUUGACCGCCUGCUAGUAAAAGAAAGGAAAGCUCGUAUGACUGCUUCAGAUGCCCUUGAACAUUCUUGGUUGAAGCAGAGGACAGAGAAAACUAGCACAAAAGUAAUCAAAACAUUGAGACACAGACGUUACUACCAAACCUUAGUGAAGAAGGAAUGGAAUACAGUUGUAUCAGUAGCCCGUGUUUCAUGGGGUGGAGCAGUCAGAUCUCAGAGGGGUGUUACAGUUGCUAAGGUUAAAGUGGCAUCGAUUGAAAUUGGACCCAUAACUGGGCAGAUAAUGCAUUCUGUUGGAGAAGAAGGUGGUCAUGCCAAGUAUGUCUGCAAGAUUGAAAACUAUGACUCAGCCACAGAAGUGACCUGGUACUUCGGAGUAAGACAACUGGAGAACAGUGAAAAAUAUGAAAUCAGCUACCAUGAAGGAGUGGCCACAAUGUAUGUCAAAGAUAUUGCAAAAUCAGAUAAUGGUACCUACAGAUGCAAAGUUGCUAAUGACUAUGGUGAAGACAGUUCCUAUGCAGAACUAUUUGUUAAAGGUGUGAGAGAAGUUUCUGACUAUUACAGAUGCAGAACUGUCAAGAGAGUGAAACGCCGAGUAGAUACCUUGAGACUCUUGGAGAGGCCACCCGAAUUUACUCUGCCUCUGUAUAACCAUACAGCCUAUAUUGGAGAAAAUGUCAGGUUUGGAGUAACUAUCACAGUCCAUCCAGAACCUCGUGUAACCUGGUUCAAAUCUGGUCAGAAGAUCAAGCCAGGAGAUGACGAUAGGAAGUAUACUUUUGAAACUGAUAAGGGUCUUUAUCAGCUUUUCAUCCAUAAUGUCAACGAGGAUGAUGAUGCCGAAUAUACUGUGCUAGCACGCAACAAAUAUGGUGAGGACAGCUGCAAAGCUAAGUUAACUGUUGUUCAGCAUGCUCCCUCAGAGGAUACCACCUUGAGACCCAUGUUCAAGAGACUAUUAGCAAAUGCAGAAUGCCAAGAAGGCCACAGUGUCUGCUUUGAGAUAAGAGUAUCUGGUAUACCAAAACCAACACUAAAAUGGGAAAAAGAUGGUCAGCCUCUAUCUGCUAGCCCCAAUAUUGAAAUUGUACAUGAAGGGUUAGACUAUUAUGCUUUGCAUAUCAGAGAUACUCUACCAGAAGACAGCGGUUAUUAUAGAGUUACUGCAACAAAUAGUGCUGGAUCCUCAAGCUGCCAGGCUUACUUGAAAGUAGAGCGCUUGAGAUACGUCAAACGUGAAUACACCAGUGUAGAAGAGCAGCAAAAACUCGUACAGAGGAGAAUUGACAAAACAGUGAGAAUGGCAGAAAUCCUUUCAAGAACCGAAUCUGUCCCACUGACAGACGUAGCACAGGAAGCUCUGAGACAAGCUGCUAUCCUGUAUAAACCAGCUGUAACCACAAAGACUGUCAAAGGUGAAUUUGAACUCAGAAAGGAAGAAAUUAAAGAAGAAAGGAGGCUCCGAAUGCCUUAUGAGAUCCCAGAGCCUCGCAGACGUGCAGCCACUGCUCUUGAAGAAGAUCAGAAUAUCAAAUUGUUUGUGCCGAUGUCAGACAUGAAGUGGUACAAGAAGCUGAGAGACCAGUAUGAGAUGCCAGGAAAGCUUGACAGAAUCGUUCAGAAGCGACCAAAGCGCAUUCGCCUUUCCAGAUGGGAACAAUUCUAUGUGAUGCCGCUGCCACGCAUUACUGAUCAAUAUAAACCUAAGUGGCGCAUACCCAAAUUGUCACAAGAUGAUCUUGAAAUAGUGAGACCAGCACGCCGACGUACCCCAUCUCCUGAUUAUGAAUUUUAUUACAGACCAAGAAGGCGAUCGCUUAGUGACCUGUCAGAUGAAGAAAUACUUCUGCCUGUGGAUGAUUAUUUAGCCAUGAAGAGAACUGAAGAAGAAAGAUUGCGGCUUGAAGAAGAACUGGAAUUAGGCUUUUCUGCUUCACCUCCAAGCAGAAGCCCACCACGAUUUGAACUGUCUUCCCUUCAUUACUCUGCAGCAGAUGCACAAGCUGCCACAGAAGCAUCUAGGCAAAGAGAGCUGAGAUAUGGAACCUAUCAUAUACCUUCUAAAGAAGAUACUGCUGCAACUUAUGCCCAGCUCCGACAACGCCACGACAGAGCAAUUUAUAGGCCAUCGAAACAGAAAGAGAGAAUCAUGGCUGAGAAAGAGGAUGAAGAGCUGCUACGACCAGUCACCACAACCAAGCGGCUCUCAGAGUACAAGAGUGAGCUUGAGUAUAUGUCACAAGAAGAACAGAGACGAUUGAGGAGGAGGAGAGAAAGAGAAAUAACUGAGAUCACAUCAAAAGAGGAAGAAGAGGAAUUAGAAAUGGUGAGACAUGUUCACAGGGAAUUUUCACCUCCCUCAAGAUUACUAGGAAGAAGACGCUCUCUUUCUCCAACUUACAUUGAGCUAAUGCGCCCUGUAUCUGAAUUAAUUCGACCCCGUUCACACCCUGUGGAAGAAACUGAGAGAAGAUCACCUACACCAGAGAGAACUCGGCCUCGCUCGCCAAGUCCAGUGUCCAGUGAGAGAUCUCUCUCUCGAUUUGAAAGAACAGCAAGAUUUGAUAUAUUUUCCAGGUAUGAGUCCAUGAAAGCUGCUUUGAAAACUCAAAAAACAAUGGAAAGGAAAUAUGAAGUUCUGACUCAAGAACCUUUCACUCUGGAUCAUGCCCCACGCAUCACUCUGAGGAUGCGCUCACAUCGCGUACCAUGUGGCACCAACACCAGAUUCAUUUUGAAUGUCCAGUCCAAACCAACUGCUGAGGUGAAAUGGUAUCAUAAUGGGGUUGAAAUACAAGAAAGCCAUAAGAUACAUUUCACUAAUACUAGUGGUGUGUUAACCUUGGAGAUCCUAGAUUGCCAUAUUGAUGACAGUGGUACAUACCGUGUUGUGUGUACAAACUAUAGAGGAGAAUGUUCUGACUAUGCAACUUUAGAUGUUACAGGCGGAGACUACACUACUUAUACCUCCCAACGUAGAGAUGAGGAAGUACCCAGAUCCAUUAUCCCUGACUUGAGAAGGACUGAGGCGUAUGCAAUCUCCUCAUUUAAGAAAGUCUCUGAAACAGAAGCAAGGGCUUCCGUAAGAGAAGUCAAGUCAGAACUGACAGAAACAAGAGAAUCACUAUCAUCGUAUGAACAUCAUGCCUCUGCCGAAAAGAAAGUCAGUGCAUCAGAGGAAAGAUCACUAGAAGAAAGAGCUGUGCACCGAAAAUUUAAAACCACUCUUCCUGCUACAAUAUUAACAAAACCACGGUCAAUCACUGUUUCUGAAGGAGAGACUGCAAGAUUUUCUUGUGACAUUGAUGGGGAGCCAACACCAACAGUGACAUGGAUACAUGCAAGUCAAGCUAUUGUUUCUGCUGGGCGCUACCAAGUUACACGUACACAAUAUAAAUCUACCUUUGAGAUUUCAUCUGUCCAGAGCUCAGAUGAAGGAAGCUACACUGUUGUGGUAGAAAAUUCUGAAGGAAGGCAGGAAGCCCACUUCAGUUUGACUGUACAAAAGAAAAGGGUUCCAGAAAAAGCAAUUACAUCACCUCCAAGGGUCAAAUCUCCUGAGCCUCAUGUGAAGUCCCCAGACAGAGUAAAAUCUCCGAAACGAGUAAAAUCACCUGAACCGUCUCCUGCCCCCUCAAAAGCCAAGUCAACAACUGCAGGGAAAACAACACCAGCAGAGAAAGUAGACUUGCCAGUUGCUGUUCCUCCUAAGAUUAAACAGCAGCUGAAGGUGGAAGCAUCAGGUGAUAAAGUAAAAUUAUUCUGUUCAGUUGAAAGCAGUGUUUUAAGUGUCCGAGAAGUAGCCUGGUACAAAGAUGGCAAGAAACUAAAAGAAGAUAGUCGUCUCAAAUUUCAUUAUGCAGCUGAUGGCACAUAUGAACUUAAGAUCCAUAAUCUCAAGGAAUCUGACCAAGGUGAAUAUACAUGUGAGGUCAUUGGAGAAGGUGGCACCUCUAAAACCAACUUCCAGUUCGUUGGCCAAACUUUUAAAAAUGUCAGUUCUCAGGUUUCAAGUUUAGCCCAAACUGAAAUAUCAGCUCAGAGAGAAGCUGAAAUACUUGAAGUAUCUACUCAGAAGAAAGCUACAGUGACUUCCCAAGAAAAGGCAGUGGUCCAGGAGGAAUUCGUUAAAAAGUCUGUAGUGUCUGAAGAUGUUAAAAAAUCUUAUGCAGAAGUUAAAUCUACUACCACUAAAAUGGCUGUGUCAGAAGGUCAAAAGGCUACCCUUAAAGCAAGUAUUGCUGGAGCUUCUGAUGUAAAAUGGUUGCUGAAUGGAAUAGAACUAACUAAUUCUGAAGAUUAUAGAUAUGGUGUGUCAGGAAGUGAUCAUACUCUGACCAUCAAAAAAACAACACAGAAAGAUGAAGGAAUACUUACCUGUGAAGGAAAGACCGAACAGGGCAUCAUCAAAUGUCACUUUGAAAUGAGUUUUUCAAAAGAUGAUUCAAAUAUUCCAGUUUUUAUCAUGCAACCCAAAUCUCAAAACAUCGAUGAAGGACAAGAUGUGUCGCUUACGUGUGAAGUCUCUGGAGAGCCUUCUCCUGAAAUCAACUGGUUUAAGGAUAACCAACCAAUUUCUCUCUCAGCCAACAUCCGAGUAAGUCGUUCCAAGAAUGUUUAUUCUCUUGCAAUCCACAAAGCCGCAGUGAGCGACAGUGGGAAAUACACAGUCAAAGCGAAAAACUUUCAUGGGCAAUGUUCUGCAACAGCAUCUCUGACUGUCCUCCCUCUAAUUGAAGAACCUCCAAAAGAGGUAGUGUUGAGGACAAGUGGUGAUGCAAGCAUGCAGGAAAGUUUCUCCUCGCAGUCAUUUCAAAUGUCUGCUUCUAAACAAGAAGCUUCGUUCAGCAGUAGCAGCAGUAGCAGCAUGACUGAAAUGAAAUUUGCAAGCAUGUCUGCCAAAAGCAUGUCUUCCAUGAAAGAUUCCUUUGUAGAGAUGAGCUCCAGCAGUAUAAUGGGGAAAUCUAGCCUGACCCAACUGGAGAGUUCAACUAGUAGAAUGAUUAAACCAGGUUUGAGAGGAAUACCACCCAAAAUUGAAGCUCUUCCCAAUGAUAUCUCCAUUGAGGAAGGAAAGGUUCUCACCAUAUCCUGUGCCUUCUCUGGUGAACCUGUUCCUGACAUAACAUGGUCCUGCGGAGGAAAAGACAUUUCUAGUCAGGGUGGUAGAUUCCACAUUGAAACCAGUGAAGAUUUAACCACUCUCAUCAUCAUGGAUGUGCAAAAAAAUGAUGGAGGACUUUAUACAUUGAAUUUAGGAAAUGAUUUUGGCACUGAUUCUGCCACUGUGAAUAUUAACAUUCGAUCGAUUUAGAAGGCUUGGCCUAUUUUAUUUACACUUGACUUUUGCCAAGUGAUUCAUAUGCACUGAAAUAAGUGAUCUGUAAAUAUAUAUUUUUAAAAAAAUAUUUUUAUACCUACCUGAACCAGACAAAGUCCAAAGAAAUACACUAUGACUUAUAGUCAUUAUCAUUUGACUUUGAAACAUUUUUUUUCAUUUGACAUGUACAUACUGUAUAUAGCCGAAGAUAACGGUUAUGGAGUUUUGUACCAUUUAUUUUAUGACAUUUUAAAAUGUAACUUUUGGAACUGUUGGUAGGAGAAAGUUUCUUAGGGAACGAAUACCCUGCUCAACAUUUAACUAAUAUUUGUGCCUCAACAAAAUGUUGAUGUCUAAGAAUGCCUCAACAGGUAGAGAGGCUCCCUGUUGAAGACUUAUUUACCUACAUCUAAGAGAUUAUGCUGUGCACGGUUUCUUUAUACGUGCACGAAUUUAUUUUGAAUCAGAAACAUAAGGCAUUGGUGAGGUUUGCACAUACCCUCCUGUAAGCCACACUUUAAUAUCUUAUGUUCCGUCUGAUCAAUGUCAAACUAUAUUUUGUUCAUGACUGACUCACAAUACUUUGAGCAAAGUGCAAACGGCCAGCAUUUUGUUCACCACCUGUUAAUGUAUUGUUUCUGGCACAUUGACUGCUUGAAUAGCUUUACGAUAAAGUAACAUCACCUGGCUAUCCCCUUGAUUAAGAAAGCUGUUUGGGUACUCAAGUCCAGAAGCAGUACCAACUCUUGGAGGUUCCUAGGAUGCAGUGAUUGUGUGGUAGCAUUAGGAUUUUACUAGAUACUGUCAACUCCAAGCAACUAAGCUUUGAACCACAGUUUAAAGAAAAAUUUAAAACUGUUGCUAUAACAUCACAUUUUGCCCUGAACUUAAAUUUUAAUUAGUUUAAUUAAUGUAGUAGUAAACUGUACUGUUAGCUGUUUUGUUGAACCUCCUUGAGAUAGUAUUGUUCAUUUGAAAUAAAGCAUGCUACCUGCACUUCA